AUGAGCAGCACAGGAACAGUGGAGAGUGGAAAACCUCCAAAGGUGGUUCAUUUUUUCUCAUCAACUCAUUAAAAAAUAAGUUGAAAAUGCAUGUAUUACAUUCACUUCAUUAAUUAUGUCCACCACCCUCCUCUCUCUGCUUUUCCUGUCUUAGAUUGGAUCUGUUGUGGAGGUGAUAGGGAAGGGUCAGCGUGGUACUGUUGCCUAUAUUGGUGCCACCCUCUUUGCCUCUGGAAAGUGGGUAGGUGUCAUACUGAAUGAGCCCAAAGGCAAGAAUGAUGGCACUGUUCAAGGGAAACGCUACUUUACUUGUGAAGAAAAUCAUGGGAUAUUUGUCAGACAGUCUCAGGUAAGUGACAAGAAUAAUGAUGAUAAAAAUGAUGAUUAAAAAAAUGUAUCCAUUUUGCACCCUAACAAAUGUGAUUAACCCAGGCUGCAUCCAGCAAUACAAGAACCUAACAGCAAUAAUCUAGACCAAGAGAACCAAAGAGGUAAAAUGAUACAUAUCAUUAGAAGAUGGAAACAAUUUCAAAAACAGCUCUAGUUCUAAGAACAAUAGAAUAAGUAAAGACUACAAAAAAAAAACAUUAAAGGAAAGAAAAGAAAUGAAUAAUAAUGCAUGUUAAAAAUGAGUUAAUGAUUUAAAGUUGAAAGGGCAUGGGUUGGUUGAUGGUGAAGAAGCCUUCAAUUACACUUGUGUGAUCCUAUAAACUACUGGACUUACAUGGAUAAGGGUUAGGUUGAGAGUAUGGUUUUCAUAUUACUCAUACACCCCCUUGAAAGGAAGAGUAAUGCAUCAACUUUGUUCAGUUGCCAGUGUAUGGUGCAAAGACCCAAAAUUCACUUUUUGGUACCGCUCAAGGUGUCAAAACCCACUGACUUUUCAUUUAAGCCCAACGGUGAUUCAUUCUGACAGACUGAGAUGUAACUUUGUCUCUUCAAGCAGUUAGUGACAUACAUUUUUCCUCAAUUUUUCCCUUAAUUACUUAUUUUUCUUUUAACCCUGUGGCAUAUAGGAAUACCAGUGACACAAAACAUGGAUAUGGAACACUCAAUGACUCAAAGGUCUCAGAAAAUGUAUGUGCCCAUACUAUUUUGUAGUGAGAUAUUAUUGUGAGCCACAAGUUAGAAGAAUGAAUCAGGCGAAAAUCUCAUGUACAGGGUCUCUUUUUUCAAGUAGACGUCAGUGGUUUGUAAUUGGUAUGAGGCAGUACUGUAAAACACUACAAUUAUCCUGAACAUGAGCCCAAACCAGGAUGUACACCAGCCUGAACUUUUCAUCAGGGGGUGGUUUAUUUUAUGAGCUGAUACCUGUGACACAGCUGCUACUCAGGAAAGUCUAUCAUGCCAAAAUGUUAACUACAUAUGUGGACCUUUUAAAAAAUGAUUGCCAAGUUUUGGCACCUUGAGUGGUACUGAAAACUGGUUUGUCCUGUGGACUAUUAAGUAAGCAGGCAUGAAUAUUAUUUACUUUUUAAUUCUGCAACAUAUAAAAAAUGACUUGUAGAAUUAAUUACUGUAAAACUUUGUACUUUUGUAUAAUCCUGUAUUAAAAAAUUCUGUCUUUCAUGUACACAGGCGAUUCCUUUGUGGUCUACCAUGUCCUGAUCAAAGCCUUUUUCCUGUCUGUCAUUGUAAUUUUUAGAUCCAGGUUGUGGAGGAAGGCUCUCCUGACACUCCUGAUUCAGGAAUUGCAAAAAUACUUAGACAAAAAGGUAGACAUUAGCCACCACACACAGUGUUUUAAAGUAACACAAUGAUGCAAAAGUAAAUUUAGCAGUAAAUAACUGUGAAAUAUGUUUUCUCCAGACAGUCCCGAGCCUCAAAAAACAACUAAGCAGGUAGGUAACAACUUGGCAAAUCCUUUUAUUCCUGUCAGCUAAGUGCUGUUGUGCUGCUUCCAUUACAUGCUCUAAAACAUUGUUCCUCACAAUUUUUUUUCACAAGAGCCACAUUGGCAGUGCAAAAUCAAAAGAAGAGCUACUUUUACGACAACAUACAAAGUCACCUUUGCAAAUGUGCAUUUCUACAUAUAAAUUGGACAUCCCACAAAAAAAGAAAUAACACAGCUAAUACAUUUUCAUUUAAGACCAGAUUUACCUUAAUACUGGGAAGAGCGGAACCUGGCAUGCAUGUCCCUGACUCUCUUCAUGUUUCAUUUGUAGUUUGUUGUUGCAAUCACGGUUAGGCAAUUAAGAUGAGCGUAAGAUGAGGUUUUUUGGCCCGCACCAACAUCCACACUAUUUCAUAAGACGUCUUUGUUGAACGUUCUGCAGUGGAGAUUGUCUGGUGGAGAGGAUUUUUGCUGUGAAGUGAAGCUGUGAGCUGUGCUUUUUUCCUCUUUUUUAGUUCACUGCCACGCAGGUAACUUUCAUGGAAUUUUGGAUGCGUCGUUUUCAAAUGGCACUCCAAGUUGCUUUGUUUAAAACCGGCAUGGGUUUGUUUGCAUAUUAAACACAGGUUUCAUGGCAUGCAAAACAAAUAAGAAUUUGUCUGUCCACUUGUCUUGAAAUUUUCCGUGCUCAUCUUGUAUUCUUGGUAUUUUUAGUUUCUUACUAGGUAAAGUUACACCUGCUGUUUGCCUGCUCGUCCCCUCUCUAGUGUUUUUCCGCUGAUUUUUGUUUGCUGCUUCCUCAGACUAAUUUUCCUCAUCCAGGCCUCUAUUCGUUACAACACUGUGUGUCUGUCCUUCUGGUUUUUGAGCUCAUUAUUAAUAAACAGUCAGUUUUGUGUUUCAUGCUGGCUAGGGGAGCUAACGUAGCCUGCCUGCAAACUUGCGCUGCAGUCAAGUGUUGUAACAAUGCCACAUGGCAUGCAGGCUGUGUUGCCAGGUUUGACAAUGUCCCCUUUAGAAAGCAUCAUUAAGGCUUGAAAUACUUCUUGCACCUUCAUUAUUUGGGUGAAGGGAGAAGUAUAAUUCAGAUGUUUGCGUUUUUGCAGUGUUGUAUGUUUAUGUAGCACAUUUGAAAAAAAAUUAUUGGCUGUGUUACCUCAUAGGAUGCGAGCCACCAAUUAUUGCUUGACCAGCUGCAUGUGGCUCGGGAGCCGCGCAAUGAGUAACUCUGCUGUUUACAUAAUUUUGAGAAGCUGGCUUUAACAAGUAAGCCUUGCCCAGACUUGAGUUCUUAAAGUCCAACUCUGAUCGUUUUGUUUUUUUGCUACUUAAAGUGUUCUCAGUGGUCUUUAAAUUGUGAUUUUGAAGUUUUUAGCCAAAAUCAUGUUUUCCACUUUUCUUCUGGGGAGCUCCAGUAGAUUAAUAGCAAUUCACCUCUGAGUUGUGGGCGGAGACAGCGCUGCUCUGCACACUCGUCUUCACGUUAGUUUGCAGCCUAACAUUGCAGGUGUAGUCAAAGUGGCAGGUAACAUAGGAGCUAUUGAGCUCUUGGACACUAACAUCUUUAGGGACACGUUGAAAGCUAAUACCACAAUUAGCUUUCUUACGAGCAUUGCAAUCCACCAACGCACAUGCUUGGCCUGCAUAGUGGGGCUCCGGGGGUGGAGCUUGGAUUGGUUACUUAUGAAUUCUCAAUGUUUCUGAACCUGUCGUUUAAGUCUGCCAGAGAUUCACAGUGAUUUGAGUGAAGAAAUACUCAGAAAAGCAAUUUCGCAUUUAGUUUUCUCAUGAUAUGUCCUGUAGCAUCAGAAAAAUGCCAUAUAAACAUAUAAAUAACAUGAAAAAAACAUGAUUUUCAUUGGAGUGGGUCUUUAAUAAGUUUAUGAUGAUGAUUUGGCAUGAGCACUGGCCCUUUUAUAAAGCAUUUCAAAUGUUUAAAUUGUAUUUGAAAAGAUCAAUGACACAAGCCAAAACAUUUUUUACAGUGUAUUGAUUUGUCAAACAAUGCACUCCGGUCUUUUAUUUGCUUGAUUACAUUGGAGAGAGUUUUUGUUUUGCAUAGCACCAAUAGGUUUGAUUCAGUAUUUUUGUUUUAUUAAUAUCUUUGCAGACACCAGUGAAUGUUAAAAAGGAAGAAACAAUUUUGCUUUUGAUUGGUUCUAAUAAAACUUAUACGAUAACUUAUACAUUUCAGUUAACCUUUCACCUUUUGGAAAUUUUCAUGGACAUUUUGACAUCACUUGCAAAGGAUAUGUCAUUUACUCAAUUUUUUCCCUUCUAUUUUCUUGGUCAAAGCUAGGUUUUGCCCCCAGUAGCGGUUCUAGGCACGGGCGAACAGGGCAGCCGCCCGGGGCGGCAUUUGUGUCAUGACUCAUGGGGGGCGGCACGAGCACUUCCAAAAAAAUAAAAUAAAAGAUAAUAAUAAUAAAUCUUAACCGCAAAGCGGUUUUGUAUUAACUCUUGUUGUCAAAUUGGCGCCCUCCCGCUGCUGUAGGCGCCCCUGCUUGCUCCGAAGGUGCUGCACAGAGGUUGACAGACUGUGUGAGACGAGGCGGGGAGAGAGUCGCGGGGGGACAGCUCUGCUCUGUGUACGCAUGUCAGCGGGAGCGCGGAUACGUCAUUUUGUAGUUUUUUAAUCAUUUCCGGAGUCGCGGUGAAUGAAAUCACCUUACCCGUCUGCCUUUGAUAGGCGAAUAAAGCGCUCGGGUUCAUGCUCGGAUCUUGCUACGUGCUUGAUGAGCUUCAUGAGUAAAGUAAACAAUGACUGAGGCAGAGAGCAGCUUCAGAGGAGAAACAUCCAGCAGUGUGAACAACCUCUUCAUAUGGAGUGCUUUGGCUCACAGUAUCAGCGUUUUCUGUGAGUGUUGCAUGACUUUGGGUGAGAACAGAGAUGAACACACUGUCAGCCACGUAUUUAUUUAUUCAUUUUUUAGUUUUUAGUUCUGCUUUUGUACUGGCACUAUACUGGGGCAGCUGUAUACCCUUUCAACACCUUAUUUUCUAUAUUUACAUUUGUAUUGAAUGGACACUUUAUCAUGACUGCCACUUGUUUUACAGAAAGCAAAUUAUUUGUCAUUCUCCAGCGCAGAGCCUUUACUUUUAUUUAUACAGCCGCUUUAUUUCAUUUGAGUUUGUUUGUUCAAGGUUUUCAAAAAUGUGAUGAAGGUUCGCAAAACUAAAAGAGAGCUUUCUUGCUCGCCCGGGGAGUAAUUUGGUCUAGAACCGCCACUGUUUGCCCCUUUCGGAUAUGCACACAGUUCCUGAAAAAUUUCAGAAAUUACCAAAUUGGGCUGUGUGCGUGAACAGGAUUUUACAUAGAAUAUAAUAUUCUGUAUAAUAUUUCCUGCCAGUCCCCUAGUAUCAUUUUGGGGUAAGUCCUUGUAAGCGCAUGUGGAGUGCCUCAUGCUGCUGUCCUGUCUGGCUUUGCUGCUUGGCUAAAAUAUGCUGUAGUAUCACAAAUCAAUAGCAAAGGUGGCCUGUCUGCACUAUUUAUUAAAGUUUUCAGGUCAUUAACAGGAAUAGAUUUGCUAUGACGCAAAGACAGCCUCUUAAGAUACACUGGUGGGAAACAUUUAUUUAGGAGAGGUCUUCUCUAGUCCUCUACCCGUCACUCAGCUAAGGUGAGCUUGCGUACAGCAUAAGGUGCAAACUGUAUCAAACAAAGUGACCUAAAAAAGUUUAGAUUGUUUUUAGGUUUUAACUUUACAACAUGCUAAGAAAGCAAAAUAAUAUAUUUGAAGCGGUAAUUUAAGCCCUUUCAAAUUCUUGCACUUAGUUUAAUGGACUUUAUUUAUGUCACUUUUCCUCAUCCUCUGACCACUCAAAGCACCUAAACAUAUUCAGUUGUUACCACCACAUACAUCUACUUCGCAACAGCUGCCCUUUGUGUCGUGUGAUAAAUUGUACAUAGGCUUUUUUCAUAGAGCCCAUUUGCUGGGCUUCUUAUUACUCAAAGUGCUUUCCCAUUAGAUGUCACAUUUACCCACUCACACCACUUCCACACACUGAACUGACUCCAAUAUAAAAGUGAGAGGAGGAUUUUCAGGGAAAACAUAAACUUGCCAUGUUUUUAGCUUGUCUUCGUUAAGACAUUUUUGGCUCUACAAACAAAAAAAUUGUAUCUUGUUCAGCAGAGUCUUAUGGUUCUCACAAGUUCCUUAUAAUAGGGACAGCACUUACAGAGGAAGACUCUUGAGCACCCUUUCUCCUGCUGUACUGAUGCAUUUACCUUCACCAUGGCAACCAAUUAGUGCAUCUGGAGUAGGGCUGAAUUGUUUAACAUCUUUUGGUCAAAAUGGCGAUUUCAGACAGCACGAUCAUAUAACUGCCAAAGCUGCUUUUUCAUUUAUUUUUUAUUUUUUGCUGUGCUCCUGACUGACCCAGAAUUAGUUAUGUAAACAACUUUACAUAUACAUGCUGUCUCCCUACUGUCCUGCCAGACUCACCCAUCAGAAGCGGCAUAUGCUACUCAUGGACAGGUCACAAAUAAUUAGUAUUAACCCGCUCUCCAUGUUUUGAAACAUAAACGUGUUUUUAAAAUGGCUUCAGCGCAACCAGAGCAGAGUUGGGUGAUUUAAUCCCCAAGAAAAGUGUCACGGCAGUCCUUUGGGAGUAUUUUUGAUUUGAGGCUGCAGAUGUGCACUAGAAACGGGUACUGUGUUGUGCUAAAGUUGCUACAUCCAGUGGAAACACAACCAACUUAUACUGGCACUUAAAUAAAUCACCACAGGCACUUGCAUGAGGAGUGCAUGACGAAAAAGUUUGGUGAAAAGUUUAGUGAACAUGAGUCUCAGGCACAUUUUAGAAACAACGAUGACUGCAAUUACAACAUCGUUUGCCAAUGUAAGCCUGAAUGACAAGAGCAGCUGGAGAAACAGGGAAAUAACGACUGCCAUAACACAAUAGGGGAGAGUGUAUGGAGCCAGAUCAGGCUCAAAAGUAGUGAAAAGUAGUGUAAGUGAAAAAAUAAAAAGUGAAGUGAAAAAAUAAGAUUUGAACCUGAAAAAAAUAAAAUGGUACCUGAAAGUCUUGAAUUUCGAAAUUGAACUUUGAAAAAUCCCAGAGUGCAUGAAAAAAAUCUGUUCAAAUGUAACUUUGAUUCUGUUUUUUAAUACUUUUGAAUAAAUUACUUUUUUCUAUUUUUCACUUCAAUGUAUAUUUCGAUCUUGGAGUACUUUUUUUUUUUCAAUUGAAUUUUAUUUAUUUAUUUAUUUCAGAUUCAGAUCUUAUUUUUACGGAUUCAAAACUUUUUUUUCGGUUUCAGAUUUUUUUUUUUCAGAUUCAGAUCUUCUGUUUUCGGAUUCAACUUGAAAAGUUUCAGGUUCACUUUUGACCCUGUUUUUCCGUGGGGGCGGGCCUCGACUGAGAGGGGCGCGGUCUGCCAUGAGUGACAGGCCUCCCCCUCCUUCCCCACCCCAUCACCCUGCGUUCAGGAAGUGGCAUGAAUACACAUUAGCUUAGCCUACAAUUAGGCUGUAUUGGCUGAAUGAGAUCGUGUUGGUUCGUUCCACUUUAGUGAUGCAAUAUAAACUGUGAUUCAUAAAAAAGCUCUAUUGAUAGUAAGUACUAAAAAAAAUAUAUCUACUCAUGCCAUCCAGUCGAUUUUUAGUAAUCAGUGUUUCGGUGUCGAACUAUUUCCUUUCUGCGGUGUAUAGGCUGUAUUGGGACAGAGGAAAAAGUGCUUAGAAAGUGAAUCUCGUUCCACUUCAGUGAGGAAACAUUUGACGCUUUUCAUCUAGGCACUUUUUCCUUUGUCCCAAUACAGCUUAUGACCUCGAGCGAAGUUUCUUUCGCGUGGAUGCAUCGGCGAUGCUGCGCUAAGGGUUUGACUGACCCGUGGCUGCAUCACGUUCAUGUUUCUCAAACCCCUUUUGCAAAUAAAUCGCUGGUAGCAUGUCAUGUGAAACCCAGCGUCAUCAGGAACGUUGUCAAAGUUGAUAUCAACGCAAAGUUUAUAAGUUUCUGCAAGGUCCUUUGUCUCACCCUGUAGAGAAAGCCACUUUCUAAUACUAGUUCUGUAAGUUUCCCAACGUGUCCUUGUAAAGUCGAGAACGUCUUCACUCUGGACAGAUGACAGACGCAUAUAGCAUCGUUUCGCUCCUUUUUUAUGCACUUUUUAAGGCGGUUUUCUUUUGUUCCUUUUCUUUUCUUCCUCUUCGCUUGUCUCGCUGCGAGAUGCGGUCGUCGCCAUGUUUGUUUAUUUCUGAUACUAUGGCAACGAGACUCGGCUCCUAUUGGUCCAUGUGACAAAAAUCGCUUCACCCCCUGCAUAUUCGAUUGCGCUUGUGCAAGUAUCACUGCACUGCAGAAAGGAAAGAGUUCGACACUGAAACACUGAUUACUAAAAAUCGACAGGAUGGCAUGAGUAGAUAUAUUUUUUUUAGUACUUACUAUCAAUAGAGCUUUUUUAUGAAUCACAGUUUAUAUUGCAUCACUAAAGUGGAACGAACCAACACGAUCUCAUUCAGCCAGUACAGCCUAAUUGUAGGCAAAGCUAAUGUGUAUUCAUGCCACUUCCUGAACGCAGGGUGAUGGGGUGGGGAAGGAGGGGGAGGCCUGUCACUCAUGGCAGACCGCGCCCCUCUCAGUCGAGGCCCGCCCCCACGGAAAAACAGGGUCAAAAGUGAACCUGAAACUUUUCAAGUUGAAUCCGAAAACAGAAGAUCUGAAUCUGAAAAAAAAAAAUCUGAAACCGAAAAAAAAAGUUUUGAAUCCGUAAAAAUAAGAUCUGAAUCUGAAAUAAAUAAAUAAAAUUCAAUCGAAAAAAAAAGUACUCCAAGAUCGAAAUAAACAUUGAAGUGAAAAAUUGAAAAAAGUAAUUUAUUCAAAAGUAUUAAAAAACAGAAUCAAAGUUACAUUUGAACAGAUUUUUUUCAUGCAUUAUGGGAUUUUUCAAAGUUCAAUUUCGAAAUUCAAGACUUUCAGGUACCAUUUUAUUUUUUUUCAGGUUCAAAUCUUAUUUUUUCACUUCACUUUUUAUUUUUUCACUUACACUACUUUUCAAUACUUUUGAGCCUGAUCUGGCUCCAUAAGAGUGGGGUGAGUUGUGCCAGUUUUUACUUAAAGUGUCUUUAAAGCAAGUGGAUGACUGUAAUACCUCUAACUAAAAUAUGUACUGUACAUACACAACAGGCCAAAAGUUUGGAAGCAAGAUCAGAUUUGUACAAAAAAAGAUCAUAGCUUCAUUAAUAUACUUUGCAACACAAUAAACAUGACUAUUGUGUAAAGAGUAAUUUAUCAGGAGACAUUUUGACUAUAAUUAUUAGGUAUUUGAGUUAUAGUUGCUUAGACUUUGCUUUCUUUAUAGUAACCUCCUCAGGCUUUAACAACAUUUUGGCAUAUACGAGGCAUUCGUUCCACACGUUUUCUCAGGUAUGUUCCAUGGAUUGCAUUCCAAGCUUUCUUAAGUUCAUUAAAAAGGCACUGCUGAUUCGUGGGACACGCCUUUCUGACCGAUCGAUCCAAUUCAUCCCGCACAAGCUCUGUUGGAGAAAGGUCUGGAGACUGAGGGGGCCAAACCAUCUUUUGAAGAACACCUUCCUCUUCUUUUUUGUCUACGAAACUCCGACAGAGCUUGGCAGAAUGCUUAGGGUCAUUGUCUUGCUGCAAAACAAAUUUCUGAGCCACAAGUCUGAGUCCAGAUCGAACAGCAUGGUGCAGUAGUGCAGGCCUUUUUCUAUCGUCAUAACUUCCAGGUUCCUCUAGUCUCCUUAGAGUGUAGUGGACUUCUUUGUUAGACACCAUUAAGCGUUUUGCAAUUUUCUCAUUCUGUGCAUCCUUCUUUCCUCAAUGUACACAUCUGUACUUUUGUUUCUCUACUCAGUUGCUUCUUUCUAGCCAUUUCUGCAGUAGUUUGAUGCAGUUGAGAUUUAUUAGGAUUUUUUUUUUUUAUACAGACUCUCAAAAGCCAAAAAGUUGAAGUGAAUAAUCCAACAGUGAAUUGUUUUUUUUUGCUUUUGCACUGAAGUUGUGACUCUUGCAAAUGUUUUAGACCCUGCAACUAAGGCCUUAUUUUCUUUUGCUGACAUAUAUUUAGCAAUGGUCUGUUAACAUCAAUGUAUAUCUAAAGGUAAAUGGAGUCAAAUGGUGCAUUUCCAUGAAAGCAACAUCUGAUCAUGGAGUAAAUACAUCCCAAAAUACAUAAAACUCAUGCUGGAUUUUAAAAAAAGCAUUGUGAACAAAAACUUGAAGUUACUCCCAACUGUUCAGCCUGUAAUGGCCUUGCUUCCAAACUUUUGGCCUGUAGUGUAUAUUUCAGGAUGUAGUGCAUCCCUGGGAUCAAUCACUUUGGAUCGUAAAUGAACUGUUUAAGUGAGAAAUAUAGCUUUAGAAAAACAGGUGGUCUUGUGGCACAACUUGCUCCCGGUGUGGGGUAUAUUGUGCCUUUUGGAGAGAAUACACCGGGGUAAUUUGUGCUAUUGAUUAUUAGAGUAAAAUCGAUCAUUUUUAUCUUACAAGCAGCAAUGCUAUAUAAAAGUUAGACAAAUUCAAUACAAAAUGACUUAUUUAACAUUUAUUUAAAGAUUUUACAACAUCAAAGUAUGCAAGAACUGGUACUUGGGUAAAGGAUUAAGUUCCAUCUAUUGAUAUCUGCUAUAGUUUUUUUUUUUUUUUUGAGGGGGCCAUAGUUAAUUUCUUCUCAUUUUGCUAAGUCUAAAGGAAGGAGAAUUCCCAAGUAUUUUAUAGAACUUUUGUCCCAGUCCAGAUGGUAAAUGGAGCAGAGAAUUUGAGGAGAAUCAAAAUGAAAACUAAGGACCUGGUUUUUUUUUCUUAUUUAAUUUAGACCCCGAGUAUGACCCGUACUCAUCUAAAAUAGACAUCAACUCUGGAAGAGAUUCUGUCGAAUUUGAAAGGCUUAUUAGCACGUCAUCCGUGAAAAGGGUCAGUUUUUGUUCACCUGCUGCCAUGUUUAUGUUUGUGAUCUUGUUGUUCUGUCUAAUCCAUUGUGCUCAAUAAAAAUUGCAAAUAAUAUUGGACUUAGGGGACAGCCCUGUUCAAGUAGUGACUCCAUUUUCUGGUUGGUAUUAACCUGAGGUUGAGCAUAUAAUUUUUCAUUAUAUGCUUUAAAACAGUCUUUAAUUUCCUGAAUUUGGUAGUGAAUUACCUUGGUUUUGGGGUCCCUUAACUUGAGUAUUGCAUUGUUUGCCUGUUGUUUUCUUAGCCUGUAUGCUAAAAGUUUUGAAUAUUUGCUGCCCCCUUAGUAGUAUUUUUGUUUUGUAUAAAUUAAUUUCUUUUGAAUCUCUUGGGAGUAUAACUCUUCAAUCUGAUUCCUUUUCUUCUUUAUUUCUAUUUUAACCUUUGGGUCUGUUGACUCUUUGUGUUCAAAUUCUGGGUUUUUAAGUUCAGUCUGGAGUGUGUUAAUUUUUUCUUCUCUUUGUUUCUACAAAAAAGACUUCACUGCAAUCACCCUCCCUCUCAUGACUGUCUUACAGGCAUCCUAGAGUAUGGCGGAGAAACCUUUCUAUUAUCGUUAAACUCCAAGUUUUCUUUAAUUUCUCUUGCAAAUUAUUCUGUCCUGUUGUUGUUGAGUUCACAAGAGUUUAAUUUCCAAUGUGACAGCUUCCUUCUAUCGGUAUUUUUUAUGGACAGAUAGAGUGGGGAGUGAUCUGACAGGUCCAUUGCUUCAAUAUGGCAGUCAUGUACUUUGCUAUUCUAGAAUAUGUUGAGUGAGGAGAUGAAUAAAAGCUAUAGUCUUUGGCUGAUGGCUUUAGGUGUCUCCAAACAUCAAUUAGUCCUAUUUCUGAUAGUAGUAGAUUAAUUUACUUUAUUGUUUUUUGGGGGCGGUACAUUGUUGUCACUGUUGAGUCAAGGUUUGGGUUGAAUGCAUAGACUGUAUAUACUAUGGACAACUUGGUUCCACCUUCCGCCUGUAUACGGAUUUCAAGCCAAAAAGCUCUCAGUAUUUUCGGGAUUUUUCUUCAUUUCCUGAAACCAGCGCUUCGCAGUUGUGCGCAUUCGGUGGGAGAGUCGGCAAGAGUGGCUGUGAUGACGUGCGUCAAACGGCGUAUCCUCCAGGUGAUAAGCAAUCCCUGAACGCCAAUAGGCUGUAUUAGGUGUCAAUCAAAGACUAGGGCCCCGUUUGGGCACUGGCGGGCCCGAGCCGUGUCGCGCCGCCCCCAGCGCGACCGCCUACCCCUCCCGAUCGCGUCACACUCAAGGUCCUAAGAUGGUGUGCGCACUUGUCUGUGGUCAUUUACCAUUAUAAUGAAUGGGAGGCGCAGUUUCUACCAAAACGCUUGCUGCAGACAAACUCCAUGUCCUUUUUGAAAAAAGUCUGGACCAUGAGUGAGGGCACAAACACAGCUAGUAUAUAUCCAAAUGGCAAGUUGCUCCUCCUUUCAGUUUUGCAGAGAGAGCGAUGCGUUUGAGCCAUUGAGCGAUGGGCAGGAAAAACUUGACUUUUUCUCCUGCCAUGGGGGGGCGCUCUUUUGGGGAGAAAAAAUUCCUUCACAAAUGUGUUGAUGGCUGAACAUUGCAUCAUCCUAGAAAACUAGGAUGUGAGGACAAAAACAAUUAGGGCCCCGUUGGGGCACUGGCGGGCCCGAGCCGUGUCGCACCGCCCCAAGCGAGACCGCCUACCCCUCCCGAUCGCGUCACACUCAAGGUCCUAAGAUGGUGUGCGCACUUGUCUGUGGUCAUUUACCAUUAUAAUGAAUGGGAGGCGCAGUUUCUACCAAAACGCUUGCUGCAGACAAACUCCAUGUCCUUUUUGAAAAAAGUCUGGACCAUGAGUGAGGGCACAAACACAGCAAGUAUAUAUCCAAAUGGCAAGUUGCUCCUCCUUUCAGUUUUGCCGAGAGAGCAAUGCGUUUGAGCCAUUGAGCGAUGGGCAGGAAUAACUUAACUUUUUCUCCUGCCAUGGGGGGGGCGCUCUUUUGGGGAGAAAAAAUUCCUUCACAAAUGUGUUGAUGGCUGAACAUUGCAUCAUCCUAGAAAACUUGGAGGCCAGUGAGGACAAAAAUAAAAAGUUAUAAGACUUUUAAAAAUGUGGAUAUUUGGGUCCUCUUUGGCGCCCCCUAGAACGUAAACUGUGGGGUGCAGCAUCAUGAUUUUUACAACUUUGAAUGGCCAUGGGGUGUAGAUUUGCCUGAGCAAAUUUGGUGUCAGUGGGACGAAAGCCUUAGGAGGAGUUAGCCACAUUCCAAUGUGUGCGAAUCGGCAAAAAAUGCGAAAUAGCCCUUUAACCGUACAUUUUAACGAUACGCGCACAUUGACUUUUUUGUAGAUCUUAUUGAGAUACACAUAAUUGUCAAAUUUUGUGUCAAAAUGACAAAGCGUACAGGCGUGACACUCAACAAUGUGUAUUUUCGCCUUAGGGGACAAGAAAAAAUGGACUUUUUUCUCCUGCCAUGGGGGGGCGCUCUUUUGGGGAGUAAAAAUUCCUUCACAAAUGUGUUGAUGGCUGGACAUUGCAUCAUCCUAGAGAACUUGGAGGCCAGUGAGGACAAAAAUAAAAAGUUAUAAGACUUUUAAGAAUGUGGAUUUUUGGGUUAUGUUUGGCGCCCCCUAGAACCUAAACCGUGGAGUGCAGCGUCAUGAUUUGUACAACUUUGAAUGGCCAUGGGGUGUAGAUUGGCCUGAGCAAAUUUGUUGGCGGUGGAACGAAAGCCUUCGGAGGAGUUAGUUUUCGCCAGUGGGAAGUGGGCCAUUUUCCAGUUUAAAGCGGAGGAAAAAUAAUAACUAGGGCCCCGUUAGGGCACUGGCGGGCCCGAGCUGUGUCGCGCCCCCCCCCCAACGCGCUGCCUCCCCGUCCCAUUCGCGUCGCGUCCUCUGGCCAUCGUCCUCCCUGGUAACGCCCAUCACUGCAAAGACCCUUUUCCUUCAUCGGCGUUUGCUGUUCUUCCUGCCAGUGCGUGUUGCUUUCACUUACACUUGCCACAGCCAGCCUCGUGAGUGCCUAGCCUAUUGGAUAUCACUGUCACCUACACAGGACAGUCAUUACCUUUCUAUUAAUACUUUGUUUUUUAAUUUCACAUUAAUUUCCAUAUUGUAUAAACGACUGGAAAAAACUUGAGCCCCUGCCCCUGUAUAAUCAUGUGCACGUCCCUGUUCUAGCUCCAAGGUGAAUCUUCACUGCUCAUUUUCUCCUCAGAAGCAGUCACCUCACUCCCCUCAGGUUACUGUACACAUGCACCAACUGCCUGCUUCAGGUUUGGAUGGAGCUUCAUGGUUGUCUUUUGGAGAAAUGAGCAGUCACGUUGUGUUUGAAAUUUGAUUUUUUUUCAGGGGCAAAAGGAAGUCUCUGCAUUCUUGUCAAAUAUGUAGAUAGCAUGUUUUUGCAGGUGCUAAAAAACAGACUCUGAGUGUGUGUGUGUGUGUGUGUCUGUGUGUGUGUGUGUGUGUGUAUCCUGCAGUACUCUGAGAAGAAUAAUAAGCAUAUUUCUGAGGUGAAUUUUGAAGAUUCAUCUGAGAGUUAGGUUUGAUUCGAUUCGAUUGACGCUCCCCAGCUUUCAAGUCACAUGACAUAUUUAACCGGAUGUAGCUGCAAGACGGAGCCUCGUUAACUCUCCGUUUCAACUUAUCUCAAAAGUGAGGACCUCAACCUAUAUACCAGUUUUUAAAUUUUGUUGAUAGGCCAAAUAAAACCAGAGUUAUGAUAAAUUAUGUCCGCGAUACUUUUUUUCUGCUUAUUUUGAUCACGUUCGGCGCUCGAUCGCGCUGUAUGAGACAGGAAAACAUAGCAUGCAGGUUAGCGACAGGUCUUACAGGCGGAAAAGGCUUGCCAAAAGAAAAAAAAAAACACACCACAACAUCUCUCCUAUUGGUGGAAAACUUCAUGGUGACUGAUUGACAAGGGGCGGGCGCUUACGUUCUUCCUGCAACAUGAGAAGGGAGGGAGGGACUCUUAGCAGGGAUGCAGUCUGGGACACGUAGUUGCAAACCUAGCGACUUUGUUGUUAGAUUCAAUGACUUUUCAGACCCCCUAACGACUUUUUUUUAGAAAGAAAGGGACUUUUAUCGACUUCUUCUGGAGUUUAGAGACUCUGACAUGAAGCAGGCUUUCCUUACUGAGGAGUUAGCAACGCUGCUAAGGGUGCAGAGCCACACAUGCGCUCAGAGCUCUGCAUGGGAGACUGAAGCUGACAGAGCUGCAGCAGUUAGCAGGUUUCACCCUCAGAGACCACCAGGGGUUCAUGUUGAGGCAUUUUAAUUUUUUUUUUUUUUUGUGCCAUAGACACUGUCAGCACAAUCUGCAGUUACACUAACAAAAAUGCUGCAAAAAACAAAGAAUUAUGGAAAAAUUACACAUGGACUGACAUAGAGGAGGAUCUACACAAGUUUUUUACAUCAUGUUUUACAUCAUGCAUCAUUUACAUCAUGUUUUUUUGUAGUGGCAUAAAUAAAAAGUGACAUUUGUGAGACUAUACAGUGUUUUGUAAAUAAUUUUACAAAGAACACCUGAGCCAUUGCCUGCAUUUUGAUGUAAAUAGAGGUAAAUUACUAUGUUCUUUGUUAAAAAUUUGCAUAUGUUUUGAAGUUUACAAUUUUUAUUUGAAGUUAAAGUUUUAAAAACAGUUCAUCACACAUAUUUGUGGUUUUCACAGUAAAAAUGUUACUUUUUUCCACUCGGAUUUUAUGUUUUGUGUGUGAAUUUGGGUCCAUUGUGUAAAUUCAGUAUGUCAACAUGAUAAAAUAACUGUAAAUUCGCACAGGUGAGGUUGUGCUGAAAAAAAUGAUACCAGGCAAGGCACGUGAUUGUCAAAUUUUGUGUCAAUAUGACAAAGCGUAUAGGCGUGAAUCUCAACAAUAUGUAUUUUCACCUUAGGGGACAAGAAAAAAUGGACUUUUUUCUCCUGCCAUGGGGGGGCGCUCUUUUAACAAGAAAAAACUCCUUCACAAAUGUGUUGAUGGCUGGACAUUGCAUCAUCCUAGAAAACAUGGAGGCCAGUGAGGACAAAAAUAAAAUGUUAUAACACUUUUAAGAAUAUGGAUAUUUGGGUCAUCUUUGGCGCCCCCUAGAACGUAAACCGUGGGGUGCAGCGUCAUGAUUUUUACAACUUUGAAUGACCAUGGGGUGUAGAUUGGCCUGAGCAAAUUUGGUGUCAGUGGGACGAAAGCCUUAGGAGGAGUUAGCUACAUUCCAAUGUGUGCGAAUCGGCAAAAAAUGCGAAAUAGCCCUUUAACCGUACAUUUGACAGAUACGCCCGCAUUGACUUUUUCGUAGAUCUUAUUGAGAUACACGUGUGUGUCGAAUUUUGUGUCAUUUUGACAAAGCGUACAGGCAUGACACUCAACAAUGUGUAUUUUCACCUUAGGGGACAUGAAAAAAUUGACUUUUUUCUCCUGCCAUGGGGGGGCGCUCUUUUGGGGAGUAAAAAUUCCUUCACAAAUGUGUUGAUGGCUGUACAUUGCAUCAUCCUAGAGAACUUCGAGGCCAGUGGGGACAAAAAUAAAAAGUUAUAAGACUUUUAAGAAUGUGGAUUUUUGGGUCAUCUUUGGCGCCCCCUAGAACCUAAACCGUGGGGUGCAGCGUCAUGAUUUGUACAACUUUGAAUGGCCAUGGGGUGUAGAUUGACCUGAGCAAAUGUGGUGCCGGUGGAACGAAAGCCUUCGGAGGAGUUAGCGAAAUUCCAAUGUGUGCAGAUCGGCAAAAAUGCGAAAUAAACCUUUAACCGUACAUUUGACAGAUACGCCCGCCCUGACUUUUUCGUAGAUCUUAUUCAGAUACACGUGUAUGUCAAAUUUUGUGUCAUUUUGACAAAGCGUACAGGCAUCAGGUGAAAAUUUCACCUUAGGGGGCGCUAUGGAGCCAUUUUGCAUUUUAUUGUUUGGGCGACUUCAGAAUAUCGAAUUUUUCACCAGGCCCGGUCGUCCUGCCAAAUUUCAUGAGUUUUCGCCAGUGGGAAGUGGGCCAUUUUCCAGUUUAAAGCGGAGGAAAAAUAAUAACUAGGGCCCCGUUGGGGCACUGGCGGGCCCGAGCCAUGUUGCGCCACCCCCAGCGGGACCGCCUCCCCCUCCCGAUCCCGUCACUCUCAAGGUCCAAAGAUGGUGUGCGCACUUGUCUGUGGUCAUUUACCAUUAUAAUGGAUGGGAGGCGCAGUUUCUACCAAAACGCUCGCUGCAGACAAACUCCAGGCCCUUUUUGAAAAAAGUCUGGACCAUGAGUGAGGGCACAAACACAGCUAGUAUAUAUCCAAAUGGCAAGUUGCUCCUCCUUUCGGUUUUGCCGAGAGAGCGAUGCGGUUGAGCCAUUGAGUGAUGGGCAGGAAAAACUUGACUUUUUCUACUGCCAUAGGGGGGCGCUCUUUUGGGGAGUAAAAAUUCCUUCACAAAUGUGUUGAUGGCUGAACAUUGCAUCAUCCUAGAAAACUUGGAGGCCAGUGAGGACAAAAAUAAAAAGUUAUAAGACUUUUUAGAAUGUGGAUUUUUGGGUUAUCUUUGGCGCCCCCUAGAACCUAAACCGUGGGGUGCAGCGUCAUGAUUUGUACAACUUUGAAUGGCCAUGGGGUGUAGAUUGACCUGAGCAAAUGUGGUGCCGGUGGAACGAAAGCCUUCGGAGGAGUUAGCGAAAUUCCAAUGUGUGCGGAUCGGCAAAAAUGCGAAAUAAACCUUUAACCGUACAUUUGACAGAUACGCCCGCGCUGACUUUUUCGUAGAUCUUAUUCAGAUACACGUGUAUGUCAAAUUUUGUGUCAUUUUGACAAAGCGUACAGGCAUCAGGUGAAAAUUUCACCUUAGGGGGCGCUAUGGAGCCAUUUUGCAUUUUAUUGUUUGGGCGACUUCAGAAUAUCGAAUUUUUCACCAGGCCCGGUCGUCCUGCCAAAUUUCAUGAGUUUUCGCCAGUGGGAAGUGGGCCAUUUUCCAGUUUAAAGCGGAGGAAAAAUAAUAACUAGGGCCCCGUUGGGGCACUGGCGGGCCCGAGCCAUGUUGCGCCACCCCCAGCGGGACCGCCUCCCCCUCCCGAUCCCGUCACUCUCAAGGUCCAAAGAUGGUGUGCGCACUUGUCUGUGGUCAUUUCCCAUUAUAAUGAAUGGGAGGCGCAGUGUGCGGAUCUGCAAAAAAUGUGAAAUAACCCUUUAACCGUAAAUUUGACAGAUAUUCCCGCACUGACUUUUUUGUAGAUCUUAUUGAGAUACAUGUGUUUGUCAAUUUUUGUGUCAAUAUGACAAAGCGUACAGGCGUGACAGUCAAUAGUGUGAAUUUUCACCUUAGGGGGCGCUAUGGAGCCAUUUUGCAUUUUAUUAUUUGGGCGACUUCAAAAUAUCGAAUUUUUCACCAGGCCUGGUCGUCCUGCCAAAUUUCAUGAGUUUUCGCCAGUGGGAAGUGGGCCAUUUUCCCCUUCAAAGAGGAGGAAAAACUAGGGCCCCGGUGGGGCACUGUCGGGCCCGAGCCACGUCGCGCCGCCCCCAGCGCGACCGCCUCCCCCUCCCGAUCGCGUCACACUCAAGGUCCAAAGAUGGUGUGCGCACUUGUCUGUGGUCAUUUCCCAUUAUAAUGAAUGGGAGGCGCAGUUUCUACCAAAACGCUCGCUGCAGACAAACUACAUGUCCUAUUUGAAAAAAGUCUGGACCAUGAGUGAGGGCACAAACACAGCUAGUAUAUAUCCAAAUGGCAAGUUGCUCCUCCUUUCGGUUUUGCAGAGAGAGCGAUGCGUUUGAGCCAUUGAGCGAUGGGCAGGAAAAACUUGACUUUUUCUCCGCUCUUUGGCGAGUAAAAAUUCCUUCACAAAUGUGUUGAUGGCUGGACAUUGCAUCAUCCUAGAAAACUUGGAGGCCAGUGAGGACAAAAAUAAAAAGUUAUAAGACUUUUAAAAAUGUGGAUAUUUGGGUCCUCUUUGGCGCCCCCUAGAACGUAAACUGUGGGGUGCAGCGUCAUGAUUUGUACAACUUUGAAUGGCCAUGGGGUGUAGAUUGACCUGAGCAAAUUUGAAGCCGAUGGGACAAAAGAUUUAGGAGGAGUUAGCGAAAUUCCAAUGUGUGCGGAUCGGCAAAAAAUGCGAAAUAACCCUUUAACCGUACAUUUGACAGAUACGCCCGCACUGACUUUUUUGUAGAUCUUAUUGAGAUACAUGUGUGUGUCAAAUUUUGUGUCAUUUUGACAAAGCGUAAAGGCGUGACAGUCAACAAUGUGUAUUUUCGCCUUAGGAGACAAGAAAAAAUGGACUUUUUUCUCCUGCCAUGGGGGGCGCUCUUUUGGCGAGUAAAAAUUCCUUCACAAAUGUGUUGAUGGCUGGACAUUGCAUCAUCCUAGAGAACUUGGAGGCCAGUGAGGACAAAAAUAAAAAGUUAUAAGACUUUUAAGACUGUGGAUUUUUGGGUUAUCUUUGGCGCCCCCUAGAACGUAAACCGUGGGGUGCAGCGUCAUGAUUUGUACAACUUUUAAUGGCCAUGGGGUGUAGAUUGGCCUCAGCAAAUGUGGUGCCUUUGGAACGAAAGCCUUCGGAGGAGUUAGCGAAAUUCCAAUGUGUGCGGAUCGGCAAAAAAUGCGAAAUAGCCCUUUAACCGUACAUUUGACAGAUACGCCCGCACUGACUUUUUUGUAGAUCUUAUUGAGAUACAUGUGUGUGUCAAUUUUUGUGUCAAUAUGACAAAGCGUAUAGGCGUGACACUCAAUAGUGUGAAUUUUCGCCUUAGGAGACAAGAAAAAAUGGACUUUUUUCUCCUGCCAUGGGGGGGCGCUCUUUGGCGAGUAAAAAUUCCUUCACAAAUGUGUUGAUGGCUGGACAUUGCAUCAUCCUAGAGAACUUGGAGGCCAGUGAGGACAAAAAUAAAAAGUUAUAAGACUUUUAAGACUGUGGAUUUUUGGGUUAUCUUUGGCGCCCCCUUUUUUGUAGAUCUUAUUGAGAUACACGUGUGUGUCAAAUUUUGUGUCAUUUUGACAAAGCGUACAGGCGUGACACUCAAUCAUGUGAAUUUUUCACCUUAGGGGGCGCUAUGGAGCCAUUUUGCAUUUGAUUGUUUGGAUGACUUCAGAAUAUCGAAUUUUUCACCAGGCCCGGUCGUCCUGCCAAAUUUCAUGAGUUUUCACCAGUGGGAAGUGGGCCAUUUUCCAGUUCAAAGGGGCAGAAAAAUAAUAAUAAGACUAGGACCCCGUUGGGGCACUGGCGGGCCCGAGCCGUGUCGCGUCCCCCCCCCCCCCCAACGUGCUGCCUUCCCGUCCCAUUUGUGUCCUCUGGCCAUCGCCCUCUCUGGUAACGCCCAUCACUGCAAAGACCCUUUUCCUUCAUCGGCGUUUGCUGUUCUUCCUGCCAGUGCGUGUUGCUUUCACUUACACUUGCCACAGCCAGCCUCGUGAGUGCCUAGCCUAUUGGAUAUCACUGUCACCUACACAGGACAGUCAUUACCUUUCUAUUAAUACUUUGUGUUUUAAUUUCACAUUAAUUUCCAUAUUGUAUAAACGACUGGAAAAAACUUGAGCCCCUGCCCCUGUAUAAUCAUGUGCAUGUCUCUGUUCUAGCUCCAAGGUGAAUCUUCACUGCUCAUGUUCUCCUCAGAAGCACUCACCUCACUCCCCUCAGGUUACUGUACACAUGCACCAACUGCCUGCUUCAGGUUUGGAUGGAGCUUCAUGGUUGUCUUUUGGAGAAAUGACCAGUCAAGUUGUGUUUGAAAUUUGAUUUUUUUCAGGGGCAAAAGGAGCCUCUGCAUUCUUGUCAAAUAUGUAAAUAGCAUGUUUUUGCAGGUGCUAAAAACCAGACUCUGAGUGUGUGUGUGUGUGUGUGUGUGUGUGUGUGUGUGUGUGUGUGUGUGUGUGUGUGUGUGUGUGUGCGUGUGUGUGUGUCUGUGUGUGCGUUCAAGUCACAUGACAUAUUUAACCGGAUGUAGCUGCAAGACGGAGCCUCGUUGACUCUCCGUUUCAACUUAUCUCAAAAGUGAGGACCUCAACCUAUAUACCAGUUUUUAAAUUGUGUUGAUAGGCCAAAUAAAACCAGAGUUAUGAUAAAUUAUGUCCGCGAUACUUUUUUUCUGCUUAUUUUGAUCACGUUCGGCGCUCGAUCGCGCUGUAUGAGACAGGAAAACAUAGCAUGCAGACAUUAGCGACAGGUCUUACAGGCGGAAAAGGCUUGCCAAAAGAAAAAAAAAACACACCACAACAUCUCUCCUAUUGGUGGAAAACUUUACCACAACAACCAAUCCAAAAUUAUAUGGUGACUGAUUGACAAGGGGCGGGCGCUUACGUUCUUCCUGCAACAUGAGAAGGGAGGGAGGGACUCUCAGCAGGGAUGCAGUCUGGGACACGUAGUUGCAAACCUAGCGACUUUGUUGUUAGAUUCAAUGACUUUUCAGACCCCCUAACGACUUUUUUUUAGAAAGAAAGUGACUUUUAUCGACUUCUUCUGGAGUUUAGAGACUCUGACAUGAAGCAGGCUUUCCUUACUGAGGAGUUAGCAACGCUGCUAAGGGUGCAGAGCCACACAUGCGCUCCGAGCUCUGCAUGGGAGACUGAAGCUGACAGAGCUGCAGCAGUUAGCAGGUUUCACCCUCAGAGACCACCAGGGGUUCAUGUUGAGGCAUUUUAAUUUUUUUUUUUUUGUGCCAUAGACACUGUCAGCACAAUCUGCAGUUACACUAACAAAAAUGCUGCAAAAAACAAAGAAUUAUGGAAAAAUUACACAUGGACUGACAUAGAGGAGGAUCUACACAAGUUUUUUACAUCAUGUUUUACAUCAUGCAUCAUUUACAUCAUGUUUUUUUGUAGUGGCAUAAAUAAAAAGUGACAUUUGUGAGACUAUACAGUGUUUUGUAAAUAAUUUUACAAAGAACACCUGGGCCAUUGCCUGCAUUUUGAUGUCAAUAGAGGUAAAUUACUAUGUUCUUUGUUAAAAAUUUGCAUAUGUUUUGAAGUUUACAAUUUUUAUUUGAAGUUUAAGUUUAAAAAUUCCUUCACAAAUGUGUUGAUGGCUGGACAUUGCAUCAUCCUAGAAAACUUGGAGGCCAGUGAGGACAAAAAAAAAAGUUAUAAAACUUUUAAGAAUGUGGAUUUUUGGGUUAUCUUUGGCGCCCCCUAGAACGUAAACCGUGGGAUGCAGCGUCAUGAUUUGAAUAACUUUUAAUGGCCAUGGGGUGUAAUUUGGCCUGAGCAAAUGUGGUGCCGGUGGAACGAAAGCCUUCGGAGGAGUUAGCGAAAUUCCAAUGUGUGCGAAUCGGCAAAAAAUGCGGAAUAACCCUUUAACCGUACAUUAGACAGAUACGCGCGCGUUGACUUUUUUGUAGAUCUUAUUGAGAUACAUGUGUGUGUCAAUUUUUGUGUCAUUUUGACAAAGCGUACAGGCGUGACACUCAACAAUGUGUAUUUUCACCUUAGGGGACAAGAAAAAAUGGACUUUUUUCUCCUGCCAUGGGGGGGCGCUCUUUUGGGGAGUAAAAAUUCCUUCACAAAUGUGUUGAUGGCUGGACAUUGCAUCAUCCUAGAAAACUUGGAGGCCAGUGAGGGCAAAAAUAAAAAGUUAUAAGACUUUUAAAUAUGUGGAUUUUAGUGUUAUCUUUGGCGCCCCCUAGAACCUAAACCUUGGGGUGCAGCGUCAUGAUUUUGAUAACUUUUAAUGGCCACGGGGUGUAGAUUGGCCUGAGCAAAUGUGGUGCCGGUGGAACGAAAGCCUUCGGAGGAGUUAGCGAAAUUCCAAUGUGUGCGGAUCGGCAAAAAAUGCGAAAUAACCCUUUAACCGUAAUUUUGACAGAUACGGCCGCACUGACUUUUUUGUAGAUCUUAUUGAGAUACAUAUGUGUGUCAAUUUUUGUGUCAAUAUGACAAAGCGUACAGGCGUGACAGUCAAUAGUGUGAAUUUUCACCUUAGGGGGCGCUAUGGAGCCAUUUUGCAUUUUAUUGUUUGGGCGACUUCAGAAUAUCAAAUUUUUCACCAGGCCCGGUCCUCCUGCCAAAUUUCAUGAGUUUUCGCCAGUGGGAAGUGGGCCAUUUUCCAGUUCAAAGGGGAGGAAAAAGAAAAAACUAGGGCCCCGUUGGGGCACUGGCGGGCCCGAGCCGCGUCGCGCCGCCCCCAGCGCGACCGCCUCCCCGUCCCAUUCGUGCCCUCUGGCCAUCGCCCUCUCUGGUGACGCCCAUCACUGCAAAGACCCUUUUCCUUCAUCGGUGUUUGCUGUUCUUCCUGCCAUUGCGUGUUGCUUUCACUUACACUUGCCACAGCCAGCCUCGUGAGUGCCUGGCCUGGUUUGACCUUUGCUCACCAUGAUUGUGUGACCUUGGUAUCAGCUACUUGGGAAGUUCAACCGUUGUGGCAAAGCUUUGUUUGCGUGCUGUGCUCAACCACCUAUUUUCUAUGGAUGUGUAAGUAAACCACUUUCUUUUUUACACAAUGACACACUCAUACUUAUCACUCACUGCUACUGAUGUGCUCUGUUAGUAUGCAUGCAGGAAACCUGAUGAAUGAAGAAAUGCCCAGACUAGCCAACAUCUCAAUAAAUUAUGAGGUAUGACAUCACUUGAAUGGUUUCCUUGGACUAUGCUUCCAUUAUUCUAAUUCUGUAAUAAAAAGAAAUUUUGUCCAAAAGGACUGUUGUUGUUUUUUCUUCUAAUAAUUAACAUAUUUAACAUAAUUAACAUUCAAUAUGCGCUCAUUACACACGUGCACACUCUUUGAUGAUCUGAGAAGCAGAGCUUAAAGGACAGUAGGAGUAGCUGAACAAAGUGUAUUUGUAGGAAAGCCGUAAGAGCUAUUGAAACGCCGUUUUCGCGGGUUGAAAGGUUAGGGUGUCCACCAAAGGUCAGAGGUCAAAUAACAUUUGUAUCUCAAACUGUGACGUCAAAGUCAAGGUCCAAAGAUGGUGUGUGCACCUGUCUUUGGUCAUUUCCCAUUAUAAUGAAUGGGAGGCACAGUUUCUACCAAAACGCUCGCUGCAGACAAACUACAUGUCCUAUUUGAAAAAACUCUGGACCAUGAGUGAGGGCACAAACACAGCUAGGACAUAUCCAAAUGGCAAGUUGCUCCUCCUUUUGGUUUUAGCGGGAGAGCAAUGCGUUUGAGCCAUUAAGCGAUGGGCUGGAAAAACUUGACUUUUUCUCCUGCCAUGGGGGGGGGGAGGGGGGGCACUCUUUUGGGGAGAAAAAAUUCCUUCACAGAUGUGUUGAUGGCUGCACAUUGCAUCAUCCUAGAAAACUUGGAGGCCAGUGAGGACAAAAAUAAAAAGUUAUAAGACUUUUAAAAAUGUGGAUAUUUGGGUCAUCUUUGGCGCCCCCUAGAACAUAAACCGUGGGGUGCAGCGUCAUGAUUUUUACAACUUUGAAUGGCCAUGGGAUGUAGAUUGGCCUGAGCAAAUUUGGUGUCGGUGGGACGAAAGCCUUAGGAGGAGUUAGCCACAUUCCAAUGUGUGCGAAUCGGCAAAAAAUGCGAAAUAGCCCUUUAACCGUACAUUUUACAGAUACGUGCCCAUUGACUUUUUCGUAGAUCUUAUUGAGAUACACGUUAUUAUCAAAUUUUGUGUCAAUAUGACAAAGGGUACAGGGGUGACACUCAAAAAUGUGUAUUUUCACCUUACGGGACAAGAAAAAAUGGACUUUUUUCUCCUUCCAUGGGGGGGCGCUCUUUUGGGGAGUAAAAAUUUGUUCACAGAUGUGUUGAUGGCUGGACAUUGCAUCAUCCUAGAAAACUUGGAGGCCAGUUUGGAGAAAAAUAAAAAGUUAUAAGACUUUUAACACUUUGGAUUUUUGGGUUAUCUUUGGCGCCCCCUAGAACCUAAACCGUGGGGUGCAGCAAGAUGAUUUGUACAACUUUUAAUGGCCAUGGGGGGUAGAUUGGCCUGCGCAAAUGUGGUGCCGGUGGAACGAAAGCCUUCGGAGGAGUUAGCGAAAUUCCAAUGUGUGCAGAUCUGCAAAAAAUGCGAAAUAACCCUUUAACCGUACAUUUGACAGAUACGCCCGCACUGACUUUUUUGUAGAUCUUAUUGAGAUACAUGUGUGUGUCAAUUUUUGUGUCAUUUUGACAAAGCGUACAGCCCGCAUGUGAAUUUUCACCUUAGGGGGCGCUAUGGAGCCAUUUUGCAUUUUAUUGUUUGGGCGACUUCAGAAUAUCGAAUUUUUCACCAGGCCCGGUCUUCCUGCCAAAUUUCCUGAGUUUUUGCCAGUGGGAAGUGGGCCAUUUUCCAGUUUAAAGCGGAGGAAAAAUAACGAAAGAAGAAUCCAUCAGGAACAAGAGGGCUCUCGCAGCUGCUUAGCAGCUACGCUCGGGCCCUAAAGAAGAAGAAAGACUAGGACCCCGUUGGGGCACUGGCGGGCCCGAGCCGUGUCGCGUCCCCCCCCCCCCCCAACGUGCUGCCUCCCCGUCCCAUUUGUGUCCUCUGGCCAUCGCCCUCUCUGGUAUCGCCCAUCACUGCAAAGACCCUUUUCCUUCAUCGGCGUUUGCUGUUCUUCCUGCCAGUGCGUGUUGCUUUCACUUACACUUGCCACAGCCAGCCUCGUGAGUGCCUAGCCUAUUGGAUAUCACUGUCACCUACACAGGACAGUCAUUACCUUUCUAUUAAUACUUUGUGUUUUAAUUUCACAUUAAUUUCCAUAUUGUAUAAACGACUGGAAAAAACUUGAGCCCCUGCCCCUGUAUAAUCAUGUGCAUGUCUCUGUUCUAGCUCCAAGGUGAAUCUUCACUGCUCAUGUUCUCCUCAGAAGCACUCACCUCACUCCCCUCAGGUUACUGUACACAUGCACCAACUGCCUGCUUCAGGUUUGGAUGGAGCUUCAUGGUUGUCUUUUGGAGAAAUGACCAGUCAAGUUGUGUUUGAAAUUUGAUUUUUUUCAGGGGCAAAAGGAGCCUCUGCAUUCUUGUCAAAUAUGUAAAUAGCAUGUUUUUGCAGGUGCUAAAAACCAGACUCUGAGUGUGUGUGUGUGCGUGUGUGUGUGUGUCUGUGUGUGUGUGUGUGUGUGUGUGUGUGUGCGUUCAAGUCACAUGACAUAUUUAACCGGAUGUAGCUGCAAGACGGAGCCUCGUUGACUCCGUUUCAACUUAUCUCAAAAGUGAGGACCUCAGCCUAUAUACCAGUUUUUAAAUUGUGUUGAUAGGCCAAAUAAAACCAGAGUUAUGAUAAAUUAUGUCCGCGAUACUUGUUUUCUGCUUAUUUUGAUCACGUUCGGCGCUCGAUCGCGCUGUAUGAGACAGGAAAACAUAGCAUGCAGACAUUAGCGACAGGUCUUACAGGCGGAAAAGGCUUGCCAAAGGAAAAAAAAAACACACCACAACAUCUCUCCUAUUGGUGGAAAACUUCACCACAACAACCAAUCCAAAAUUAUAUGGUGACUGAUUGACAAGGGGCGGGCGCUUACGUUCUUCCUGCAAUAUGAGAAGGGAGGGAGGGACUCUCAGCAGGGAUGCAGUCUGGGACACGUAGUUGCAAACCUAGCGACUUUGUUGUUAGAUUCAAUGACUUUUCAGACCCCCUAACGACUUUUUUUUUAGAAAGAAAGUGACUUUUAUCGACUUCUUCUGGAGUUUAGAGACUCUGACAUGAAGCAGGCUUUCCUUACUGAGGAGUUAGCAACGCUGCUAAGGGUGCAGAGCCACACAUGCGCUCCGAGCUCUGCAUGGGAGACUGAAGCUGACAGAGCUGCAGCAGUUAGCAGGUUUCACCCUCAGAGACCACCAGGGGUUCAUGUUGAGGCAUUUUCAGUUUUUUUUUUUUUUUUUGCCAUAGACACUGUCAGCACAAUCUGCAGUUACACUAACAAAAAUGCUGCAAAAAAAGAAUUAUGGAAAAAUUACACAUGGACUAACAUAGAGGAGGAUCUACACAAGUUUUUUACAUCAUGUUUUACAUCAUGCAUCAUUUACAUCAUGUUUUUUUGUAGUGGCAUAAAUAAAAAGUGACAUUUGUGAGACUAUACAGUGUUUUGUAAAUAAUUUUACAAAGAACACCUGGGCCAUUGCCUGCAUUUUGAUGUCAAUAGAGGUAAAUUACUAUGUUCUUUGUUAAAAAUUUGCAUAUGUUUUGAAGUUUACAAUUUUUAUUUGAAGUUUAAGUUUUAAAAACAGUUCAUCACACAUAUUUGUGGUUUUCACAGUAAAAACGUUACUUUUUUCCACUCGGAUUUUAUGUUUUGUGUGUGAAUUUGGGUCCAAUGUGUAAAUAUAGUAUGUCAAAAUGAUAAAAUAACUGUAAAUUGACACAGGUGAGGUUGUGCUGAAAAAAGUGAUACCAGGCAAGGCAAGGUAAAAAUUUUGUAAGAGGAAAUAUAAAGGUAAAAUCUAAAGUAGUCAAAAACGGCCAAUAGUGACUCACAGACUCCACAGACAAGUCCCUUUGGCGCCACUCAGUGGGCAAAACUACUUUGUCUACUGUAAUGUAUAUUUGGGUCAUCUUUGGCGCCCCCUAAAACGUAAACCGUGGGGUGCAGCGUCAUGAUUUUUACAACUUUGAAUGGCCAUGGAGUGUAGAUUGGCCUGAGCAAAUUUGGUGUCAGUGGGACGAAAGCCUUAGGAGGAGUUAGCGAAAUUCCAAUGUGUGCGAAUCGCCAAAAAAUGCGGAAUAGCCCUUUAACCGUACAUUUGACAGAUACGCCCGCAUUGACUUUUUCGUAGAUCUUAUUGAGAUACACGUGUGUGUCAAAUUUUGUGUCAAUAUGACAAAGCGUACAGGUGUCACACUCAACAAUGUGAAUUUUCACCUUAGGCGACAAGAAAAAAUGGACUUUUUUCUCCAGCCAUGGGGGGGCGCUCUUUUGGGGAGUAAAAAUUCCUUCACAAAUGUGUUGAUGGCUGGACAUUGCAUCAUCCUAGAAAACUUGGAGGCCAGUGAGGACAAAAGUCAAAAGUUAUAAGACUUUUAAGAAUGUGGAUUUUUGGGUUAUCUUUGGCGCCCCCUAGAACGUAAACCAUGGGGUGCAGCGUCAUGAUUUGUACAACUUUUAAUGGCCAUGGGGGGUAGAUUGGCCUGCACAAAUGUGGUGCCGGUCGAACGAAAGCCUUCGGAGGAGUUAGCGAAAUUCCAAUGUGUGCAGAUCUGCAAAAAAUGCAAAAUAACCCAUUAACCGUACAUUUGACAGAUACGCCCGCACUGACUUUUUUGUAGAUCUUAUUGAGAUACAUGUGUGUGUCAAUUUUUGUGUCAAUGUGACAAAGCGUACAGCCGUCAUGUGAAUUUUCACCUUAGGGGGCGCUAUGGAGCCAUUUUGCAUUUUAUUGUUUGGGCGACUUCAGAAUAUCGAAUUUUUCACCAGGCCCGGUCGUCCUGCCAAAUUUCCUGAGUUUUCGCCAGUGGGAAGUGGGCCAUUUUCCAGUUUGAAGCGGAGGAAAAAUAAUACCGAAAGAAGGAAACAUGCAGGAACAAGAGGGCUCUCGCAGCUGCUUAGCAGCUACGCUCGGGCCCUAAAGAAUCCAUCAGGAAUAAUAGGGCUCUCGCAGCUGCUUAGCAGCUACGCUCGGGCCCUAAAGAAAGAAGAAUCCAUCAGGAAUAAUAGGGCUCUCGCAGCUGCUUAGCAGCUACGCUCGGGCCCUAAAGAAGGAAACAUGCAGGAACAAGAGGGCUCUCGCAGCUGCUUAGCAGCUACGCUCGGGCCCUAAAGAAGAAUCCAUCAGGAAUAAUAGGGCUCUCGCAGCUGCUUAGCAGCUACGCUCGGGCCCUAAUAAGAAGAACUAGGGCCCAGUUGGGGCACUGGCGGGCCCGAGCCGUGUCGCGCCGCCCCCCCCCCCAACGCGCUGCCUCCCCGUCCCAUUCGUGUCCUCUGGCCAUCGCCCUCUCUGGUAACGCCCAUCACUGCAAAGACCCUUUUCCUUCAUCGGCGUUUGCUGUUCUUCCUGCCAGUGCGUGUUGCUUUCACUUACACUUGCCACAGCCAGCCUCGUGAGUGCCUAGCCUAUUGGAUAUCACUGUCAUCUACACAGGACAGUCAUUACCUUUCUAUUAAUACUUUGUUUUUUAAUUUCACAUUAAUUUCCAUAUUGUAUAAAUGACUGGAAAAAACUUGAGCCCCUGCCCCUGUAUAAUCAUGUGCACGUCCCUGUUCUAGCUCCAAGGUGAAUCUUCACUGCUCAUGUUCUCCUCAGAAGCAGUCACCUCACUCCCCUCAGGUUACUGUACACAUGCACCAACUGCCUGCUUCAGGUUUGGAUGGAGCUUCAUGGUUGUCUUUUGGAGAAAUGAGCAGUCAAGUUGUGUUUGAAAUUUGAUUUUUUUCAGGGGCAAAAGGAGCCUCUGCAUUCUUGUCAAAUAUGUAAAUAGCAUGUUUUUGCAGGUGCUAAAAAACAGACUCUGAGUGUGUGUGUGUGUGUGUGUGUGUGUGUGUGUGUGUGUGUGUGUGUGUGUGUGUGUGUGUCUGUGUGUGUUUGUAUAUAUCUUGCAGUACUCUGAGAAGAAUAAUAAGCAUAUUUCUGCGGUGAAUUUUGAAGAUUCAUCUGAGAGUUAGGAGGGCUGAUCAUUCCCUUACCCUUUAGAUGUCUGUCUAUGUCUGUUUUUGUGUGAUAAUGAAAGAAUCCCAACUCAAAAAGGCUCUGUUGAUGUUUUUUUUUGUUGUUCAUUCAUAUUCAAACCACUAUUUUAUAUCACUGCUAAUACGCCAAGACCAUUUUAUGGUAUUUAGCUUUAUUAUUUCUAUACAUUUUGCAAGGAAAGAAACCAAGGCCUUCACUAAAAUUUCCAUAAACUUUAGGAAAGGACCUCUGGUUGUUUAACCCUCUGGUUCAUAGUGGUCACUACAGUGGACAGCUACCAAAAACUCUUUUUCUCUUAAAUGCAAUGGUUUCUAUGGUGGAAGUGUAUAUCAGCCUCUAGGGUGCUCUCUACUGCCCUAAUCCAUUGAGUUACAUUUAGUGAGCAAUUAGUGUAACUACAAGUAAAUUUCCUACAAAUCCAAGAUGGCCGAGAAACAGCCACCCCUGCUGACUACAGCUGGCAUGUCCUGUCAAUACUUCUAUAGUAGAAGAACCCCAGCUGUAAAAAAAAUAUGAUGAUAUCCUGUAACAUCUAAGGAAGGAUAUUAUCCAUUUGGAAUUGAAAAUUUCAUGUCCAAUUUGUAGAAAAUUACAAUUAAGCAUGUGUCCAACUGAGUGGACAUCAUGCAUCACCCAGUAUUUUUUUUAACAGGAGUCAUGUAAUUGCUCCUCUGUUACUUGUGGCUGUUUUGGUUAUAAAUCAGUGUAUACAAUGUAAUUAGUGUGUAACAGUGACGAAGAGUGGCUGCCAGAGAAGAAUAGACAUGUAGGAGCUGAGGAUGAUGGAGAUACAGACAGUCAGGGUGCAGAAAGGGUAGAUGCCUAUAGUCAAGUGGAUGAGGACCAGGAUGAUGAGAGGCAGGAUGCAGGGGAAGGUCAGCAUGAUCAGGGAGCUGUGGAAAAUGGGCACAUGACACCUGACCAUUCUCAAGCUCGCAAAAAUAUCUGGAAAGUCCAAGACAAUCACUUUGAUAGAGAUUUGCCUCCUUUUCUAGGAGAGUGGAAAUUCAAUGUGGAGGGAAGAGAGCCUAUAGACUUCUCCAGACAUCUGUUUCCAGAAGAUCUCAUUGAUGAUAUAGUGAAAAACACCAACUCUUAUGCUCCCCAGAAAGGGAAAGAAAAUGUGGCAGUGACAGGAGAAGAAAUGCAGACUUUUUUAGGGAUCAACAUGAUCAUGGGGUACAUUCGUUAUCCCAGGGCACACAUGUACUGGUCUAGUGAGGAUGGCCUUCGUCUAGGGAUGAUUGCAAAUGCCAUGUCUGUAAACAGAUAUGAGCAAAUCCUGUGCUCAUAUAAAGCCUGUGUGCCAUUGUGCCCUGGAUGCUUUGCCAACUUUCAUACAUCCUAGGUGUGAUGAGCAGAGACAUGUUUGGAGAUGCAGGGACUAAAAUGUCAGUUUUUGUUGUUGAAAACAACAUGCCCGUAUAAGGGCAUGGUAAUGUCAGUCCUGAAUCUUUAUAGUACUGUGGGGACGUACAAUAUUGUUUCUAAUGUUGGAGAUAGUUUGGCAUAUUUUGGUGUACUGUACAUUUUACUGUAAGUUCAUAAUGUUUUGUGUUGAGUGCUCAGGCGCAUAUAGUCCACUUGAAUGGACACUUCUGUAGUUUUGUGAAAAAAUAACAUUUUUGGAAAAAAACAGUUUAACAUGUUCUUUUAUGUCCUGAGAAUGAUAAAAACACUUAUGAAAAAAAUCUUGAUCAGGGCUUUCAUAAUUCAUGCAUCAGAGGGUUAAGGGGGUCAUUACUGCAAAAAAAUAUUCUUCCUAAAUUUUGAAGGUCAAACCUUAGAUCCAUUAGGUUUAAAUAGAAAAAGCAUUAAAAUAUGUUAGGAUUAUAGCAUAUGACAAAUGUGUGCCUCUUAGUGGCAUAACUACUUUGUCUGCUGGCUCUGCAGUCGAUUGACGCUCCCCAGCGUUCAAGUCACAUGACAUAUUUAACCGGAUGUAGCUGCAAGACGGAGCCUCGUUCACCCUCCGUUUCAACUUAUCUCAAAAGUGAGGACCUCAAACUAUAUACCAGUUUUUAAAUUGUGUUGAUAGGCCAAAUAAAACCAGAGUUAUGAUAAAUUAUGUCCGCGAUACUUUUUUUCUGCUUAUUUUGAUCACGUUCGGCGCUCGAUCACGCUGUAUGAGACAGGAAAACAUAGCAUGCAGACAUUAGCGACAGCUCUUACAGGCGGAAAAGGCAUGCCAAACGAAAAAAAAAACACACCACAACAUCUCUCCUAUUGGUGGAAAACUUCACCACAACAACCAAUCCAAAAUUAUAUGGUGACUGAUUGACAAGGGGCGGGCGCUUACGUUCUUCCUGCAAUAUGAGAAGGGAGGGAGGAACUCUCAGCAGGGAUGCAGUCUGGGAAACGUAGUUGCAAACCUAGCGACUUUGUUGUUAGAUUCAAUGACUUUUCAGACCCCCUAACGACUUUUUUUAGAAAGAAAGGGAAUUUUAUCGACUUCCUCUGGAGUUUAGAGACUCUGACAUGAAGCAGGCUUUCCUUACUGAGGAGUUAGCAACGCUGCUAAGGGUGCAGAGCCACACAUGCGCUCCGAGCUCUGCAUGGGAGACUAGAGCUGAGAGAGCUGCACAGUUAGCAGGUUUCACCCUCAGAGACCACCAGGAGUUCAUGUUGAGGCAUUUUCAGUUUUUUUUUUUUUUUGCCAUAGACACUGUCAGCACAAUCUGCAGUUACACUAACAAAAAUGCUGCAAAAAACAAAGAAUUAUGGAAAAAUUACACAUGGACUGACAUAGAGGAGGAUCUACACAAGUUUUUUACAUCAUGUUUUACAUCAUGCAUCAUUUACAUCAUGUUUUUUUGUAGUGGCAUAAAUAAAAAGUGACAUUUGUGAGACUAUACAGUGUUUUGUAAAUAAUUUUACAAAGAACGCCUGGGCCAUUGCCUGCAUUUUGAUGUAAAUAGAGGUAAAUUACUAUGUUCUUUGUUAAAAAUUUGCAUAUGUUUUGAAGUUUACAAUUUUUAUUUGAAGUUUAAGUUUUAAAAACAGUUCAUCACACAUAUUUGUGGUUUAAUUUCACAUUAAUUUCCAUAUUGUAUAAAUGACUGGAAAAAACUUGAGCCCCUGCCCCUGUAUAAUCAUGUGCACGUCCCUGUUCUAGCUCCAAGGUGAAUCUUCACUGCUCAUGUUCUCCUCAGAAGUAGUCACCUCACUCUCCUCAGGUUACUGUACACAUGCACCAACUAUCUGCUUCAGGUUUGGAUGGAGCUUCAUGGUUGUCUUUUGGAGAAAUGAACAGUCAAGUUGUGUUUGAAAUUUGAUUUUUUUCAGGGGCAAAAGGAAGCCUCUGCAUUCUUGUCAAAUAUGUAAACAGCAUGUUUUUGCAGGUGCUAAAAAACAGACUCUGAGUGUGUGUGUGUGUGUGUGUGUGUGUGUGUGUGUGUGUGUGUGUGUGUUGGCGUGUGUGUUUAUGUGUGUGUGUCCGGCAGUACUCUGUACUCCUGCAGUGGCCAAAAAGACUUUUAAGAAUGUGGAUUUUUGGGUCAUCUUUGGCGCCCCCUAGAACUGCAGUACUCUGUACUCCUGCAGUGGCCAAAAUGACUUUUAAGAAUGUGGAUUUUUGGGUCAUCUUUGGCGCCCCCUAGAACGUAAACCGUGGGGUGCAGCGUCAUGAUUUCUACAACUUUGAAUGGCCAUGGGGUGUAGAUUGCCCUGAGCAAAUUUGGUAUCGGUGGGACGAAAGCCUUAGGAGGAGAUAGCCACAUUCCAAUGUGUGCGAAUCGGCAAAAAAUGCGAAAUAGCCCUUUAACCAUACAUUUGAAAGAUACGUGCCUAUUGACUUUUUUGUAGAUCUUAUUGAGAUACACGUGAUUGUCAAAUUGUGUGUCAAUAUGACAAAGUGUAUAGGCGUGACACUCAACAAUGUGUAUUUUUACCUUAGGAGACAAGAAAAAAUGGACUUUUUUCUCCUGCCAUGGGGGGGCGCUCUUUUGGGGAGUAAAAAUUCCUUCACAAAUGUGUUGAUGGCUGGACAUUGCAUCAUCCUAGAAAACUUGGAGGCCAGUGAGGACAAAAAUAAAAAGUUAUAAGACUUUUAAGAAUGUGGAUUUUUGUGUUAUCUUUGGCGCCCCCUAGAAAGUAAACCGUGGGGUGCAGCAUCAUGAUUUGUACAACUUUUAAUGGCCAUGGGGUGUAGAUUGGCCUGAGCAAAUGUGGUGCCGGUGGAACGAAAGCCUUCGGAGGAGUUAGCGAAAUUCCAAUGUGUGCGGAUCGGCAAAAAAAGCGAAAUAGCCCUUUAACCGUACAUUUGGCAGAUACGCCCGCACUGACUUUUUCGUAGAUCUUAUUGAGAUACACAUGUGUGUCAAAUUUUGUGUCAUUUUGACAAAGCGUACAGGCAUCAGGUGAGUUUUCACCAUAGGGGGCGCUAUGGAGCCAUUUUUCAUUUUUUUGUUUGGACGACUUCAGAAUAUCAAAUUUUUCACCAGGCCCGGUCGUCCUGCCAAAUUUCCUGAGUUUUCGCCAGUGGGAAGUGGGCCAUUUUCCAGUUUAAAGCGGAGGAAAAAUAACGAAAGAAGAAUCCAUCAGGAACAAGAGGGCUCUCGCAGCUGCUUAGCAGCUACGCUCGGGCCCUAAAGAAAGAAAGAAAGAAGAAAGAAAAACCCAUACAGGAACAAUAGGGCUCUCGCAGCUGCUUAGCAGCUACGCUCGGGCCCUAAUAACGAAAGAAGAAUCCAUCAGGAACAAGAGGGCUCUCGCAGCUGCUUAGCAGCUACGCUCGGGCCCUAACUAGGGCCCCGUUGGGGCAUUAGCGGGCCCGAGCCGCGUCGCGCCGCCCCCAGCGCGACCGCCUCCCUGAUCCAUUAGGUUUAAAUAGAAAAAGCAUUAAAAUACGUUAGGAUUAUAGCAUAUGCCAAAUGUGUGCCUCUCAGUGGCCAUAACUACUUUGUCUGCUGGCUCUGCAGUCGAUUGACGCUCCCCAGCGUUCAAGUCACAUGACAAAUUUAACCGGAUGUAGCUGCAAGACGGAGCCUUGUUGACUCUCCGUUUCAACUUAUCUCCAAAGUGAGGACCUUAAACUAUAUACCAGUUUUUAAAUUGUGUUGAUAGGCCAAAUAAAACCAGAGUUAUGAUAAAUUAUGUCUGCGAUACUUUUUUUCUGCUUAUUUUGAUCACGUUCGGCGCUCGAUCGCGCUGUAUGAGACAGGAAAACAUAGCAUGCAGACAUUAGCGACAGCUCUUACAGGCGGAAAAGGCUUGCCAAAAGAAAAAAAAAAAAACACACCACAACAUCUCUCCUAUUGGUGGAAAACUUCACCACAACAACCAAUCCAAAAUUAUAUGGUGACUGAUUGACAAGGGGCGGGCGCUUACGUUCUUCCUGCAACAUGAGAAGGGAUGGAGGGACUCUCAGCAGGGAUGCAGUCUGGGACACGUAGUUGCAAACCUAGCGACUUUGUUGUUAGAUUCAAUGACUUUUCAGACCCCCUAACGACUUUUUUUUUGAAAGAAAGGGACUUUUAUCGACUUCUUCUGGAGUUUAGAGACUCUGACAUGAAGCAGGCUUUCCUUACUGAGGAGUUAGCAACGCUGCUAAGGGUGCAGAGCCACACAUGCGCUCAGAGCUCUGCAUGGGAGACUGAAGCUGACAGAGCUGCAGCAGUUAGCAGGUUUCACCCUCAGAGACCACCAGGGGUUCAUGUUGAGGCAUUUUCAGUUUUUUUUUUUUUUUUUGCCAUAGACACUGUCAGCACAAUCUGCAGUUACACUAACAAAAAUGCUGGACAAAACAAAGAAUUAUGGAAAAAUUACACAUGGACUAACAUAGAGGAGAAUCUACACAAGUUUUUUACAUCAUGUUUUACAUCAUGCAUCAUUUACAUCAUGUUUUUUUUGUAGUGGCAUAAAUAAAAAGUGACAUUUGUGAGACUAUACAGUGUUUUGUAAAUAAUUUUACAAAGAACGCCUGGGCCAUUGCCUGCAUUUUGAUGUAAAUAGAGGUAAAUUACUAUGUUCGUUGUUAAAAAUUUGCAUAUGUUUUGAAGUUUAAAAUUUUUAUUUGAAGUUAAAGUUUUAAAAACAGUUCAUCACACAUAUUUGUGGUUUUCAGAGUAAAAAUGUUACUUUUUUCCACUUGGAUAUUAUGUUUUGUGUGUGAAUUUGGGUCCAUUGUGUAAAAACAGUAUGUGAAAAUGAUAAAAUAACUGUAAAGUCACACAGGUGAGGUUGUGCUGAAAAAAAUGAUACCAGGCAAGGCAAGGUAAAAAAAUUUUAAGAGGAAAUAUAAAGGUAAAAUCUAAAGUUGUCAAAAACGGCCAAUAGUGGCUCCCAGUCUCCAUAGACAAGUCCCUUUGGCGCCACUCAAUGGGCAAAACUACUUUGUCUGCUGUAAUGUAUAUUUGGGUCAUCUUUGGCGCCCCCUAGAACGUAAACCGUGGGGUGCAGCGUCAUGAUUUUUACAACUUUGAAUGGCCAUGGGUUGUAGAUUGGCCUGAGCAAAUUUGGUGUCAUUGGGACGAAAGCCUUAGGAGGAGUUAGCCACAUUCCAAUGUGUGCAAAUCGGCAAAAAAUGCAAAAUAGCCCUUUUACCGUACAUUAUACACAUACGCGCUCUUUGACUUUUUCGUAGAUCUUAUUGAGAUACACGUGAUUGUCAAAUUUUGUGUCAAUAUGACAAAGCGUUCAGGCAUGACACUCAACAAUGUGUGUUUUCACCUUAGGGGACAAGAAAAAAUGGACUUUUUUCUCCUGCCAUGGGGGGGGCGCUCUUUUGGGGAGUAAAAAUUCCUUCACAAAUGUGUUGAUGGCUGGACAUUGCAUCAUCCUAGAAAACUUGGAGGCCAGUGAGGACAAAAAUAAAAAGUUAUAAGACUUUUUAGAAUGUGGAUUUUUGGGUUAUCUUUGGCGCCCCCUAGAACCUAAACCGUGGGGUGCAGCGUCAUGAUUUGUACAACUUUUAAUGGCCAUGGGGUGUAGAUUGACCUGAGCAAAUUUGGUGCCGGUGGAACGAAAGCCUUCGGAGGAGUUAGCGAAAUUCCAAUGUGUGCGGAUCGGCAAAAAAUGCGAAAUAGCCCUUUAACCGUACAUUAUACAGAUACGCGCUCUUUGACUUUUUCGUAGAUCUUAUUGAGAUACACGUGAUUGUCAAAUUUUGUGUCAAUAUGACAAAGCGUUCAGGCGUGACACUCUACAAUGUGUAUUUUCAUGUUAGGGGACAAGAAAAAAUGGACUUUUUUCACCUGCCAUGGGGGGGCGCUCUUUUGGGGAGUAAAAAUUCCUUCACAAAUGUGUUGAUGGCUGUACAUUGCAUCAUCCUAGAAAACUUGGAGGCCAGUGAGGACAAAAAUAAAAAGUUAUAAGACUUUUAAGAAUGUGGAUUUUUGGGUUAUCUUUGGCGCCCCCUAGAACGUAAACCGUGGGGUGCAGCGUCAUGAUUUGUACAACUUUUAAUGGCCAUGGGGUGUAGAUUGACCUGAGCAGAUUUGGUACCGGUGGAACGAAAGCCUUCGGAGGAGUUAGCGAAAUUCCAAUGUGUGCGGUUCGGCAAAAAAUGCGAAAUAGCCCUUUAACCGUACAUUAUACAGAUACGUGCUCUUUGACUUUUUCGUAGAUCUUAUUGAGAUACACGUGAUUGUCAAAUUUUGUGUCAAUAUGACAAAGUGUUCAGGCGUGACACUCUACAAUGUGUAUUUUCAUGUUAGGGGACAAGAAAAAAUGGACUUUUUUCACCUGCCAUGGGGGGGCGCUCUUUUGGGGAGUAAAAAUUCCUUCACAAAUGUGUUGAUGGCUGGACAUUGCAUCAUCCUAGAAAACUUGGAGGCCAGUGAGGACAAAAAUAAAAAGUUAUAAGACUUUUUAGAAUGUGGAUUUUUGGGUUAUCUUUGGCGCCCCCUAGAACCUAAACCGUGGGGUGCAGCGUCAUGAUUUGUACAACUUUUAAUGGCCAUGGGGUGUAGAUUGGCCUGAGCAAAUUUGGUGCCAGUGGAACGAAAGCUUUCGGAGGAGUUAGUGAAAUUCCAAUGUGUGCGGAUCGGCAAAAAAUGCGAAAUAGCCCUUUAACGGUACAUUUGACAGAUACGCCCGCACUGACUUUUUUGUAGGUCUUAUUGAGAUACACAUGUGUGUCAAAUUUUGUGUCAUUUUGACAAAGCGUACAGGCGUCUGGUGAAUUUUCACCAUAGGGGGCGCUAUGGAGCCAUUUUUCAUUUUUUUGUUUGGGCGACUUCAGAAUAUCGAAUUUUUCACCAGGCCCGGUCUUCCUGCCAAAUUUCCUGAGUUUUUCACCAGUGGGAAGUGGGCCAUUUUCCAGUUUAAAGCGGAGGAAAAAUAAUAACGAAAGAAGGAAACAUGCAGGAACAAGAGGGCUCUCGCUGAUGCUUAGCAGCUACGCUCGGGCCCUAAAGAAGGAAACAUGCAGGAACAAGAGGGCCCUCGCAGCUGCUUAGCAGCUACGCUCGGGCCCUAAAGAAAGAACUAGGGCCCAGUUGGGGCACUGGCGGGCCCGAGCUGUGUCGCAACCCCCCCCCCCCCCCCCCCCACGUGCUGCCUCCCCGUCCCAUUCGCGUCCUCUGGCCAUCGUCCUCUCUGGUAACGCCCAUCACUGCAAAGACCCUUUUCCUUCAUCGGCGUUUACUGUUCUUCCUGCCAGUGCGUGUUGCUUUCACUUACACUUGCCACAGCCAGCCUCAUGAGUGCCUAGCCUAUUGGAUAUCACUGUCACCUACACAGGACAGUCAUUACCUUUCUAUUAAUACUUUGUUUUUUGAUUUCACAUUAAUUUCCAUAUUGUCUAAACGACUGAGCCCCUGCCCCUGUAUAAUCAUGUGCACGUCCCUGUUCUCGCUCCAAGGUGAAUCUUCACUGCUCAUGUUCUCCUCAGAAGCAGUCACCUCACUCCCCUCAGGUUACUGUACACAUGCACCAACUGCCUGCUUCAGGUUUGGAUGGAGCUUCAUGGUUGUCUUUUGGAGAAAUGAGCAGUCAAGUUGUGUUUGAAAUUUCAUUUUUUUCAGGGGCAAAAGGAAGCCUCUGCAUUGUUGUCAAAUAUGUAAAUAGCAUGUUUUUGCAGGUGCUAAAGAACAGACUCUGAGUGAGUGUGUGUGUGUGUGUGUGUGUGUGUGUGUGUGUGUGUGUGUGUGUGUGUGUGUGUGUGUGUGUGUGUGUGUGUGUGUGUGUGUGUGUGUGUGUGUGUGUGUGUGUGUAUGUCUGUGUGUGUGUAUCCUGCAGUACUCUGUACUCCUGCAGUGGCCAAAACGACUUUUAAGAAUGUGGAUAUUUGGGUCAUCUUUGGGUCAAAAUUGACUUUUUUGUCCUGCCAUGGGGGGGUGCUCUUUUGGGGAGUAAAAAUUCCUUCACAAAUGUGCUGAUGGCUGGACAUUGCAUCAUCCUAGAAAACUUGGAGGCCAGUGAGGACAAAAAAAAAAAGUUAUAAAACUUUUAAGAAUGUGGAUUUUUGGGUUAUUUUUGGCGCCCCCUAGAACGUAAACCAUGGGGUGCAGCGGCAUGAUUUUUACAACUUUUAAUGGCCAUGAGGGUGUAGAUUGGCCUGAGCAAAUUUGGUGUCAGUGGGACGAAAGCCUUAGGAGGAGUUAGCCACAUUCCAAUGUGUGCGAAUCGGCAAAAAAUGCAAAAUAGCCAUUUAGCCGUACAGUUUACAGAUACGCGCGCAUUGACUUUUUCGUAGAUCUUAUUGAGAUACACGUGUGUGUCAAAUUUUUUGUCAAUAUAACAAAGCGUACAGGCGUGAAUCUCAACAAUGUGUAUUUUCACCUUAGGGGACAAGAAAAAAUGGACUUUUUUGUCCUGCCAUGGGGGGGCGCUCUUUUGGGGAGUAAAAAUUCCCUCACAAAUGUGUUGAUGGCUGGACAUCGCAUCAUCCUAGAAAACUUGGAGGCCAGUGAGGACAAAAAUAAAAAGUUAUAAAACUUUUAAGAAUGUGGAUUUUUGGGUUAUUUUUGGCGCCCCCUAGAACCUAAACCAUGGGGUGCAGCAUCAUGAUUUGUACAACUUUGAAUGGCCAUGGAGUGUAGAUUGGCCUGAGCAAAUGUGGUGCCGGUGGAACGAAAGCCUUCGGAGGAGUUAGCGAAAUUCCAAUGUGUGCGGAUUGGCAAAAAAUGCGAAAUUACCCUUUAACCGUACAUUUGACAGAUACGCCCGCACUGACUUUUUCAUAGAUCUUAUUGAGAUACAUGUGUGUGUCAAUUUUUGUGUCAAUAUGACAAAGCGUACAGGCGUGACAGUCAAUAGUGUGAAUUUUCACCUUAGGGGGCGCUAUGGAGCCAUUUUGCAUUUUAUUGUUUGGGCGACUUCAGAAUAUCGAAUUUUUCACCAGGCCCGGUCGUCCUGCCAAAUUUCCUGAGUUUUCGCCAGUGGGAAGUGGGCCAUUUUCCAGUUUAAAGCGGAGGAAAAAUAACUAGGGCCCCGGUGGGGCACUGUCGGGCCCGAGCCGCGUCGUGCCGCCCCCAGCGUGACCGCCUCCCCCUCCCGAUCGCGUCACACUCAAGGUCCAAAGAUGGUGUGCGCACUUGUCUGUGGUCAUUUCCCAUUAUAAUGAAUGGGAGGCGCAGUUUCUACCAAAACACUCGCUGCAGACAAACUUCAUGUCCUAUUUGAAAAAAGUCUGGACCAUGAGUGAGGGCACAAACACAGCUGGGAUAUAUCCAAAUGGCAGGUUGCUCCUCGUUACGGUGUUGCCUGGAGAGCAAUGCGAUUGAGCCAUUGAGCGAUGGGCAGGAAAAACUUGACUUUUUCUCCUGCCAUGGGGGGGGAGAAUGUGGAUUCUUUUAAGAAUGUGGAUUUUUUGGUCAUCUUUGGCGCCCCCUAGAACGUAAACCGUGGGGUGCAGCGUCAUGAUUUUAACAACUUUGAAUGGCCAUGGGGUGUAGAUUGGCCUGAGCAAAUUUGGUUUCAGUGGGACGAAAGCCUUAGGAGGAGUUAGCGAAAUUCCAAUGUGUGCGAAUCGGCAAAAAAUGCAAAAUAGCCCUCUAACCGUACAUUUGACAGAUACGCACCCAUUGACUUUUUCGUAGAUCUUAUUGAGAUACACGUGAUUGUCAAAUUUUGUGUCAAUAUGACAAAGCGUACAGGUGUCACACUCAACAAUGUGAAUUUUCACCUUACGGGACAAGAAAAAAUUGACUUUUUUCUCCUGCCAUGGGGGGCGCUCUUUUGGGGAGUAAAAAUUCCUUCACAAAUGUGUUGAUGGCUGGACAUUGCAUCAUCCUAGAAAACUUGGAGGCCAGUGAGGACAAAAAUAAAAAGUUAUAAGACUUUGAAAUAUGUGGAUUUUAGGGUUAUCUUUGGCGCCCCCUAGAACCUAAACCGUGGGGUGCAGCGUCAUGAUUUGAAUAACUUUUAAUGGGCAUGGGGUGUAGAUUGGCCUGAGCAAAUGUGGUGCCGGUGGAAAGAAAGCCUUCGGAGGAGUUAGCGAAAUUCCAAUGUGUGCGGAUCGGCAAAAAAUGCGGAAUAACCCUUUAACCGUACAUUUGACAGAUACGCCCGCACUGACUUUUUUGUAGAUCUUAUUGAGAUACAUGUGUGUGUCAAUUUUUGUGUCAUUUUGACAAAGCGUAAAGGCGUGACAGUCAAUAGUGUGAAUUUUCACCUUAGGGGGCGCUAUGGAGCCAUUUUGCAUUUUCUUGUUUGGGCGACUUCGGAAUAUCAAAUUUUUCACCAGGCCCGGUCAUCCUGCCAAAUUUCAUGAGUUUUCGCCAGUGGGAAGUGGGCCAUUUUCCAGUUCAAAGGGGAGGAAAAAGAAGAAAGAAAGAAAGAAAGAAACAAAGAAAAACCACUUGGGGAAUAAUAGGGCUCUCGCAGCUGCUUAGCAGCUACGCUCGGGCCCUAAUAAUAAUAAUAACUAGGACCCCGUUGGGGCACUGGCGGGCCCGAGCCGUGUCGCGUCCCCCCCCCCCCAACGUGCUGCCUCCCCGUCCCAUUUGUGUCCUCUGGCCAUCGCCCUCUCUGGUAACGCCCAUCACUGCAAAGACCCUUUUCCUUCAUCGGCGUUUGCUGUUCUUCCUGCCAGUGCGUGUUGCUUUCACUUACACUUGCCACAGCCAGCCUCGUGAGUGCCUAGCCUAUUGGAUAUCACUGUCACCUACACAGGACAGUCAUUACCUUUCUAUUAAUACUUUGUGUUUUAAUUUCACAUUAAUUUCCAUAUUGUAUAAACGACUGGAAAAAACUUGAGCCCCUGCCCCUGUAUAAUCAUGUGCAUGUCUCUGUUCUAGCUCCAAGGUGAAUCUUCACUGCUCAUGUUCUCCUCAGAAGCACUCACCUCACUCCCCUCAGGUUACUGUACACAUGCACCAACUGCCUGCUUCAGGUUUGGAUGGAGCUUCAUGGUUGUCUUUUGGAGAAAUGACCAGUCAAGUUGUGUUUGAAAUUUGAUUUUUUUCAGGGGCAAAAGGAGCCUCUGCAUUCUUGUCAAAUAUGUAAAUAGCAUGUUUUUGCAGGUGCUAAAAACCAGACUCUGAGUGUGUGUGUGUGUGUGUGUGUGUGUGUGUGUGUGUGUGUGUGUGUGUGUGUGUGUGUGUGUGUGUGUGUGUGUGUGCGUUCAAGUCACAUGACAUAUUUAACCGGAUGUAGCUGCAAGACGGAGCCUCGUUGACUCUCCGUUUCAACUUAUCUCAAAAGUGAGGACCUCAACCUAUAUACCAGUUUUUAAAUUGUGUUGAUAGGCCAAAUAAAACCAGAGUUAUGAUAAAUUAUGUCCGCGAUACUUGUUUUCUGCUUAUUUUGAUCACGUUCGGCGCUCGAUCGCGCUGUAUGAGACAGGAAAACAUAGCAUGCAGACAUUAGCGACAGGUCUUACAGGCGGAAAAGGCUUGCCAAAGGAAAAAAAAAACACACCACAACAUCUCUCCUAUUGGUGGAAAACUUCACCACAACAACCAAUCCAAAAUUAUAUGGUGACUGAUUGACAAGGGGUGGGCGCUUACGUUCUUCCUGCAAUAUGAGAAGGGAGGGAGGGACUCUCAGCAGGGAUGCAGUCUGGGACACGUAGUUGCAAACCUAGCGACUUUGUUGUUAGAUUCAAUGACUUUUCAGACCCCCUAACGACGUUUUUUUAGAAAGAAAGUGACUUUUAUCGACUUCUUCUGGAGUUUAGAGACUCUGACAUGAAGCAGGCUUUCCUUACUGAGGAGUUAGCAACGCUGCUAAGGGUGCAGAGCCACACAUGCGCUCCGAGCUCUGCAUGGGAGACUGAAGCUGACAGAGCUGCAGCAGUUAGCAGGUUUCACCCUCAGAGACCACCAGGGGUUCAUGUUGAGGCAUUUUCAGUUUUUUUUUUUUUUUUGCCAUAGACACUGUCAGCACAAUCUGCAGUUACACUAACAAAAAUGCUGCAAAAAACAAAGAAUUAUGGAAAAAUUACACAUGGACUGACAUAGAGGAGGAUCUACACAAGUUUUUUACAUCAUGUUUUACAUCAUGCAUCAUUUACAUCAUGUUUUUUUGUAGUGGCAUAAAUAAAAAGUGACAUUUGUGAGACUAUACAGUGUUUUGUAAAUAAUUUUACAAAGAACACCUGGGCCAUUGCCUGCAUUUUGAUGUAAAUAGAGGUAAAUUACUAUGUUCUUUGUUAAAAAUUUGCAUAUGUUUUGAAGUUUACAAUUUUUAUUUGAAGUUUAAGUUUUAAAAACAGUUCAUCACACAUAUUUGUGGUUUUCACAGUAAAAACGUUACUUUUUUCCACUCGGAUUUUAUGUUUUGUGUGUGAAUUUGGGUCCAAUGUGUAAAUAUAGUAUGUCAAAAUGAUAAAAUAACUGUAAAUUGACACAGGUGAGGUUGUGCUGAAAAAAAUGAUACCAGGCAAGGCAAGGUAAAAAUUUUGUAAGAGGAAAUAUAAAGGUAAAAUCUAAAGUAGUCAAAAACGGCCAAUAGUGACUCACAGACUCCACAGACAAGUCCCUUUGGCGCCACUCAGUGGGCAAAACUACUUUGUCUACUGUAAUGUAUAUUUGGGUCAUCUUUGGCGCCCCCUAAAACGUAAACCGUGGGGUGCCGCGUCAUGAUUUUUACAACUUUGAAUGGCCAUGGAGUGUAGAUUGGCCUGAGCAAAUUUGGUGUCAGUGGGACGAAAGCCUUAGGAGGAGUUAGCGAAAUUCCAAUAUGUGCGAAUCGGCAAAAAAUGCAAAAUAGCCCUUUUACCGUACAUUAUACAGAUACGCGCUCUUGACUUUUUCGUAGAUCUAAUUGAGAUACACAUGAUUGUCAAUUUUUGUGUCAUUUUGCCAAAGCGUACAGGCGUGACAGUCAACAAUGUGUAUUUUCACCUUAGGGGACAAGAAAAAAUGGACUUUUUUCUCCUGCCAUGGGGGGGCGCUCUUUUAGGGAGUAAAAAUUCCUUCACAAAUGUGUUGAUGGCUGGACAUUGCAUCAUCCUAGAAAACUUGGAGGCCAGUGAGGACAAAAAUAAAAAGUUAUAAGACUUUUAAAAAUGUGGAUUUUUGGGUUAUCUUUGGCGCCCCCUAGAACGUAAACCGUGGGGUGCAGCGUCAUGAUUUGAAUAACUUUUAAUGGCCAUGGGGUGUAAUUUGGCCUGAGCAAAUGUGGUGCCGGUGGAACGAAAGCCUUCGGAGGAGUUAGCGAAAUUCCAAUGUGUGCGAAUCGGCAAAAAAUGCGGAAUAACCCUUUAACCGUACAUUUGACAGAUACGCGCCCAUUGACUUUUUUGUAGAUCUUAUUGAGAUACAUGUGUGUGUCAAUUUUUGUGUCAUUUUGACAAAGCGUACAGGCGUGACAGUCAACAAUGUGUAUUUUCACCUUAGGGGACAAGAAAAAAUGGACUUUUUUCUCCUGCCAUGGGGGGCGCUCUUUUGGGGAGUAAAAAUUCCUUCACAAAUGUGUUGAUGGCUGGACAUUGCAUCAUCCUAGAAAACUUGGAGGCCAGUGAGGACAAAAAUAAAAAGUUAUAAGACUUUGAAAUAUGUGGAUUUUAGUGUUAUCUUUGGCGCCCCCUAGAACCUAAACCGUGGGGUGCAGCGUCAUGAUUUGAAUAACUUUUAAUGGCCAUGGGGUGUAGAUUGGCCUGAGCAAAUGUGGUGCCGGUGGAACGAAAGCCUUCGGAGGAGUUAGCGAAAUUCCAAUGUGUGCGGAUCGGCAAAAAAUGCGGAAUAACCCUUUAACCGUACAUUUGACAGAUACGCCCGCACUGACUUUUUUGUAGAUCUUAUUGAGAUACAUGUGUGUGUCAAUUUUUGUGUCAUUUUGACAAAGCGUACAGGCGUCAGGUGAAUUUUUCACCUUAGGGGGCGCUAUGGAGCCAUUUUGCAUUUUCUUGUUUGGGCGACUUCGGAAUAUCAAAUUUUUCACCAGGCCCGGUCGUCCUGCCAAAUUUCAUGAGUUUUCGCCAGUGGGAAGUGGGCCAUUUUCCAGUUCAAAGGGGAGGAAAAAUAAUAAUAACAAACUAGGACCCCGUUGGGGCACUGGCGGGCCCGAGCUGUGUCGCGUCCCCCCCCCCAACGCGCUGCCUCCCCGUCCCAUUUGUGUCCUCUGGCCAUCGCCCUCUCUGGUAACGCCCAUCACUGCAAAGACCCUUUUCCUUCAUCGGCGUUUGCUGUUCUUCCUGCCAGUGCGUGUUGCUUUCACUUACACUUGCCACAGCCAGCCUCGUGAGUGCCUAGCCUAUUGGAUAUCACUGUCACCUACACAGGACAGUCAUUACCUUUCUAUUAAUACUUUGUUUUUUAAUUUCACAUUAAUUUCCAUAUUGUAUAAACAACUGGAAAAAACUUGAGCCCCUGCCCCUGUAUAAUCAUGUGCACGUCUCUGUUCUAGCUCUAAGGUGAAUCUUCACUGCUCAUGUUCUCCUCAGAAGCAGUCACCUCACUCCCCUCAGGUUACUGUACACAUGCACCAACUGCCUGCUUCAGGUUUGGAUGGAGCUUCAUGGUUGUCUUUUGGAGAAAUGACCAGUCAAGUUGUGUUUGAAAUAUGAUUUUUUUCAGGGGCAAAAGGAGCCUCUGCAUUCUUGUCAAAUAUGUAAAUAGCAUGUUUUUGCAGGUGCUAAAAACCAGACUCUGAGUGUGUGUGUGUGCGUGUGUGUGUGUGUCUGUGUGUGUGUGUGUGUGUGUGUGUGUGUGUGUGUGUGUGUGUGUGUGCGUUCAAGUCACAUGACAUAUUUAACCGGAUGUAGCUGCAAGACGGAGCCUUGUUGACUCUCCGUUUCAAUUUAUCUCAAAAGUGAGGACCUCAACCUAUAUACCAGUUUUUAAAUUGUGUUGAUAGGCCAAAUAAAACCAGAGUUAUGAUAAAUUAUGUCCACGAUACUUGUUUUCUGCUUAUUUUGAUCACGUUCGGCGCUCGAUCGCGCUGUAUGAGACAGGAAAACAUAGCAUGCAGACAUUAGCGACAGGUCUUACAGGCGGAAAAGGCUUGCCAAAGGAAAAAAAACACACCACAACAUCUCUCCUAUUGGUGGAAAACUUCACCACAACAACCAAUCCAAAAUUAUAUGGUGACUGAUUGACAAGGGGUGGGCGCUUACGUUCUUCCUGCAAUAUGAGAAGGGAGGGAGGGACUCUCAGCAGGGAUGCAGUCUGGGACACGUAGUUGCAAACCUAGCGACUUUGUUGUUAGAUUCAAUGACUUUUCAGACCCCCUAACGACGUUUUUUUAGAAAGAAAGUGACUUUUAUCGACUUCUUCUGGAGUUUAGAGACUCUGACAUGAAGCAGGCUUUCCUUACUGAGGAGUUAGCAACGCUGCUAAGGGUGCAGAGCCACACAUGCGCUCCGAGCUCUGCAUGGGAGACUGAAGCUGACAGAGCUGCAGCAGUUAGCAGGUUUCACCCUCAGAGACCACCAGGGGUUCAUGUUGAGGCAUUUUCAGUUUUUUUUUUUUUUUUGCCAUAGACACUGUCAGCACAAUCUGCAGUUACACUAACAAAAAUGCUGCAAAAAACAAAGAAUUAUGGAAAAAUUACACAUGGACUGACAUAGAGGAGGAUAUACACAAGUUUUUUACAUCAUGUUUUACAUCAUGCAUCAUUUACAUCAUGUUUUUUUGUAGUGGCAUAAAUAAAAAGUGACAUUUGUGAGACUAUACAGUGUUUUGUAAAUAAUUUUACAAAGAACACCUGGGCCAUUGCCUGCAUUUUGAUGUAAAUAGAGGUAAAUUACUAUGUUCUUUGUUAAAAAUUUGCAUAUGUUUUGAAGUUUACAAUUUUUAUUUGAAGUUUAAGUUUUAAAAACAGUUCAUCACACAUAUUUGUGGUUUUCACAGUAAAAACGUUACUUUUUUCCACUCGGAUUUUAUGUUUUGUGUGUGAAUUUGGGUCCAAUGUGUAAAUAUAGUAUGUCAAAAUGAUAAAAUAACUGUAAAUUGACACAGGUGAGGUUGUGCUGAAAAAAAUGAUACCAGGCAAGGCAAGGUAAAAAUUUUGUGAGAGGAAAUAUAAAGGUAAAAUCUAAAGUAGUCAAAAACGGCCAAUAGUGACUCACAGACUCCACAGACAAGUCCCUUUGGCGCCACUCAGUGGGCAAAACUACUUUGUCUACUGUAAUGUAUAUUUGGGUCAUCUUUGGCGCCCCCUAAAACGUAAACCGUGGGGUGCAGCGUCAUGAUUUUUACAACUUUGAAUGGCCAUGGAGUGUAGAUUGGCCUGAGCAAAUUUGGUGUCAGUGGGACGAAAGCCUUAGGAGGAGUUAGCGAAAUUCCAAUGUGUGCGAAUCGGCAAAAAAUGCAAAAUAGCCCUUUUACCGUACAUUAUACAGAUACGCGCUCUUUGACUUUUUCGUAGAUCUAAUUGAGAUACACAUGAUUGUCAAUCUUUGUGUCAUUUUGCCAAAGCGUACAGGCGUGACAGUCAACAAUGUGUAUUUUCACCUUAGGGGACAAGAAAAAAUGGACUUUUUUCUCCUGCCAUGGGGGGGCGCUCUUUUAGGGAGUAAAAAUUCCUUCACAAAUGUGUUGAUGGCUGGACAUUGCAUCAUCCUAGAAAACUUGGAGGCCAGUGAGGACAAAAAUAAAAAGUUAUAAGACUUUUAAAAAUUUGGAUUUUUGGGUUAUCUUUGGCGCCCCCUAGAACGUAAACCGUGGGGUGCAGCGUCAUGAUUUGAAUAACUUUUAAUGGCCAUGGGGUGUAAUUUGGCCUGAGCAAAUGUGGUGCCGGUGGAACGAAAGCCUUCGGAGGAGUUAGCGAAAUUCCAAUGUGUGCGAAUCGGCAAAAAAUGCGGAAUAACCCUUUAACCGUACAUUUGACAGAUACGCGCCCAUUGACUUUUUUGUAGAUCUUAUUGAGAUACAUGUGUGUGUCAAUUUUUGUGUCAUUUUGACAAAGCGUACAGGCGUGACACUCAACAAUGUGUAUUUUCACCUUAGGGGACAAGAAAAAAUGGACUUUUUUCUCCUGCCAUGGGGGGGCGCUCUUUUGGGGAGUAAAAAUUCCUUCACAAAUGUGUUGAUGGCUGGACAUUGCAUCAUCCUAGAAAACUUGGAGGCCAGUGAGGACAAAAAUAAAAAGUUAUAAGACUUUGAAAUAUGUGGAUUUUAGUGUUAUAUUUGGCGCCCCCUAGAACCUAAACCGUGGGGUGCAGCGUCAUGAUUUGAAUAACUUUUAAUGGCCAUGGGGUGUAGAUUGGCCUGAGCAAAUGUGGUGCCGGUGGAACGAAAGCCUUCGGAGGAGUUAGCGAAAUUCCAAUGUGUGCGGAUCGGCAAAAAAUGCGCAAUAACCCUUUAACCGUACAUUUGACAGAUACGCCCGCACUGACUUUUUUGUAGAUCUUAUUGAGAUACAUGUGUGUGUCAAUUUUUGUGUCAUUUUGACAAAGCGUACAGGCGUCAGGUGAAUUUUUCACCUUAGGGGGCGCUAUGGAGCCAUUUUGCAUUUUCUUGUUUGGGCGACUUCGGAAUAUCAAAUUUUUCACCAGGCCCGGUCGUCCUGCCAAAUUUCAUGAGUUUUCGCCAGUGGGAAGUGGGCCAUUUUCCAGUUCAAAGGGGAGGAAAAAUAACUAGGGCCCCGUUGGGGCACUGGCGGGCCCGAGCCGCGUUGCGCCGCCCCCAGUGCGACCGCCUCCCCCUCCCGAUCGCGUCACACUCAAGGUCCAAAGAUGGUGUGCGCACUUGUCUGUGGUCAUUUCCCAUUAUAAUGAAUGGGAGGCGCAGUUUCUACCAAAACACUCGCUGCAGACAAACUACAUGUCCUAUUUGAAAAAAGUCUGGACCAUGAGUGAGGGCACAAACACAGCUAGGAUAUAUCCAAACGGCAAGUUGCUCCUCGUUACGGUGUUGCCGGGAGAGCGAUGCGAUUGAGCCAUUGAGUGAUGGGCAGGAAAAACUUGACUGUUUCUCCUGCCAUGGGGGAUGGGGGAUGGGGGAUGGGGGGGGGGGGGGGGGGGGAUGUGGAUUAUUUUAAGAAUGUGGAUAUUUGGGUCAUCUUUGGCGCCCCCUAGAACGUAAACCGUGGGGUGCAGCGUCAUGAUUUUUAAAACUUUGAAUGGCCAUGGGGUGUAGAUUGGCCUGAGCAAAUUUGGUGUCAGUGGGACGAAAGCCUUAGGAGGAGUUAGCCACAUUCCAAUGUGUGCGAAUCGGCAAAAAAUGCAAAAUAGCCCUUUAACCGUACAUUAUACAGAUACGCGCUCUUUGACUUUUUCGUAGAUCUAAUUGAGAUACACAUGAUUGUCAAUUUUUGUGUCAUUUUGCCAAAGCGUACAGGCGUGACAGUCAACAAUGUGUAUUUUCACCUUAGGGGACAAGAAAAAAUGGACUUUUUUCUCCUGCCAUGGGGGGGCGCUCUUUUAGGGAGUAAAAAUUCCUUCACAAAUGUGUUGAUGGCUGGACAUUGCAUCAUCCUAGAAAACUUGGAGGCCAGUGAGGACAAAAAUAAAAAGUUAUAAGACUUUUAAAAAUGUGGAUUUUUGGGUUAUCUUUGGCGCCCCCUAGAACGUAAACCGUGGGGUGCAGCGUCAUGAUUUGAAUAACUUUUAAUGGCCAUGGGGUGUAGAUUGGCCUGAGCAAAUGUGGUGCCGGUGGAACGAAAGCCUUCGGAGGAGUUAGCGAAAUUCCAAUGUGUGCGGAUCGGCAAAAAAUGCGAAAUAACCCUUUAACCGUACAUUUGACAGAUACGCGCGCAUUGACUUUUUUGUAGAUCUUAUUGAGAUACAUGUGUGUGUCAAUUUUUGUGUCAUUUUGACAAAGCGUACAGGCGUGACAGUCAAUAGUGUGAAUUUUCACCUUAGGGGACAAGAAAAAAUGGACUUUUUUCUCCUGCCAUGGGGGGGCGCUCUUUUGGGGAGUAAAAAUUCCUUCACAAAUGUGUUGAUGGCUGGACAUUGCAUCAUCCUAGAAAACUUGGAGGCCAGUGAGGGCAAAAAUAAAAAGUUAUAAGACUUUUAAAUAUGUGGAUUUUAGGGUUAUCUUUGGCGCCCCCUAGAACCUAAACUGUGGGGUGCAGCGUCAUGAUUUGAAUAACUUUUAAUGGCCAUGGGGUGUAGAUUGGCCUGAGCAAAUGUGGUGCCGGUGGAACGAAAGCCUUCGGAGGAGUUAGCGAAAUUCCAAUGUGUGCGGAUCGGCAAAAAAUGCGAAAUAACCCUUUAACCGUACAUUUGACAGAUACGCCCGCACUGACUUUUUUGUAGAUCUUAUUGAGAUACAUGUGUGUGUCAAUUUUUGUGUCAUUUUGACAAAGCGUACAGGCGUGACAGUCAAUAGUGUGAAUUUUCACCUUAGGGGGCGCUAUGGAGCCAUUUUGCAUUUUCUUGUUUGGGCGACUUCGGAAUAUCAAAUUUUUCACCAGGCCCGGUCGUCCUGCCAAAUUUCAUGAGUUUUCGCCAGUGGGAAGUGGGCCAUUUUCCAGUUCAAAGGGGAGGAAAAAGAAGAAAGAAAGAAACAAAGAAAAACCCCUACAGGAAUAACAGGGCCUACGCCCGGCUGCUCUGCAGCUGGCUCGGGCCCUAAUAAUAACAAAAGAAGGAAACAUGCAGGAACAAGAGGGCUCUCGCAGCUGCUUAGCAGCUACGCUCGGGCCCUAACUAGGACCCCGUUGGGGCACUGGCGGGCCCGAGCCGUGUUGCGUAUCCCCCCCCCCCCCAACAUGCUGCCUCCCCGUCCCAUUUGUGUCCUCUGGCCAUCGCCCUCUCUGUUAACGCCCAUCACUGCAAAGACCCUUUUCCUUCAUCGGCGUUUGCUGUUCUUCCUGCCAGUGCGUGUUGCUUUCACUUACACUUGCCACAGCCAGCCUCGUGAGUGCCUAGCCUAUUGGAUAUCACUGUCACCUACACAGGACAGUCAUUACCUUUCUAUUAAUACUUUGUGUUUUAAUUUCACAUUAAUUUCCAUAUUGUAUAAACGACUGGAAAAAACUUGAGCCCCUGCCCCUGUAUAAUCAUGUGCAUGUCUCUGUUCUAGCUCCAAGGUGAAUCUUCACUGCUCAUGUUCUCCUCAGAAGCACUAACCUCACUCCCCUCAGGUUACUGUACACAUGCACCAACUGCCUGCUUCAGGUUUGGAUGGAGCUUCAUGGUUGUCUUUUGGAGAAAUGACCAGUCAAGUUGUGUUUGAAAUUUGAUUUUUUUCAGGGGCAAAAGGAGCCUCUGCAUUCUUGUCAAAUAUGUAAAUAGCAUGUUUUUGCAGGUGCUAAAAACCAGACUCUGAGUGUGUGUGUGUGUGUGUGUGUGUGUGCGUGUGUGUGUCUGCGUGUGCGUUCAAGUCACAUGACAUAUUUAACCGGAUGUAGCUGCAAGACGGAGCCUCGUUGACUCUCCGUUUCAACUUAUCUCAAAAGUGAGGACCUCAACCUAUAUACCAGUUUUUAAAUUGUGUUGAUAGGCCAAAUAAAACCAGAGUUAUGAUAAAUUAUGUCCGCGAUACUUUUUUCUGCUUAUUUUGAUCACGUUCGGCGCUCGAUCGCGCUGUAUGAGACAGGAAAACAUAGCAUGCAGACAUUAGCGACAGGUCUUACAGGCGGAAAAGGCUUGCCAAAAGAAAAAAAAAACACACCACAACAUCUCUCCUAUUGGUGGAAAACUUCACCACAACAACCAAUCCAAAAUUAUAUGGUGACUGAUUGACAAGGGGCGGGCGCUUACGUUCUUCCUGCAACAUGAGAAGGGAGGGAGGGACUCUCAGCAGGGAUGCAGUCUGGGACACGUAGUUGCAAACCUAGCGACUUUGUUGUUAGAUUCAAUGACUUUUCAGACCCCCUAACGACUUUUUUUUAGAAAGAAAGGGACUUUUAUCGACUUCUUCUGGAGUUUAGAGACUCUGACAUGAAGCAGGCUUUCCUUACUGAGGAGUUAGCAACGCUGCUAAGGGUGCAGAGCCACACAUGCGCUCAGAGCUCUGCAUGGGAGACUGAAGCUGACAGAGCUGCAGCAGUUAGCAGGUUUCACCCUCAGAGACCACCAGGGGUUCAUGUUGAGGCAUUUUAAUUAUUUUUUUUUUGUGCCAUAGACACUGUCAGCACAAUCUGCAGUUACACUAACAAAAAUGCUGCAAAAAACAAAGAAUUAUGGAAAAAUUACACAUGGACUGACAUAGAGGAGGAUCUACACAAGUUUUUUACAUCAUGUUUUACAUCAUGCAUCAUUUACAUCAUGUUUUUUUGUAGUGGCAUAAAUAAAAAGUGACAUUUGUGAGACUAUACAGUGUUUUGUAAAUAAUUUUACAAAGAACGCCUGGGCCAUUGCCUGCAUUUUGAUGUAAAUAGAGGUAAAUUACUAUGUUCUUUGUUAAAAAUUUGCAUAUGUUUUGAAGUUUACAAUUUUUAUUUGAAGUUUAAGUUUUAAAAACAGUUCAUCACACAUAUUUGUGGUUUUCACAGUAAAAAUGUUACUUUUUUCCACUCGGAUUUUAUGUUUUGUGUGUGAAUUUGGGUCCAUUGUGUAAAUUCAGUAUGUCAACAUGAUAAAAUAACUGUAAAUUCGCACAGGUGAGGUUGUGCUGAAAAAAAUGAUACCAGGCAAGGCACGUGAUUGUCAAAUGUUGUGUCAAUAUGACAAAGCGUAUAGGCGUGAAUCUCAACAAUAUGUAUUUUCACCUUAGAGGACAAGAAAAAAUGGACUUUUUUCUCCUGCCAUGGGGGGGCGCUCUUUUGGGGAGUAAAAAUUCCUUCACAAAUGUGUUGAUGGCUGGACAUUGCAUCAUCCUAGAAAACUUGGAGGCCAGUGAGGACAAAAAUAAAAAGUUAUAAGACUUUUAAAUAUGUGGAUUUUAGGGUUAUCUUUGGCGCCCCCUAGAACCUAAACCGUGGGGUGCAGCGUCAUGAUUUUGAUAACUUUUAAUGGCCAUGGGGUGUAGAUUGGCCUGAGCAAAUGUGGUGCCGGUGGAACGAAAGCCUUAGGAGGAGUUAGCGAAAUUCCAAUGUGUGCGGAUCGGCAAAAAAUGCGGAAUAACCCUUUAACCGUACAUUUGACAGAUACGCGCGCAUUGACUUUUUCGUAGAUCUUAUUGAGAUACAUGUGUGUGUCAAUUUUUGUGUCAUUUUGACAAAGCGUACAGGCGUGACACUCAACAAUGUGUAUUUUCACCUUAGGGGACAAGAAAAAAUGGACUUUUUUCUCCUGCCAUGGGGGGGCGCUCUUUUGGGGAGUAAAAAUUCCUUCACAAAUGUGUUGAUGGCUGGACAUUGCAUCAUCCUAGAAAACUUGGAGGCCAGUGAGGGCAAAAAUAAAAAGUUAUAAGACUUUUAAAUAUGUGGAUUUUAGGGUUAUCUUUGGCGCCCCCUAGAACCUAAACCGUGGGGUGCAGCGUCAUGAUUUGAAUAACUUUUAAUGGCCAUGGGGUGUAGAUUGGCCUGAGCAAAUGUGGUGCCGGUGGAACGAAAGCCUUCGGAGGAGUUAGCGAAAUUCCAAUGUGUGCGGAUCGGCAAAAAAUGCGAAAUAACCCUUUAACCGUACAUUUGACAGAUACGCCCGCACUGACUUUUUUGUAGAUCUUAUUGAGAUACAUGUGUGUGUCAAUUUUUGUGUCAUUUUGACAAAGCGUACAGGCGUGACAGUCAAUAGUGUGAAUUUUCACCUUAGGGGGCGCUAUGGAGCCAUUUUGCAUUUUCUUGUUUGGGCGACUUUGGAAUAUCAAAUUUUUCACCAGGCCCGGUCGUCCUGCCAAAUUUCCUGAGUUUUCGCCAGUGGGAAGUGGGCCAUUUUCCAGUUCAAAGGGGAGGAAAAAGAAGAAAGAAAGAAACAAAGAAAAACCCCUACAGGAAUAACAGGGCCUACGCCCGGCUGCUCUGCAGCUGGCUCGGGCCCUAACUAGGACCCCGUUGGGGCACUGGCGGGCCCGAGCUGUGUCGCGUCCCCCCCCCAACGCGCUGCCUCCCUGUCCCAUUUGUGUCCUCUGGCCAUCGCCCUCUCUGGUAACGCCCAUCACUGCAAAGACCCUUUUCCUUCAUCGGCGUUUGCUGUUCUUCCUGCCAGUGCGUGUUGCUUUCACUUACACUUGCCACAGCCAGCCUCGUGAGUGCCUAGCCUAUUGGAUAUCACUGUCACCUACACAGGACAGUCAUUACCUUUCUAUUAAUACUUUGUUUUUUUAAUUUCACAUUAAUUUCCAUAUUGUAUAAACAACUGGAAAAAAACUUGAGCCCCUGCCCCUGUAUAAUCAUGUGCACGUCUCUGUUCUAGCUCUAAGGUGAAUCUUCACUGCUCAUGUUCUCCUCAGAAGCAGUCACCUCACUCCCCUCAGGUUACUGUACACAUGCACCAACUGCCUGCUUCAGGUUUGGAUGGAGCUUCAUGGUUGUCUUUUGGAGUAAUGACCAGUCAAGUUGUGUUUGAAAUUUGAUUUUUUUCAGGGGCAAAAGGAGCCUCUGCAUUCUUGUCAAAUAUGUAAAUAGCAUGUUUUUGCAGGUGCUAAAAACCAGACUCUGAGUGUGUGUGUGUGUGUGUGUGUGUGUGUGUGUGUGUGUGUGUGUGUGUGUGUGUGUGUGUGUGCGUUCAAGUCACAUGACAUAUUUAACCGGAUGUAGCUGCAAGACGGAGCCUCGUUGACUCUCCGUUUCAACUUAUCUCAAAAGUGAGGACCUCAACCUAUAUACCAGUUUUUAAAUUGUGUUGAUAGGCCAAAUAAAACCAGAGUUAUGAUAAAUUAUGUCCGCGAUACUUGUUUUCUGCUUAUUUUGAUCACGUUCGGCGCUCGAUCGCGCUGUAUGAGACAGGAAAACAUAGCAUGCAGACAUUCGCGACAGGUCUUACAGGCGGAAAAGGCUUGCCAAAGGAAAAAAAAAACACACCACAACAUCUCUCCUAUUGGUGGAAAACUUCACCACAACAACCAAUCCAAAAUUAUAUGGUGACUGAUUGACAAGGGGCGGGCGCUUACGUUCUUCCUGCAAUAUGAGAAGGGAGGGAGGGACUCUCAGCAGGGAUGCAGUCUGGGACACGUAGUUGCAAACCUAGCGACUUUGUUGUUAGAUUCAAUGACUUUUCAGACCCCCUAACGACUUUUUUUUAGAAAGAAAGUGACUUUUAUCGACUUCUUCUGGAGUUUAGAGACUCUGACAUGAAGCAGGCUUUCCUUACUGAGGAGUUAGCAACGCUGCUAAGGGUGCAGAGCCACACAUGCGCUCCGAGCUCUGCAUGGGAGACUGAAGCUGACAGAGCUGCAGCAGUUAGCAGGUUUCACCCUCAGAGACCACCAGGGGUUCAUGUUGAGGCAUUUUCAGUUUUUUUUUUUUUUUUGCCAUAGACACUGUCAGCACAAUCUGCAGUUACACUAACAAAAAUGCUGCAAAAAACAAAGUCCAUGUGUAAUUUUUCCAUAAUUCUAACAGAGGAGGAUCUACACAAGUUUUUUACAUCAUGUUUUACAUCAUGCAUCAUUUACAUCAUGUUUUUUUGUAGUGGCAUAAAUAAAAAGUGACAUUUGUGAGACUAUACAGUGUUUUGUAAAUAAUUUUACAAAGAACACCUGGGCCAUUGCCUGCAUUUUGAUGUAAAUAGAGGUAAAUUACUAUGUUCUUUGUUAAAAAUUUGCAUAUGUUUUGAAGUUUACAAUUUUUAUUUGAAGUUUAAGUUUUAAAAACAGUUCAUCACACAUAUUUGUGGUUUUCACAGUAAAAACGUUACUUUUUUCCACUCGGAUUUUAUGUUUUGUGUGUGAAUUUGGGUCCAAUGUGUAAAUAUAGUAUGUCAAAAUGAUAAAAUAACUGUAAAUUGACACAGGUGAGGUUGUGCUGAAAAAAAUGAUACCAGGCAAGGCAAGGUAAAAAUUUUGUAAGAGGAAAUAUAAAGGUAAAAUCUAAAGUAGUCAAAAACGGCCAAUAGUGACUCACAGACUCCACAGACAAGUCCCUUUGGCGCCACUCAGUGGGCAAAACUACUUUGUCUACUGUAAUGUAUAUUUGGGUCAUCUUUGGCGCCCCCUAAAACGUAAACCGUGGGGUGCAGCGUCAUGAUUUUUACAACUUUGAAUGGCCAUGGAGUGUAGAUUGGCCUGAGCAAAUUUGGUGUCAUUGGGACGAAAGCCUUAGGAGGAGUUAGCGAAAUUCCAAUGUGUGCGAAUCGGCAAAAAAUGCAAAAUAGCCCUUUUACCGUACAUUAUACAGAUACGCGCUCUUUGACUUUUUCAUAGAUCUAAUUGAGAUACACAUGAUUGUCAAUUUUUGUGUCAUUUUGCCAAAGCGUACAGGCGUGACAGUCAACAAUGUGUAUUUUCACCUUAGGGGACAAGAAAAAAUGGACUUUUUUCUCCUGCCAUGGGGGGGCGCUCUUUUAGGGAGUAAAAAUUCCUUCACAAAUGUGUUGAUGGCUGGACAUUGCAUCAUCCUAGAAAACUUGGAGGCCAGUGAGGACAAAAAUAAAAAGUUAUAAGACUUUUAAAAAUGUGGAUUUUUGGGUUAUCUUUGGCGCCCCCUAGAACGUAAACCGUGGGGUGCAGCGUCAUGAUUUGAAUAACUUUUAAUGGCCAUGGGGUGUAAUUUGGCCUGAGCAAAUGUGGUGCCGGUGGAACGAAAGCCUUCGGAGGAGUUAGCGAAAUUCCAAUGUGUGCGGAUCGGCAAAAAAUGCGGAAUAACCCUUUAACCGUACAUUUGACAGAUACGCGCACAUUGACUUUUUCGUAGAUCUUAUUGAGAUACACGUGAUAGUCAAAUUUUGUGUCAAUAUGACAAAGCGUACAGGUGUCACACUCAACAAUGUGAAUUUUCACCUUACGGGACAAGAAAAAAUUGACUUUUUUCUCCUGCCAUGGGGGGGCGCUCUUUUGGGGAGUAAAAAUUCCUUCACAAAUGUGUUGAUGGCUGGACAUUGCAUCAUCCUAGAAAACUUGGAGGCCAGUGAGGGCAAAAAUAAAAAGUUAUAAGACUUUGAAAUAUGUGGAUUUUAGGGUUAUCUUUGGCGCCCCCUAGAACCUAAACCGUGGGGUGCAGCAUAAUGAUUUGAAUAACUUUUAAUGGCCAUGGGGUGUAGAUUGGCCUGAGCAAAUGUGGUGCCGGUGGAACAAAAGCCUUCGGAGGAGUUAGCGAAAUUCCAAUGUGUGCGGAUCGGCAAAAAAUGCGAAAUAACCCUUUAACCGUACAUUUGACAGAUACGCCCGCACUGACUUUUUUGUAGAUCUUAUUGAGAUACAUGUGUGUGUCAAUUUUUGUGUCAUUUUGACAAAGCGUACAGGCGUCAGGUGAAUUUUUCACCUUAGGGGGCGCUAUGGAGCCAUUUUGCAUUGUAUUGUUUGGGCGACUUCAGAAUAUCAAAUUUUUCACCAGGCCCGGUCGUCCUGCCAAAUUUCAUGAGUUUUCGCCAGUGGGAAGUGGGCCAUUUUCCAGUUCAAAGGGGAGGAAAAAGAAAAAAGAAACAAAGAAAAACCACUUGGGGAAUAAUAGGGCUCUCGCAGCUGCUUAGCAGCUACGCUCGGGCCCUAAAGAAGGAAACAUGCAGGAACAAGAGGGCUCUCGCAGCUGCUUAGCAGCUACGCUCGGGCCCUAAAGAAGAAUCCAUCAGGAAUAAUAGGGCUCUCGCAGCUGUAGCUGCUUAGCAGCUACGCUCGGGCCCUAAUAAUAACACUAGGGCCCCGUUGGGGCACUGGCGGGCCCGAGCUGUGUCACGCCGCCCCCAACACGACCGCCUCUCCCUCCCGAUCGCGUCACACUUAAGGUUCAACGAUGGUGUGCGCACUUGUCUGUGGUCAUUUACCAUUAUAAUGAAUGGGAGGCGCAGUUUCUACCAAAACGCUUGCUGCAGACAAACUACAUGUCCUAUUUGAAAAAAGUCUGGACCAUGAGUGAGGGCACAAACACAGCUAGGAUAUAUCCAAAUGGCAAGUUCCUCCUCCUUUUGUUUUUCUCCGAGAGAGCGAUGUGUUUGAGCCAUUGAGGGAUGGGCAGGAAAAACUUGACUUUUUCUCCUGCCAUGGGGGGGCACUCUUUUAGGGAGAAAAAUUCCUUCACAAAUGUGUUGAUGGCUAGACAUUGCAUCAUCCUAGAAAACUUUGAAGCCAGUGAGGACAAAAAUGAAAAGUUAUAAGACUUUUAAGAAUGUGGAUUUUUGGGUUAUCUUUGGCGACCCCUAGAACGUAAACCGUGGGGUGCAGCAUCAUGAUUUGUACAACUUUUAAUGGCCAUGGGGUGUAGAUUGGCCUGAGCAAAUUUGGUGCCGGUGGAACGAAAGCUUUAGGAGGAGUUAGCCACAUUCCAAUGUGUGCGAAUCAACCAAAAAUGCGAAAUAGCCCUUUAACCGUACAUUUUGCAGACACGUGCGCAUUGACUUUUUCGUAGAUCUUAUUGAGAUACACGUGAUUAUCAAAUUUUGUUUCAAUAUGACAAAGCGUACAGGCGUGACACUCAACAAUGUGUAUUUUCACCUUAUAGGACAAGAAAAAAUGGCCUUUUUUCUCCUGCCAUGGGGGGCGCUCUUUUGGGGAGUAAAAAUUCCUUCACAAAUGUGUUGAUGGCUGGACAUUGCAUCAUCCUAGAAAACUUGGAGGCCAGUGAGGACAGAAAUAAAAAGUUAUAAGACUUGUAAGAAUGUGGAUUUUUGGGUUAUCUUUGGCGCCCCCUACAACGUAAACCGUGGGGUGCAGCGUCAUGAUUUGUACAACUUUGAAUGGCCAUGGGGUGUAGAUUGGCCUGAGCAAAUUUGGUGCCGGUGGAACGAAAGCCUUCGGAGGAGUUAGCGAAAUUCCAAUGUGUGCGGAUCGGGAAAAAAUGCGAAAUAGCCCUUUAAACGUACAUUUGACAGAUACGCCCGCACUGACUUUUUUGUAGAUCUUAUUGAGAUACACGUGUGUGUCAAAUUUUGUGUCAUUUUGACAAAGCGUACAGGCGUGACACUCAAUCAUGUGAAUUUUUCACCUUAGGGGGCGCUAUGGAGCCAUUUUGCAUUUGAUUGUUUGGGUGACUUCAGAAUAUCGAAUUUUUCACCAGGCCCGGUCGUCCUGCCAAAUUUCAUGAGUUUUCACCAGUGGGAAGUGGGCCAUUUUCCAGUUCAAAGGGGCAGAAAAAUAAUAAUAAGAAGAAGAAGACUAGGGCCCCGGUGGGGCACUGUCGGGCCCGAGCCGCGUCGCGCCGCCCCCAGUGCGACCGCCUCCCCGUCCCGAUCGAGUCACACUCAAGAACCAAAGAUGGUGUGCGCACUUGUCUGUGGUCAUUUCCCAUUAUAAUGAAUGGGAGGCGCAGUUUCUACCAAAACACUCGCUGCAGACAAACUUCAUGUCCUAUUUGAAAAAAGUCUGGACCAUGAGUGAGGGCACAAACACAGCUAUGAUAUAUCGAAAUGCCAGGUUGCUCCUCCUUACGGUGUUGCCUGGAGAGCGAUGCGAUUGAGCCAUUGAGCGAUGGGCAGGAAAAACUUGACUUUUUCUCCUGCCAUAGGGGGGGGGAUGUGGAUUCUUUUAAGAAUGUGGAUUUUUGGGUCAUCUUUGGCGCCCCCUAGAACGUAAACCGUGGGGUGCAGCGUCAUGAUUUUUACAACUUUGAAUGGCCAUGGGGUGUAGAUUGGCCUGAGCAAAUUUGGUGUCAGUGGGUCGAAAGCCUUAGGAGGAGUUAGCCAUAUCCAAUGUGUGCGAAUCGGCAAAAAAUGCAAAAUAGCCCUUUAACCGUACAUUUGACAGAUACGCGCGAAUUGACUUUUUUGUAGAUCUUAUUGAGAUACAUAUGUGUGUCAAUUUUUGUGUCAAUAUGAUAAAGCGUACAGGCGUGACAGUCAAUAGUGUGAAUUUCCACCUUAGGGGACAAGAAAAAAUUGACUUUUUUCUCCUGCCAUGGGGGGGCGCUCUUUUGGGGAGUAAAAAUUCCUUCACAAAUGUGUUGAUGGCUGGACAUUGCAUCAUCCUAGAAAACUUGGAGGCCAGUGAGGACAAAAAUAAAAAGUUAUAAGACUUUUAAAUAUGUGGAUUUUAGGGUUAUCUUUGGCGCCCCCUAGAACCUAAACCGUGGGAUGCAGCGUCAUGAUUUGAAUAACUUUUAAUGGCCAUGGGGUGUAGAUUGGCCUGAGCAAAUGUGGUGCCGGUGGAACGAAAGCCUUCGGAGGAGUUAGCGAAAUUCCAAUGUGUGCGGAUCGGCAAAAAAUGCGGAAUAACCCUUUAACCGUACAUUUGACAGAUACGCGCGCAUUGACUUUUUCGUAGAUCUUAUUGAGAUACAUGUGUGUGUCAAUUUUUGUGUCAUUUUGCCAAAGCGUACAGGUGUUACACUCAACAAUGUGUAUUUUCACCUUAGGGGACAAGAAAAAAUUGACUUUUUUCUCCUGCCAUGGGGGGCGCUCUUUUGGGGAGUAAAAAUUCCUUCACAAAUGUGUUGAUGGCUGGACAUUGCAUCAUCCUAGAAAACUUGGAGGCCAGUGAGGGCAAAAAUAAAAAGUUAUAAGACUUUUAAAUAUGUGGAUCUUAGGGUUAUCUUUGGCGCCCCCUAGAACCUAAACCUUGGGGUGCAGCGUCAUGAUUUGAAUAACUUUUAAUGGCCAUGGGGUGUAGAUUGGCCUGAGCAAAUGUGGUGCCGGUGGAACGAAAGCCUUCGGAGGAGUUAGCGAAAUUCCAAUGUGUGCGGAUCGGCAAAAAAUGCGAAAUAACCCUUUAACCGUACAUUUGACAGAUACGCCCGCACUGACUUUUUUGUAGAUCUUAUUGAGAUACAUGUGUGUGUCAAUUUUUGUGUCAUUUUGACAAAGCGUACAGGCGUGACAGUCAAUAGUGUGAAUUUUCACCUUAGGGGGCGCUAUGGAGCCAUUUUGCAUUUUCUUGUUUGGGCGACUUCGGAAUAUCAAAUUUUUCACCAGGCCCGGUCGUCCUGCCAAAUUUCCUGAGUUUUCGCCAGUGGGAAGUGGGCCAUUUUCCAGUUCAAAGGGGAGGAAAAAUAAUAAUAACAAACUAGGACCCCGUUGGGGCACUGGCGGGCCCGAGCCGUGUCGCGUCCCCCCCCCAACGCGCUGCCUCCCCGUCCCAUUUGUGUCCUCUGGCCAUCGCCCUCUCUGGUAACGCCCAUCACUGCAAAGACCCUUUUCCUUCAUCGGCGUUUGCUGUUCUUCCUGCCAGUGCGUGUUGCUUUCACUUACACUUGCCACAGCCAGCCUCGUGAGUGCCUAGCCUAUUGGAUAUCACUGUCACCUACACAGGACAGUCAUUACCUUUCUAUUAAUACUUUGUGUUUUAAUUUCACAUUAAUUUCCAUAUUGUAUAAACGACUGGAAAAAACUUGAGCCCCUGCCCCUGUAUAAUCAUGUGCAUGUCUCUGUUCUAGCUCCAAGGUGAAUCUUCACUGCUCAUGUUCUCCUCAGAAGCACUCACCUCACUCCCCUCAGGUUACUGUACACAUGCACCAACUGCCUGCUUCAGGUUUGGAUGGAGCUUCAUGGUUGUCUUUUGGAGAAAUGACCAGUCAAGUUGUGUUUGAAAUUUGAUUUUUUUCAGGGGCAAAAGGAGCCUCUGCAUUCUUGUCAAAUAUGUAAAUAGCAUGUUUUUGCAGGUGCUAAAAACCAGACUCUGAGUGUGUGUGUGUGUGUGUGUGUGUGUGUGUGUGUGCGUGUGUGUGUCUGUGUGUGCGUUCAAGUCACAUGACAUAUUUAACCGGAUGUAGCUGCAAGACGGAGCCUCGUUGACUCUCCGUUUCAACUUAUCUCAAAAGUGAGGACCUCAACCUAUAUACCAGUUUUUAAAUUGUGUUGAUAGGCCAAAUAAAACCAGAGUUAUGAUAAAUUAUGUCCGCGAUACUUUUUUUCUGCUUAUUUUGAUCACGUUCGGCGCUCGAUCGCGCUGUAUGAGACAGGAAAACAUAGCAUGCAGACAUUAGCGACAGGUCUUACAGGCGGAAAAGGCUUGCCAAAAGAAAAAAAAAAACACACCACAACAUCUCUCCUAUUGGUGGAAAACUUCACCACAACAACCAAUCCAAAAUUAUAUGGUGACUGAUUGACAAGGGGCGGGCGCUUACGUUCUUCCUGCAACAUGAGAAGGGAGGGAGGGACUCUCAGCAGGGAUGCAGUCUGGGACACGUAGUUGCAAACCUAGCGACUUUGUUGUUAGAUUCAAUGACUUUUCAGACCCCCUAACGACUUUUUUUUAGAAAGAAAGGGACUUUUAUCGACUUCUUCUGGAGUUUAGAGACUCUGACAUGAAGCAGGCUUUCCUUACUGAGGAGUUAGCAACGCUGCUAAGGGUGCAGAGCCACACAUGCGCUCAGAGCUCUGCAUGGGAGACUGAAGCUGACAGAGCUGCAGCAGUUAGCAGGUUUCACCCUCAGAGACCACCAGGGGUUCAUGUUGAGGCAUUUUAAUUUUUUUUUUUUUUUGUGCCAUAGACACUGUCAGCACAAUCUGCAGUUACACUAACAAAAAUGCUGCAAAAAACAAAGAAUUAUGGAAAAAUUACACAUGGACUGACAUACAGGAGGAUCUACACAAGUUUUUUACAUCAUGUUUUACAUCAUGCAUCAUUUACAUCAUGUUUUUUUGUAGUGGCAUAAAUAAAAAGUGACAUUUGUGAGACUAUACAGUGUUUUGUAAAUAAUUUUACAAAGAACGCCUGGGCCAUUGCCUGCAUUUUGAUGUAAAUAGAGGUAAAUCACUAUGUUCUUUGUUAAAAAUUUGCAUAUGUUUUGAAGUUUACAAUUUUUAUUUGAAGUUUAAGUUUUAAAAACAGUUCAUCACACAUAUUUGUGGUUUUCACAGUAAAAAUGUUACUUUUUUCCACUCUGAUUUUAUGUUUUGUGUGUGAAUUUGGGUCCAUUGUGUAAAUUCAGUAUGUCAACAUGAUAAAAUAACUGUAAAUUCGCACAGGUGAGGUUGUGCUGAAAAAAAUGAUACCAGGCAAGGCACGUGAUUGUCAAAUUUUGUGUCAAUAUGACAAAGCGUAUAGGCGUGAAUCUCAACAAUAUGUAUUUUCACCUUAGGGGACAAGAAAAAAUGGACUUUUUCUCCUGCCAUGGGGGGGCGCUCUUUUGGGGAGUAAAAAUUCCUUCACAAAUGUGUUGAUGGCUGGACAUUGCAUCAUCCUAGAAAACUUGGAGGCCAGUGAGGACAAAAAUAAAAAGUUAUAAGACUUUUAAAUAUGUGGAUUUUAGGGUUAUCUUUGGCGCCCCCUAGAACCUAAACCGUGGGGUGCAGCGUCAUGAUUUUGAUAACUUUUAAUGGCCAUGGGGUGUAGAUUGGCCUGAGCAAAUGUGGUGCCGGUGGAACGAAAGCCUUAGGAGGAGUUAGCCACAUUCCAAUGUGUGCGGAUCGGCAAAAAAUGCGGAAUAACCCUUUAACCGUACAUUUGACAGAUACGCGCGCAUUGACUUUUUCGUAGAUCUUAUUGAGUUACAUGUGUGUGUCAAUUUUUGUGUCAUUUUGACAAAGCGUAUAGGCGUGACACUCAACAAUGUGUAUUUUCACCUUAGGGGACAAGAAAAAAUGGACUUUUUUCUCCUGCCAUGGGGGGGCGCUCUUUUGGGGAGUAAAAAUUCCUUCACAAAUGUGUUGAUGGCUGGACAUUGCAUCAUCCUAGAAAACUUGGAGGCCAGUGAGGACAAAAAUAAAAAGUUAUAAGACUUUUAAAUAUGUGGAUUUUAGGGUUAUCUUUGGCGCCCCCUAGAACCUAAACCGUGGGGUGCAGCGUCAUGAUUUGAAUAACUUUUAAUGGCCAUGGGGUGUAGAUUGGCCUGAGCAAAUGUGGUGCCGGUGGAACGAAAGCCUUCGGAGGAGUUAGCGAAAUUCCAAUGUGUGCGGAUCGGCAAAAAAUGCGAAAUAACCCUUUAACCGUACAUUUGACAGAUACGCGCGCAUUGACUUUUUCGUAGAUCUUAUUGAGAUACAUGUGUGUGUCAAUUUUUGUGUCAUUUUGACAAAGCGUAUAGGCGUGACACUCAACAAUGUGUAUUUUCACCUUAGGGGACAAGAAAAAAUGGACUUUUUUCUCCUGCCAUGGGGGGGCGCUCUUUUGGGGAGUAAAAAUUCCUUCACAAAUGUGUUGAUGGCUGGACAUUGCAUCAUCCUAGAAAACUUGGAGGCCAGUGAGGACAAAAAUAAAAAGUUAUAAGACUUUUAAAUAUGUGGAUUUUAGGGUUAUCUUUGGCGCCCCCUAGAACCUAAACCGUGGGGUGCAGCGUCAUGAUUUUGAUAACUUUUAAUGGCCACGGGGUGUAGAUUUGCCUGAGCAAAUGUGGUGCCGGUGGAACGAAAGCCUUCGGAGGAGUUAGCGAAAUUCCAAUGUGUGCGGAUCGGCAAAAAAUGCGAAAUAACCCUUUAACCGUACAUUUGACAGAUACGCCCGCACUGACUUUUUUGUAGAUCUUAUUGAGAUACAUGUGUGUGUCAAUUUUUGUGUCAUUUUGACAAAGCGUACAGGCGUGACAGUCAAUAGUGUGAAUUUUCACCUUAGGGGGCGCUAUGGAGCCAUUUUGCAUUUUAUUGUUUUGGCGACUUCAGAAUAUCAAAUUUUUCACCAGGCCCGGUCGUCCUGCCAAAUUUCAUGAGUUUUCGCCAGUGGGAAGUGGGCCAUUUUCCAGUUCAAAGGGGAGGAAAAAGAAAAAAGAAAGAAAGAAACAAAGAAAAACCACUUGGGGAAUAAUAGGGCCUACGCCCGGCUGCUCUGCAGCUGGCUCGGGCCCUAAAGAAGGAAACUACAGGAACAAGAGGGCUCUCGCAGCUGCUUAGCAGCUACGCUCGGGCCCUAAAGAAGAAAGAAGAAUCCAUCAGGAAUAAUAGGGCUCUCGCAGCUGCUUAGCAGCUACGCUCGGGCCCUAACUAGGGCCCCGUUGGGGCACUGGCGGGCCCGAGCCGUGUCGCGCCGCCCCCAGCGCGACCGCCUACCCCUCCCGAUCGCGUCACACUCAAGGUCCAAAGAUGGUGUGCGCACUUGUCUGUGGUCAUUUACCAUUAUAAUGAAUGGGAGGCGCAGUUUCUACCAAAACGCUCGCUGCAGACAAACUCCAUGUCCUUUUUGAAAAAAGUCUGGACCAUGAGUGAGGGCACAAACACAGCUAGUAUAUAUCCAAAUGGCAAGUUGCUCCUCCUUUCGGUUUGCCGAGAGAGCGAUGCGUUUGAGCCAUUGAGCGAUGGGCAGGAAAAACUUGACUUUUUCUCCUGCCAUGGGGGGGCGCUCUUUUGGGGAGAAAAAAUUCCUUCACAAAUGUGUUGAUGGCUGGACAUUGCAUCAUCCUAGAAAACUUGGAGGCCAGUGAGGACAAAAAUAAAAAGUUAUAAGACUUUUAAAAAUGUGGAUAUUUGGGUCCUCUUUGGCGCCCCCUAGAACGUAAACUGUGGGGUGCAGCGUCAUGAUUUGUACUACUUUGAAUGGCCAUGGGGUGUAGAUUGACCUGAGCAAAUUUGAAGCCGAUGGGACAAAAGAUUUAGGAGGAGUUAGCCACAUUCCAAUGUGUGCGAAUCGGCAAAAAAUGCGAAAUAGCCCUUUAACCGUACAUUGAACAGAUACGCUCGCAUUGACUUUUUCGUAGAUCUUAUUGAGAUACAUGUGUGUGUCAAAUUUUGUGUCAUUUUGACAAAGCGUAAAGGCGUGACAGUCAACAAUGUGUAUUUUCGCCUUAGGAGACAAGAAAAAAUGGACUUUUUUCUCCUGCCAUGGGGGGCGCUCUUUUGGCGAGUAAAAAUUCCUUCACAAAUGUGUUGAUGGCUGGACAUUGCAUCAUCCUAGAGAACUUGGAGGCCAGUGAGGACAAAAAUAAAAAGUUAUAAGACUUUUAAGACUGUGGAUUUUUGGGUUAUCUUUGGCGCCCCCUAGAACGUAAACCGUGGGGUGCAGCGUCAUGAUUUGUACAACUUUUAAUGGCCAUGGGGUGUAGAUUGGCCUGAGCAAAUGUGGUGCCGGUGGAACGAAAGCCUUCGGAGGAGUUAGCGAAAUUCCAAUGUGUGCGGAUCGGCAAAAAAUGCGAAAUAACCCUUUAACCGUACAUUUGACAGAUACGCCCGCACUGACUUUUUUGUAGAUCUUAUUGAGAUACAUGUGUGUGUCAAUUUUUGUGUCAAUAUGACAAAGCGUAAAGGCGUGACAGUCAAUAGUGUGAAUUUUCACCUUAGGGGGCGCUAUGGAGCCAUUUUGCAUUUUAUUGUUUGGGCGACUUCAGAAUAUCGAAUUUUUCACCAGGCCCAUUCGUCCUGCCAAAUUUCAUGAGUUUUCGCCAGUGGGAAGUGGGCCAUUUUCCCCUUCAAAGGGGAGGAAAAAUAAGAAGAACUAGGGCCCCGUUGGGGCACUGGCGGGCCCGAGCCGUGUCGCACCCCCCCCCCCCCCAACGCGCUGCCUCCCCGUCCCAUUCGUGUCCUCUGGCCAUCGCCCUCUCUGGUAACGCCCAUCACUGCAAAGACCCUUUUCCUUCAUCGGCGUUUGCUGUUCUUCCUGCCAGUGCGUGUUGCUUUCACUUACACUUGCCACAGCCAGCCUCGUGAGUGCCUAGCCUAUUGGAUAUCACUGUCACCUACACAGGACAGUCAUACUUUGUUUUUUAAUUUCACAUUAAUUUCCAUAUUGUAUAAACGACUGGAAAAAACUUGAGCCCCUGCCCCUGUAUUAUCAUGUGCACGUCCCUGUUCUAGCUCCAAGGUGAAUCUUCAGUGCUCAUGUUCUCCUCAGAAGCAGUCACCUCACUCCCCUCAGGUUACUGUACACAUGCACCAACUGCCUGCUUCAGGUUUGGAUGGAGCUUCAUGGUUGUCUUUUGGAGAAAUGACCAGUCAAGUUGUGUUUGAAAUCUGAUUUUUUUCAGGGGCAAAAGGAAGCCUCCGCAUUCUUGUCAAAUAUUUAAAUAGCAUGUUUUUGCUGGUGCUAAAAAACAGACUCUGAGUGUGUGUGUGUGUGUGUGUGUGUGUGUGUGUGUGUGUGUGUGUGUGUGUGUGUGUGUGUGUGUGUGUCUGUGUGUGUGUGUGUGUGUGUAUCCUGCAGUACUCUGAGAAGAAUAAUAAGCAUAUUUCUGAGGUGAAUUUUGAAGAUUCAUCUGAGAGUUAGGUUUGAUUCGAUUCGAUUGACGCUCCCCAGCGUUCAAGUCACAUGACAUAUUUAACUGGAUGUAGCUGCAAGAAGGAGCCUCGUUAACUCUCCGUUUCAACUUAUCUCAAAAGUGAGGACCUCAACCUAUAUACCAGUUUUUAAAUUGUGUUGAUAGGCCAAAUAAAACCAGAGUUAUGAUAAAUUAUGUCCGCGAUACUUUUUUUCUGCUUAUUUUGAUCACGUUCGGCGCUCGAUCGUGCUGUAUGAGACAGGAAAACAUUGCAUGCACACAUUAGUGACAGGUCAUACAGGCGGAAAAGGCUUGCCAAAAAAAAAAAAAAACACACCACAACAUCUCUCCUAUUGGUGGAAAACUUCACCACAACAACCAAUCCAAAAUUAUAUGGUGACUGAUUGACAAGGGGCGGGCGCUUACGUUCUUCCUGCAACAUGAGAAGGGAGGGAGGGACUCUCAGCAGGGAUGCAGUCUGGGACACGUAGUUGCAAACCUAGCGACUUUGUUGUUAGAUUCAAUGACUUUUCAGACCCCCUAACGACUUUUUUUUAGAAAGAAAGGGACUUUUAUCGACUUCUUCUGGAGUUUAGAGACUCUGACAUGAAGCAGGCUUUCCUUACUGAGGAGUUAGCAACGCUGCUAAGGGUGCAGAGCCACACAUGCGCUCCGAGCUCUGCAUGGGAGACAGAAGCUGACAGAGCUGCAGCAGUUAGCAGGUUUCACCCUCAGAGACCACCAGGGGUUCAUGUUGAGGCAUUUUCAGUUUUUUUUUUUUUGCCAUAGACAGUCAGCACAAUCUGCAGUUACACUAACAAAAAUGCUGCAAAAAACAAAGAAUUAUGGAAAAAUUACACAUGGACUGACAUAGAGGAGGAUCUACACAAGUUUUUUACAUCAUGUUUUACAUCAUGCAUCAUUUACAUCAUGUUUUUUUUGUAGUGGCAUAAAUAAAAAGUGACAUUUGUGAGACUAUACAGUGUUUUGUAAAUAAUUUUACAAAGAACGCCUGGGCCAUUGCCUGCAUUUUGAUGUAAAUAGAGGUAAAUUACUAUGUUCUUUGUUAAAAAUUUGCAUAUGUUUUGAAGUUUACAAUUUUUAUUUGAAGUUUAAGUUUUAAAAACAGUUCAUCACACAUAUUUGUGGUUUAAUUUCACAUUAAUUUCCAUAUUGUAUAAAUGACUGGAAAAAACUUGAGCCCCUGCCCCUGUAUAAUCAUGUGCACGUUCCUGUUCUAGCUCCAAGGUGAAUCUUCACUGCUCAUGUUCUCCUCAGAAAUAGUCACCUCACUCUCCUCAGGUUACUGUACACAUGCACCAACUAUCUGCUUCAGGUUUGGAUGGAGCUUCAUGGUUGUCUUUUGGAGAAAUGAACAGUCAAGUUGUGUUUGAAAUCUGAUUUUUUUCAGGGGCAAAAGGAAGCCUCUGCAUUCUUGUCAAAUAUGUAAACAGCAUGUUUUUGCAGGUGCUAAAAAACAGACUCUGAGUGUGUGUGUGUGUGUGUGUGUGUGUGUGUGUGUGUGUGUAUAUGUGUGUGUAUCCUGCAGUACUCUGUACUCCUGCAGUGGCCAAAAAGACUUUUAAGAAUGUGGAUUUUUGGGUCAUCUUUGGCGCCCCCUAGAACUGCAGUACUCUGUACUCCUGCAGUGGCCAAAAUGACUUUUAAGAAUGUGGAUUUUUGGGUCAUCUUUGGCGCCCCCUAGAACGUAAACCGUGGGGUGCAGCGUCAUGAUUUUUACAACUUUGAAUGGGCAUGGGGUGUAGAUUGGCCUGAGCAAAUUUGGUAUCGGUGGGACGAAAGCCUUAGGAGGAGAUAGCCACAUUCCAAUGUGUGCGAAUCAACCAAAAAUGCGAAAUAGCCCUUUAACCGUACAUUUUGCAGACACGUGCGCAUUGACUUUUUCGUAGAUCUUAUUGAGAUACACGUGAUUAUCAAAUUUUGUUUCAAUAUGACAAAGCGUACAGGCGUGACACUCAACAAUGUGUAUUUUCACCUUAUAGGACAAGAAAAAAUGGCCUUUUUUCUCCUGCCAUGGGGGGGCGCUCUUUUGGGGAGUAAAAAUUCCUUCACAAAUGUGUUGAUGGCUGGACAUUGCAUCAUCCUAGAAAACUUGGAGGCCAGUGAGGACAAAAAUAAAAAGUUAUAAGACUUGUAAGAAUGUGGAUUUUUGGGUUAUCUUUGGCGCCCCCUACAACGUAAACCGUGGGGUGCAGCGUCAUGAUUUGUACAACUUUGAAUGGCCAUGGGGUGUAGAUUGGCCUGAGCAAAUUUGGUGCCGGUGGAACGAAAGCCUUCGGAGGAGUUAGCGAAAUUCCAAUGUGUGCGGAUCGGCAAAAAAUGCGAAAUAGCCCUUUAAACGUACAUUUGACAGAUACGCCCGCACUGACUUUUUUGUAGAUCUUAUUGAGAUACACGUGUGUGUCAAAUUUUGUGUCAUUUUGACAAAGUGUACAGCCGUCAUGUGAAUUUUCACCUUAGGGGGCGCUAUGGAGCCAUUUUGCAUUUUAUUGUUUAAGCGACUUCAGAAUAUCGAAUUUUUCACCAGGCCCGGUCGUCCUGCCAAAUUUCCUGAGUUUUCGCCAGUGGGAAGUGGGCCAUUUUCCAGUUUAAAGCGGAGGAAAAAUAAUAACGAAAGAAGGAAACAUGCAGGAACAAGAGGGCUCUCGCAGCUGCUUAGCAGCUACGCUCGGGCCCUAACUAGGGCCCCGUUGGGGCACUGGCGGGCCCGAGCCGUCGCCCCCCCCCCCCCCCCCCCCCCAACGCGCUGCCUCCCCGUCCCAUUCUUGGCCUUUGGCCAUCGCCCUCUCUGGUAACGCCCAUCACUGCAAAAACCCUUUUCCUUCAUCGGCGUUUGCUGUUCUUCCUGCCAGUGCGUGUUGCUUUCACUUACACUUGCCACAGCCAGCCUCGUGAGUGCCUAGCCUAUUGGAUAUCACUGUCACCUACACAGGACAGUCAUUACCUUUCUAUUAAUACUUUGUGUUUUAAUUUCACAUUAAUUUCCAUAUUGUAUAAACGACUGGAAAAAACUUGAGCCCCUGCCCCUGUAUAAUCAUGUGCACGUCUCUGUUCUAGCUCUAAGGUGAAUCUUCACUGCUCAUGUUCUCCUCAGAAGCAGUCACCUCACUCCCCUCAGGUUACUGUACACAUGCACCGACUGCCUGCUUCAGGUUUGGAUGGAGCUUCAUGGUUGUCUUUUGGAGAAAUGACCAGUCAAGUUGUGUUUGAAAUUUGAUUUUUUUCAGGGGCAAAAGGAGCCUCUGCAUUCUUGUCAAAUAUGUAAAUAGCAUGUUUUUGCAGGUGCUAAAAACCAGACUCUGAGUGUGUGUGUGUGCGUGUGUGUGUGUGUGUCUGUGUGUGUGUGUGUGUGUGUGUGUGUGUGUGUGUGUGUGUGUGUGUGUGCGUUCAAGUCACAUGACAUAUUUAACCGGAUGUAGCUGCAAGACGGAGCCUCGUUGACUCUCCGUUUCAACUUAUCUCAAAAGUGAGGACCUCAACCUAUAUACCAGUUUUUAAAUUGUGUUGAUAGGCCAAAUAAAACCAGAGUUAUGAUAAAUUAUGCCCGCGAUACUUGUUUUCUGCUUAUUUUGAUCACGUUCGGCGCUCGAUCGCGCUGUAUGAGAAAGGAAAACAUAGCAUGCAGACAUUAGCGACAGGUCUUACAGGCGGAAAAGGCUUGCCAAAAGAAAAAAAAACACACCACAACAUCUCUCCUAUUGGUGGAAAACUUCACCACAACAACCAAUCCAAAAUUAUAUGGUGACUGAUUGACAAGGGGCGGGUGCUUACGUUCUUCCUGCAACAUGAGAAGGGAGGGAGGGACUCUCAGCAGGGAUGCAGUCUGGGACACGUAGUUGCAAACCUAGCGACUUUGUUGUUAGAUUCAAUGACUUUUCAGACCCCCUAACGACUUUUUUUUAGAAAGAAAGGGACUUUUAUCUACUUCUUCUGGAGUUUAGAGACUCUGACAUGAAGCAGGCUUUCCUUACUGAGGAGUUAGCAACGCUGCUAAGGGUGCAGAGCCACACAUGCGCUCAGAGCUCUGCAUGGGAGACUGAAGCUGACAGAGCUGCAGCAGUUAGCAGGUUUCACCCUCAGAGACCACCAGGGGUUCAUGUUGAGGCAUUUUAAUUUUUUUUUUUUUUGUGCCAUAGACACUGUCAGCACAAUCUGCAGUUACACUAACAAAAAUGCUGCAAAAAACAAAGAAUUAUGGAAAAAUUACACAUGGACUGACAUAGAGGAGGAUCUACACAAGUUUUUUACAUCAUGUUUUACAUCAUGCAUCAUUUACAUCAUGUUUUUUUGUAGUGGCAUAAAUAAAAAGUGACAUUUGUGAGACUAUACAGUGUUUUGUAAAUAAUUUUACAAAGAACGCCUGGGCCAUUGCCUGCAUUUUGAUGUAAAUAGAGGUAAAUCACUAUGUUCUUUGUUAAAAAUUUGCAUAUGUUUUGAAGUUUACAAUUUUUAUUUGAAGUUUAAGUUUUAAAAACAGUUCAUCACACAUAUUUGUGGUUUUCACAGUAAAAAUGUUACUUUUUUCCACUCGGAUUUUAUGUUUUGUGUGUGAAUUUGGGUCCAUUGUGUAAAUUCAGUAUGUCAACAUGAUAAAAUAACUGUAAAUUCGCACAGGUGAGGUUGUGCUGAAAAAAAUGAUACCAGGCAAGGCACGUGAUUGUCAAAUUUUGUGUCAAUAUGACAAAGUGUAUAGGCGUGAAUCUCAACAAUAUGUAUUUUCACCUUAAGGGACAAGAAAAAAUGGACUUUUUUCUCCUGCCAUGGGGGGGCGCUCUUUUGGGGAGUAAAAAUUCCUUCACAAAUGUGUUGAUGGCUGGACAUUGCAUCAUCGUAGAAAACUUGGAGGCCAGUGAGGACAAAAAUAAAAAGUUAUAAGACUUUUAAAUAUGUGGAUUUUAGGGUUAUCUUUGGCGCCCCCUAGAACCUAAACCGUGGGGUGCAGCGUCAUGAUUUUGAUAACUUUUAAUGGCCAUGGGGUGUAGAUUGGCCUGAGCAAAUGUGGUGCCGGUGGAACGAAAGCCUUAGGAGGAGUUAGCCACAUUCCAAUGUGUGCGGAUCGGCAAAAAAUGCGGAAUAACCCUUUAACCGUACAUUUGACAGAUACGCGCGCAUUGACUUUUUCGUAGAUCUUAUUGAGAUACAUGUGUGUGUCAAUUUUUGUGUCAUUUUGACAAAGCGUAUAGGCGUGACACUCAACAAUGUGUAUUUUCACCUUAGGGGACAAGAAAAAAUGGACUUUUUUCUCCUGCCAUGGGGGGGCGCUCUUUUGGGGAGUAAAAAUUCCUUCACAAAUGUGUUGAUGGCUGGACAUUGCAUCAUCCUAGAAAACUUGGAGGCCAGUGAGGACAAAAAUAAAAAGUUAUAAGACUUUUAAAAAUGUGGAUAUUUGGGUCCUCUUUGGCACCCCCUAGAACGUAAACCGUGGGGUGCAGCGUCAUGAUUUGUACAACUUUGAAUGGCCAUGGGGUGUAGAUUGACCUGAGCAAAUUUGAAGCCGAUGGGACAAAAGCUUUAGGAGGAGUUAGCCACAUUCCAAUGUGUGCGAAUCGGCAAAAAAUGCGAAAUAGCCCUUUAACCGUACAUUUGACAGAUACGCCCGCACUGACUUUUUUGUAGAUCUUAUUGAGAUACAUGUGUGUGUCAAAUUUUGUGUCAUUUUGACAAAGCGUAAAGGCGUGACAGUCAACAAUGUGUAUUUUCGCCUUAGGAGACAAGAAAAAAUGGACUUUUUUCUCCUGCCAUGGGGGGGGCGCUCUUUUGGCGAAUAAAAAUUCCUUCACAAAUGUGUUGAUGGCUGGACAUUGCAUCAUCCUAGAGAACUUGGAGGCCAGUGAGGACAAAAAUAAAAAGUUAUAAGACUUUUAAGACUGUGGAUAUUUGGGUUAUCUUUGGCGCCCCCUAGAACGUAAACCGUGGGGUGCAGCAUCAUGAUUUGUACAACUUUUAAUGGCCAUGGGGUGUAGAUUGGCCUGAGCAAAUGUGGUGCUGGUGGAACGAAAGCCUUCGGAGGAGUUAGCGAAAUUCCAAUGUGUGCGGAUCGGCAAAAAAUGCAAAAUAACCCUUUAACCGUACAUUUGACAGAUACGCCCGCACUGACUUUUUUGUAGAUCUUAUUGAGAUACAUGUGUAUGUCAAUUUUUGUGUCAAUAUGACAAAGCGUAAAGGCGUGACAGUCAAUAGUGUGAAUUUUCGCCUUAGGAGACAAGAAAAAAUGGACUUUUUUCUCCUGCCAUGGGGGGGCGCUCUUUUGGGGAGUAAAAAUUCCUUCACAAAUGUGUUGAUGGCUGGACAUUGCAUCAUCCUAGAGAACUUGGAGGCCAGUGAGGACAAAAAUAAAAAGUUAUAAGACUUUUAAGACUGUGGAUUUUUGGGUUAUCUUUGGCGCCGCCUAGAACGUAAACCGUGGGGUGCAGCGUCAUGAUUUGUACAACUUUUAUUGGCCAUGGGGUGUAGAUUGGCCUGAGCAAAUGUGGUGCCGGUGGAACGAAAGCCUUCGGAGGAGUUAGCGAAAUUCCAAUGUGUGCGGAUCGGCAAAAAAUGCGAAAUAACCCUUUAUCCGUACAUUUGACAGAUACGCCCGCACUGACUUUUUUGUAGAUCUUAUUGAUAUACAUGUGUGUGUCAAUUUUUGUGUCAAUAUGACAAAGCGUAAAGGCGUGACAGUCAAUAGUGUGAAUUUUCACCUUAGGGGGCGCUAUGGAGCCAUUUUGCAUUUUAUUGUUUGGGCGACUUCAGAAUAUCGAAUUUUUCACCAGGCCCGGUCGUCCUGCCAAAUUUCAUGAGUUUUCGCCAGUGGGAAGUGGGCCAUUUUCCAGUUUAAAGCGGAGGAAAAAUAAUAAUAAUAAUAAUAAUAACAAAAGAAGAAUCCAUCAGGAACAAGAGGGCUCUCGCAGCUGCUUAGCAGCUACGCUCGGGCCCUAAAGAAAGAAAGAAAGAAAGAAAGAAAGAAAGAAGAAAGAAAAACCUUUACAGGAAUAAUAGGGCUCUACGCCCGGCUGCUCUGCAGCUGGCUCGGGCCCUAACUAGGGCCCCGGUGGGGCACUGUCGGGCCCGAGCCGUGUCGCGCCGCCCCCAGCGCGACCGCCUCCCCCUCCCGAUCGCGUCACACUCAAGGUCCAAAGAUGGUGUGCGCACUUGUCUGUGGUCAUUUCCCAUUAUAAUGAAUGGGAGGCGCAGUUUCUACCAAAACACUCGCUGCAGACAAACUACAUGUCCUAUUUGAAAAAAGUCUGGACCAUGAGUGAGGGCACAAACACAGCUAGGACAUAUCCAAAUGGCAAGUUGCUCCUCCUUACGGUGUAUCCGGGAGAGCGAUGCGAUUGAGCCAUUGAGCAAUGGGCAGGAAAAACUUGACUUUUCCUCCUGCCUUGGGGGGAGGGGGGGGAUGUGGAUUCUUUUAAGAAUGUGGAUAUUUGGGUCAUCUUUGGCGCCCCCUAGAACGUAAACCGUGGGGUGCAGCGUCAUGAUUUUUACAACUUUGAAUGGCCAUGGGAUGUAGAUCGGCUUGAGCAAAUUUGGUGUCGGUGGAUGAAAGCCUUAGGAGGAGUUAGCGAAAUUCCAAUGUGUGCGGAUCGGGAAAAAAUGCGAAAUAGCCCUUUGACCGUACAUUUUACAGAUACGUGCACAUUGACUUUUUCGUAGAUCUUAUUGAGAUACAUGUGUGUGUCAAAUUUUGUGUCAUUUUGACAAAGCGUAUAGGCGUGACAGUCAACAAUGUGUUUUUUCACCUUAGGAGACAAGAAAAAAUUGACUUUUUUCUCCUGCCAUGGGGGGGCGCUCUUUUCGAGAGUAAAAAUUCCUUUACAAAUGUGUUGAUGGCUGGACAUUGCAUCAUCCUAGAAAACUUGGAGGCCAGUGAGGACAAAAAUAAAAAGUUAUAAGACUAUUAAGAAUGUGGAUUUUUGGGUUAUGUUUGGCGCCCCCUAGAACCUAAACCGUGGAGUGCAGCGUCAUGAUUUGUACAACUUUGAAUGGCCAUGGGGUGUAGAUUGGCCUGAGCAAAUUUGUUGGCGGUAGAACGAAAGCCUUCGGAGGAGUUAGCGAAAUUCCAAUGUGUGCGGAUCGGGAAAAAAUGCGAAAUAACCCUUUAACCGUACAUUUUACAGAUACGUGUCCAUUGACUUUUUCGUAGAUCUUAUUGAGAUACACGUGAUUGUCAAAUUUUGGGUCAAUAUGACAAAGCGUAUAGGCGUGAUACUCAACAAUGUGUAUUUUCACCUUAGGUGACAAGAAAAAAUGGACUUUUUUCUCCUGCCAUGGGGGGGCGCUCUUUUGGGGAGUAAAAAUUCCUUCACAAAUGUGUUGUUGGCUGGACAUUGCAUCAUCCUAGAAAACUUGGAGGCCAUUGAGGACAAAAAUACAAAGUUAUAAGACUUUUAAGACUGUGGAUUUUUGGGUUAUCUUUGGCGCCCCCUAGAACGUAAACCGUGGGGUGCAGCGUUAUGAUUUGUACAACUUUUAAUGGCCAUGGGGUGUAGAUUGGCCUGAGCAAAUGUGUUGCCGGUGGAACGAAUGCCUUCGGAGGAGUUAGCGAAAUUCCAAUGUGUGCCGAUCGGCAAAAAUGCGAAAUAAACCUUUAACCGUACAUUUUACAGAUACGUGUCCAUUGACUUUUUCGUAGAUCUUAUUGAGAUACACGUGAUUGUCAAAUUUUGGGUCAAUAUGACAAAGCGUAUAGGCGUGAUACUCAACAAUGUGUAUUUUCACCUUAGGUGACAAGAAAAAAUGGACUUUUUUCUCCUGCCAUGGGGGGGCGCUCUUUUGGGGAGUAAAAAUUCCUUCACAAAUGUGUUGUUGGCUGGACAUUGCAUCAUCCUAGAAAACUUGGAGGCCAUUGAGGACAAAAAUACAAAGUUAUAAGACUUUUAAGACUGUGGAUUUUUGGGUUAUCUUUGGCGCCCCCUAGAACGUAAACCGUGGGGUGCAGCAUUAUGAUUUGUACAACUUUUAAUGGCCAUGGGGUGUAGAUUGGCCUGAGCAAAUGUGUUGCCGGUGGAACGAAUGCCUUCGGAGGAGUUAGCGAAAUUCCAAUGUGUGCAGAUCUGCAAAAAAUGCGAAAUAACCCUCUAACCGUACAUUUCACAGAUGCGCCCGCACUGACUUUUUCGUAGACCGUAUAGCGAUACACGUGUGUGUCAAUUUUUGUGUCAAUAUGACAAAGCGUACAGGCGUGACAGUCAAUAGUGUGAAUUUUCACCUUAGGGGGCGCUAUGGAGCCAUUUUGCAUUUUAUUGUUUGGGCGACUUCAGAAUAUCGAAUUUUUCACCAGGCCCGGUCGUCCUGCCAAAUUUCAUGAGUUUUCGCCAGUGGGAAGUGGGCCAUUUUCCAGUUUAAAGCGGAGGAAAAAUAAUAAUAAUAAUAACUAGGGCCCCGGUGGGGCACUGUCGGGCCCGAGCCGCGUCGCGCCGCCCCCAGCGCGACCGCCUCCCCCUCCCGAUCGCGUCACACUCAAGGUCCAAAGAUGGUGUGCGCACUUGUCUGUGGUCAUUUCCCAUUAUAAUGAAUGGGAGGCGCAGUUUCUACCAAAACACUCGCUGCAGACAAACUACAUGUCCUAUUUGAAAAAAGUCUGGACCAUGAGUGAGGGCACAAACACAGCUAGGACAUAUCCAAAUGGCAAGUUGCUCCUCCUUACGGUGUAUCCGGGAGAGCGAUGCGAUUGAGCCAUUGAGCAAUGGGCAGGAAAAACUUGACUUUUCCUCCUGCCUUGGGGGGAGGGGGGGGAUGUGGAUUCUUUUAAGAAUGUGGAUAUUUGGGUCAUCUUUGGCGCCCCCUAGAACGUAAACCGUGGGGUGCAGCGUCAUGAUUUUUACAACUUUGAAUGGCCAUGGGAUGUAGAUCGGCUUGAGCAAAUUUGGUGUCAGUGGAUGAAAGCCUUAGGAGGAGUUAGCGAAAUUCCAAUGUGUGCGGAUCGGGAAAAAAUGCGAAAUAGCCCUUUGACCGUACAUUUUACAGAUACGUGCACAUUGACUUUUUCGUAGAUCUUAUUGAGAUACACGUGUGUGUCAAAUUUUGUGUCAUUUUGACAAAGCGUAUAGGCGUGACAGUCAACAAUGUGUUUUUUCACCUUAGGAGACAAGAAAAAAUUGACUUUUUUCUCCUGCCAUGGGGGGGCGCUCUUUUCGAGAGUAAAAAUUCCUUUACAAAUGUGUUGAUGGCUGGACAUUGCAUCAUCCUAGAAAACUUGGAGGCCAUUGAGGACAAAAAUACAAAGUUAUAAGACUUUUAAGACUGUGGAUUUUUGGGUUAUCUUUGGCGCCCCCUAGAACGUAAACCGUGGGGUGCAGCGUUAUGAUUUGUACAACUUUUAAUGGCCAUGGGGUGUAGAUUGGCCUGAGCAAAUGUGUUGCCGGUGGAACGAAUGCCUUCGGAGGAGUUAGCGAAAUUCCAAUGUGUGCCGAUCGGCAAAAAUGCGAAAUAAACCUUUAACCGUACAUUUUACAGAUACGUGUCCAUUGACUUUUUCGUAGAUCUUAUUGAGAUACACGUGAUUGUCAAAUUUUGGGUCAAUAUGACAAAGCGUAUAGGCGUGAUACUCAACAAUGUGUAUUUUCACCUUAGGUGACAAGAAAAAAUGGACUUUUUUCUCCUGCCAUGGGGGGGCGCUCUUUUGGGGAGUAAAAAUUCCUUCACAAAUGUGUUGUUGGCUGGACAUUGCAUCAUCCUAGAAAACUUGGAGGCCAUUGAGGACAAAAAUACAAAGUUAUAAGACUUUUAAGACUGUGGAUUUUUGGGUUAUCUUUGGCGCCCCCUAGAACGUAAACCGUGGGGUGCAGCGUUAUGAUUUGUACAACUUUUAAUGGCCAUGGGGUGUAGAUUGGCCUGAGCAAAUGUGUUGCCGGUGGAACGAAUGCCUUCGGAGGAGUUAGCGAAAUUCCAAUGUGUGCAGAUCUGCAAAAAAUGCGAAAUAACCCUCUAACCGUACAUUUCACAGAUGUGCCCGCACUGACUUUUUCGUAGACCGUAUAGCGAUACACGUGUGUGUCAAUUUUUGUGUCAAUAUGACAAAGCGUACAGGCGUGACAGUCAAUAGUGUGAAUUUUCACCUUAGGGGGCGCUAUGGAGCCAUUUUGCAUUUUAUUGUUUGGGCGACUUCAGAAUAUCGAAUUUUUCACCAGGCCCGGUCGUCCUGCCAAAUUUCAUGAGUUUUCGCCAGUGGGAAGUGGGCCAUUUUCCCCUUCAAAGGGGAGGAAAAAUAAGAAGAAAGAAAGAAAGAAAGAAGAAAGAAAAACCACUACAGGAAUAAUAGGGCUCUACGCCCGGCUGCUCUGCAGCUGGCUCGGGCCCUAAUAAUAAUAAUAAUAACAAAAGAAGAAUCCAUCAGGAACAAGAGGGCUCUCGCAGCUGCUUAGCAGCUACGCUCGGGCCCUAAAGAAACAAAGAAAAACCACUAGAGGAACAACAGGGCCUACGCCCGGCUGCUCUGCAGCUGGCUCGGGCCCUAAAAAGAAGGAAACAUUCAGGAACAAGAGGGCUCUCGCAGCUGCUUAGCAGCUACGCUCGGGCCCUAAAGAUGAAGAAAGAAGAAUCCAUCAGGAACAAGAGGGCUCUUGCAGCUGCUUAGCAGCUACGCUCGGGCCCUAAUAAUAACGAAAGAAGAACCCAUGCAGGAACAAGAGGGCUCUCGCAGCUGCUUAGCAGCUACGCUCGGGCCCUAAGAAGAAUCCAUCAGGAACAAGAGGGCUCUCGCAGCUGCUUAGCAGCUACGCUCGGGCCCUAACAACAGCUCAUGUAAUGGCGAAACAAAAUAAGUUCAGUUUACAGGGUUAGGAUAUGAGUGAUUAUGGACCAUGUUAAAUUAAUUAGAUGUGAUUACAGUCAGCAGGCCUAACCAUAGUCAGCUCUAGUUUUAUGUUAUUAAUGUCAGUGAGGCUGAUGUUCAUGUCUGCAGUAACAGUCCAGAGGAAUCCAAGAGAAGAAGGAGCUCAGGGCCUGAGGUGGACAAUCAUAGACAGUAGUCAACUCUAGUUUUAUGUUAUUAAUGUCAGUGAGGCUGAUGUUCAUGUCUGCAGUAACAGUCCAGAGGAAUCCAAGAGAAGAAGGAGCUCAGGGCCUGAGGCAGACAAUCAUAGACAAUGCGGCUAGAGUCAGGCAGGUCUGCAGCAGCCAUCAGUCCAGAGCAACCUAGGGGGCUGGGUCUCAGAGACAUAAAGAGAGAUCUGGUUAGCAAUUUUAUGGGAGAAAAUGACUUUAAUGUACAGGAUAAUGAAGUAACUAAUUAUGGACUUUGCUAAAUUAAUUUAAGGUGAUUAAAGUUAAAACUCAGGUUUUAUUUUAUAGAUGUCAGUUAGGCUGACGUACGUGUCUGCAGCAACGGCCCAGAGGAGCCUAAGAGAUGGAGGAGCUCAGGGCCUAAGGUGGACAAUCAGGGAUGAUGCAGCUGGGGUCAGGCAGUUCUGCAGCAGACCGUCUGCAGCAUUAGUCCAGUGGAAGCUAAGAGACUCAGAGACACUCAGAGAGACAGAAAUCUGGUUAGUGACUUAUAUGGGACAUAAAGAUCUAAAGGAGAGAUAGAGACAGACUCUAGCUCAGUGUGCCAGAUAACCCGGCAGUCUAGACCUAUAGCAGCAUAACUAAGAGCUGGUUCAAAUCAGCCCCAACUUUAUGCUUUAUCAAAGAGGAAUGUUUUAAGUCUACUCUUGAAAGUUGAGAGGGUGUCUGCUCCCCAAACCUCGAGCGGUAAAUGAUUCCAGAGGAGAGGUGCCUGGUAGCUGAAAGCUCUUCCUCCAAUACUACUUUUAGAGACCUUUGGUAUAACGAGCAGGCCUGCAGACUGUGAGCGUAACAGUCUAGACGGAAAGUACAGUAUAACAAGCUUGUCGAGAUAUGAUGGAGCCUGGCUGUUAAGCGCUUUAUAUGUCACAAGGAGGAUUUUAAACUCAAUUCUAGAUUUAAUAGGGAACCAAUGAAGAGAGGCUAAGACAGGAGAGAUGUGCUCCCUUCUUCUGGUUCUAGUCAAUACCUGAGGUGCUGCAUUUUGGACCAGCUGAAGAGUCCUUAAAGACUUACUGGAGCAGCCUGAUAAGAGAGAAUUACAGUAAUCCAGCCUAGAGGUAACAAAGGCAUGGACUAGUUUUUCCGCAUCACUCUGAGACAGGAUGGGUCUAAUUUUUGAGAUAUUGCGCAUGUGGAAAAAGCUAUCCUAGAGAUUUGUUGAAUGUGGGAGCUAAAGGACUAAUCCUGAUCAAAUAAAACUCCCAGAUUUUGCACAGUGGGGCUGGAUGCCAGACUGAUGCCAUCUAGUGUAGCUAUAUUAUUAGAGAAUGCCUCUCUAAGGUGUUUAUGACCGAGGACAAGAACUCCAGUUUUAUCUGAGUUGAGCAUUAGAAAGUUAUUGGUCAUCCAGGAUUUCAUAUCUUUGAGACAAGCUUCUAAUUUGGUAACCUGGUUUGCUUCUUCUGGCUUCAUGGAUAAGUAUAACUGGGUGUCAUCUGCAUAGCAGUGGAAAUUAAUCAAGUACUUCCUCAUAAUUUUACCCAGAGGAAGCAUGUACAAGAUAAAGAGGAUCGGUCCAAGCACUGACCCUUGCGGGACUCUGUAGCAGACCUUGGUGUGCGCAGAGGAUUCAUUAUUAAUAUGGACAAACUGGGAUCGAUCCGUUAGAUAAGAUCCGUGCUGUGAUGGGUUCUAAAUCCAGACUGGACAUCCUCCAAUAAACCGUUGUUAUGAAGAAAAUCACAAAGUUGAUUUGCAACAACUUUCUCCUGGACUUAAGCAAUAUAAGGAAGGUUGGAUAUUGGUCUAUAGUUAGCUAGGGUGCUGGGGUCAAGAGUAGGUUUUUUAAGGAGAGGCUUAAUCAAUGCAGUCUUAACAGACUGGGGAACAUAUCCUGUUAAUAAAGACGUGUUGAUCAAGUUAAGCAAGGAUGUACUGAUCAAAGGAAGAGUUUCCUUCAGCAGUUUAGAUGGAAUUGGGUCCAAAAGACACAUAGAUGGUUUGGCUGCCAGCACCACUGACUUUAACUCGGGAAGGUCAAUAGGUGCAAAGUUACUAAGGUGCACCAGAGGCCUUAGGGGCUCCUCAACAAUUUCAGGGUUAUCUAAGAGAGAGACACCUGAAGAAGGCAAGAGGUUAUUAAUUUUACCUCUUAUUUUUAAGAUUUUUUCAUUGAAGAAGCUUAAGAAGUUGUCGCUGCUGAGGGCUAAUGGGAUACAUGGUUCAGCAGUGCUCUGACAGUCCGUCAGUCUGGCUACAGUGCCGAAGAGAUAUCUGGGGUUAUUCUUAUUUUCUUCAAUAAGAGACAAGUAGUAAGUUGUCCGAGCACGUCGGAAGGCCUUCUUAUAUUUAUCAAGACAUUCCUGCCAGAGAAAACGAGCUUCAGCUGUUUUGGAAGAGCGCCAAAUCCUUUCUCGUCUUCUUAAUAACUGUUUCAGCUCACGAGUUUCAGCAUUAUACCAUGGAGCCAGCCUCUCGCGUGUAAGGAGUGACACGGAGCAGACCGCUAUAUUUUUACUCUGAGUCAGCACAUACAUGAAGAUCUAUAUCGAUAUAUUCUGAUCUAAAUCUGAUCUGAUGAGCGAGUUUGGCACGGGUUUGGACACUCUACCUGACCGAAUUAACACAGCUGAAGCCGCAUUAAAUUAAAUAUCCAGUAAACAGUUACACAUGAUAAAGUUAACAAGAUACUUAAUUCGUCCACCCGCUUAUCCUCCUUCUUCCUUGCGUAGCUUGAUAGGUGUUAUGCCGUGGAAUGCACCCCUGCCGUAGAAUGCAUCCCCUGCAUCCCAUCCACUCAUUAGCUUCUUAAAGUGGAAAAAAAUUAUCUCAUAUUUAAAAAAAACAUGAGUAUUGGAUCAUGACAACAUGUCAAAUGGAGCAACAAACUUUCGUUCUGUUUUUAGGUAUUUAAAAAAUGCACAUUCAGGGGUGUACUUGGGUAUUUAAACUGUACAGUAAGCGUUUAAGGUAGAGAACAUUAUAUUUUCGGGGCAGCAAAUAUUCCGAAUCAGAGGGCUAUUGUUUUCGGCUUAUCUGAAUAGCCUGAAUUAAAUCAUUAAAGGCACACGCUUUAGAAUCAGUCCGACGGUAAGGAAAACUUGGAUUAUUCCGCCUUGUUAUGUACUUUCAACUGUGCUCCCGUCAGGGGUGCACUCUACGGCAGGGGUACAUUCUAUGGCACAACACCUGACAUGUCUCCGUGUCCUCUCUCCGUCCUGCUACAGCUGCUGCUGCUGUGGCGGCGGCUGAACAGAUGAUUUGUUUCAAUGAUCAGAUGAGAUUUUUACUUUAAGCCUACAUAUGAAUAUUAUAAUAUUCAGUUUUGUGAGCCAGAUUUAUUUUACAUGCCAACAUCUAUGAAAGAGAGAGCCAGGCCACGGAGCGUGAUGCUUCAUUACGCACAGAUGGUUCCGAUUUUAAUUCCAUUAUUGGAAUUUAUGUUGUGAUCUGAGUGCACAACCCACCUCUGUCACGUGAGGUUUGAAUAUAUGCAACUUUAUGUGAGUGUCUUUAUUUGUGGAAAAUGGUGUUUGUCUUAUCAGUGGGUACAACCUUACACACACACCAAAUCCAUCUGUGCUUAUAUGAGACAGUGUGGAGGACUCUGCAGCGCUUACAGCGACACUUGUUGAGGGGCUGCCUUCUCUAGCCAUUGUGUUGCAUUGCUGUCUUCAGACAUCUCUUGAUCUCUUUGACUACUGCACGAAAAUAAUACGCCUCGCCGGUGGCGGAUUUAAAGGCGAGGAGAGGAGCUGAUGUUAUUGGUCAAUACAGUUCUCGGCUGUGUUAAACCCACUCCAUGCCCUCUCUCCUCCCUCACUCAAAUAUUUAGUUAUUCAAAAUCCGUUCUACAUUACAUGCUGAUGUCAUGUGAAUGAGCUAGCCUAUGGAAUGUAUGAAUGUUCAUUUCAUUAUUAAAGCUUGUGUAACUAAUUGUUGUUUACACAAAUGUUGAAUUAUUGAGUGUUUUUUUUCAGAGGGUUCUAAAUAAAAGAAGUCUUGUUAAUAACGUAACUUGUUGAAUAUAUCAUUUAAACUACAUUUCCACGUGGCAAUUUCAUAUAAACUAUGCAUCAACUGAAUUUACAAAAAAUGUACUAUAUCAUGAUGUAUAUCGUAUCGGGAUAUAAAAUGAGCUAUAUCGGGAUAUGACCAAAAUCUCAUAUCGUGCAGCCCUAAUCCACAUGAAUAUUAAAGUCAACAAUGACAAUGACUUUGUCUGCACGAAGGACUAGAUCAGAUAGAAACUCUGAGAAUUCUGACAAAAACUCAUAGAGUAUGGGCUCGGAGGGCGAUAAACUAUAGCAAAUACCAGUGGUCUCAUGGUCUUUGAGGCUGGAUGCAGAAGACUGAGAACAAGACUUUCAAAAGAGUUAUAAUCCAGUUUUGGUCUUGGGUUAAUUCCAAGACUGGAAUUGUAAAUAGCUGCAACUCCACCACCUCGGCCAGAGUCCUGAGGAAUGUGAAAGCUUAGGUGGCUAGGAGGAGUGAAUUCAUUCAAGCUGACAUAUUCAUCCUGAUGCAGCCAAGUUUCAGUUAGGGAGAGUAAAUCAAUGCGAUAAUCAGAGAUUAGUUCAUUUAUUAUCACAGAUUUGGAACUUAAAGACCUUAUGUUCAGUAGACCACAUUUUAUUUUACUACUACUCGGUUCAGCUAUGUUAGCAGUUUUAAUUCUAGUAAGGUUCUUGUUAUUUACUCCUUACUUUACACCUUUGUUAAUCGAUCGGUUGGAAUUAAAGAGCCGAGGACGAGGGACACAGUCUCUUUAUUAAAGUGACAGUAGCUAAGAGGCUGCUCUAACAAAAGUGCAGAGGAACAUGUAGAACUGCGGCUAUGCUCCCUGAUCUCCAUAUCAAACUGAUUGUAGCUAAGAAGCUGCUCUGAAGGGAGUACAGAGGGGCGUUUUACACUGCGGCUCUGCUCCCUGAUCUCUAUAUCAAACUGAUCGGAAAUAGGAGGCUGCUCUGAAGGGAGUACAGAGGGGUGUUUUACACUGCGGCUCUGCUCCCUGAUCUCUAUAUCAAACUGAUUGUAGCUAGGAGGCUGCUUUGAAGGGAGUACACGGGGGAAUUUUACACUGCGGCUCUGCUCCCUUGUCUCUGUAUAUAAGUGGUAGUGGCUGGGAAGCUGCUCUAAAGGAGGCGCAGGGGGGUGUAUAGGACUGCGGCCCUGCUCCCUGAUCUCUGCUUUGAAUUGUCAGUGGUUCGAGCUAAUAAAAUCGGCCAGAUUUCUGGAUGAACAGGCCGCUCCAUCUCGAGUGGGAUGAAUGCCGUCCCGACUAAUCAGACCAGGCUUGCCCCAAAACGACUUCCAAUUAUCAAUGAAGCCCACGCCGUUUUGCGGACACCACCUCGACAGCCAGCAGUUGAAUGAUGAGAUACAGAUACACAUCUUAUCAGUUGUCUGAUCGAGCAGGGGACCAGAGAAAACUAUGGAGUCCGACAUGGUUUUGGCAUAUUCACACACCGAUUCCACGUUCAAUUUAGUGACUUCCGACUGGCAGCGUUGGGAGUCAUUAACGCCGACAUGUAUUACAAUCUUACGGAAUUUACGUUUAGCCUUUGCCAGCAGUUUUAAACUACCUUUGAUGUCACCCGCUCUGGCCCCCGGAAGACACUGAACUGUGGCCGCUAACUUCGCUAAUUUCACAUUUCGGACUACAGAGUCUCCAAUCACAAGAGCGUCAGGCUCAGCAGGUGUGUUGCUGAGUGGGGCAAAUUUGUUUGAAAUGUGAAUAUGGUGGUCUAACGUGGGCGUCUUAGGCCUGCUGCUAUGCUUCCCUUUCAUAGUGACCCAACCACUACUACAUCCCGGCUGCUCGGGAUCUGCCGGGGGGAAGCUAAGCUUGGCUGACCCGCACUGGCUACCAUGUCCUGGCUGGCUACCGCUACUCUAGCAUCGGUGCGGAGCCGCUUUUCUAACUCUGUAAUCCUCGCCUCCAGAGCUAAGAAUAUACUACACUUAAAGCAGGUAUCGUUAUUGUCUAAGGAGGACGAGGAGUAACUUAACAUCUGACACACUGAGCAUUCAAUGGCAGGGGUGCAUUCAACGGCAUAACACCAGACCAAGAACAGUCGGAGACUGAGAACGACAAAACGCCUCGGCUGUAUCCUCCUAUUAAAAAGGUUUCCUUCGGCAGUAUGGAGGUUUUAUGGCUUCACAAAACAGACGGAGCAGGUAAACCUGACACCAAUCUGCAGGUUAUGCCAUAAGGAAGUUGCAACACCGUUGUCUAACACUUCAAACCUACGUACCCACCUCCACGAACACCAUCCAGUACCGUUCACUCAAAUCAAGGUAAAAACAACAUGACCGCAACAAGUUUGGUCUACUCUACUGCUUAUUAUUCCGUUAGUGAUGUUUCUGCUAACUUUAGCUCCAAAAAGCUAAUGCUCCCAACGUCCUGUUCUCUGCCUCUUGCUCAUAUUGUUUGUGCGUGUCAUGCUGUGCACAGAGAAGUGCUCUCGCAGUUUUUUGCCAUCUUUAAUAACAAUAAAGGCAAUGCGCUAAUAUCGUGAUAAUAUCAUGAAUCGGGAUAUUUUGGGCCACCAAUAUUGUGAUAUCAAGUUUUUCAUAUUGGCACAUGCCUAGUGCCCAUAUAAACAGUGGAUUCAGAUUUUCUGAUCCCUCAAAUUUUUAAUUGGAUCAAGAAAUUUUUCAUAUGUAAAUAUGGCUAUUAAUCGAUUGACAAUUUAAUUUCCACAUUGAUGACUACUUUGGAAGUUUUCAUGUUUGGGUUGGUUUCUGUUCUUACAUUACAGUAUGUUGUCGUUCUUUGUCACCAUCUUUAAAAGCUUUCUUUUUCUGGUUAAGGAUUGCUUUCAUGUCUCUUGUGAUCCAGAGUUUGCUGUUGGGGAAACAGUGAACAGUCUUUGUUGGUAUAACUGUGUCUCUACAGAAGUUGACAUAUUCAGUAAAGCAGUCAACCUGAUUGUCAAUGUUCAUACUAUUCACAUCUGUUUCCAGCAGCACAUUCCAGUCUGUUGAUUUAAAACAGUCCCUUAGAGCUUCACUGGCUUGAGGUGUCCAUCUUCUGAUUUUGACUUUGGUCACAGGCUGCCUCAGUACACAAGGUCUGUAACAGGUUUGGAGAUGGACCAAGUUAUGAUCUGACUUGCCCAGUGGUGGUUAGGCAGUGGCUCUGUAAGCUUCUUUGACAUUGGCAUACAGAAGAUCCAGGGUUUUGUUAUCUCUGGUAGGACAGUUCACAAACUGUGUGAAUCCAGUCAGGUGAGAGGAGAGGCUGACAUGGUUGAAGUCUCCUGAUAUUAUUAUUAGUGCCUCGGGGUGUUGAGUCUGUAGCCUGGCAACACUAGUAUGCAAAACAUCGCAUGGGAUUUCUUUAGUUGAUUUGGGUGGAAUGUAAACAACUAUUGUUAUGAUAUGACUAAAUUCUCUUGGAACAUAAUAUGGCUGAAGAGCAACUGCCAACAGUUCAAUAUCUGGACAACACAACUUCUCCUUGACAGUUAUCUGUGAAGGGUUACACCAUCUCUGGUUAACAAAUAAAGCCAGACCUCCUCCUUUCUUCUUGCCACUAGCUUGAGCAUCUCUGUCUGACCAUGUGAGAGUGAAGCCAGGUAGAUCCACACUGGAGUCCGAGUUGUUUUGAUUCAACCAGGUUUCAGUAAAACAAAGGAGACUGCACUCAUGGUAUGCUUUCUCAGUCUUCACCAAUAUCUCAAGCUCAUCGCUUUUGUUGGGCAGAGAGUUGACAUUUUCCAUGAUGAUUGAUGGAAUAAAGGGUUUAUAUCACCAACUCUUAGCAUUCAGCUUUGCCUUCACCUUUGCACCAGCACGGCAACCACAAUAACACCCGUGUGUUGUGUGUGUGUGUGUGUGUGUGUGUGUGUGUGUGUGUGUGUGUGUGUGUGUGUGUGUUUUUCUUGAAAAAGGUGGAUGCUGCCCUGGGGUCAGAGGAGAUGGUAGAAACCCUAACUGAGAGGAACCUUGACCUGGAGGAGAAAGUUAGAGAGUUGAGGGAAACAGUAACAGAUCUGGUUUGUACAACUGCUUACAUGAUUUCUAAUUGCUCCACUUGCAUAUUACCACAUUAAGUUGUCACACCCUAAUUUAGGCUUGUGACAACAGGAAGCCAUCAAUGACAUGAAUGACGAGCUCCAGGAAAAUGCCCGAGAGACAGAAAUGGAACUAAGGGAGCAGCUGGACCUGAGUUCAGCAAAGGUCCGAGAGGCUGACAAAAGGGUAGAGGCUGCUCAAGAGACUGUUGCUGAUUACCAGCAAACUAUCAGCAAAUACAGAGAUCACACCACCAGGCUACAGGUAGGUGGAGUGGAGGUUAAUAUGUAUCCCAAGGGAAAUUGUUAGAGCAUUAUAUGUACUGGAUGGAGAGGUGUGGGUGAGUGGAUAUCCAGUCUGUUUUUUCCCCUUGUUUACUAGGAGGCCAACAGAGAGUUGAUCAGUCAGCAGAAUGCGAAUGCUGACCAAGUUCAACAUCCUCCUGCUGACCUAUUUGACUUUAAGAUUAAAUUUGCAGAGACCAAGGCUUAUGCAAAGGUAGGAAAUCUUAAAAAGCUCUAUCCAUGUUGGGUUCUCUGGCUUAUCGUGGUGUAACAGUUUUACUUCCUUGAGAAAUUUCUCUAUCUUUGUAACUAGGCCAUUGAGAUGGAGCUGAGAAAAAUGGAAGUUGCUCAGUCCAUCAGACAAGUAUCUCUACUCACAUCUUUUAUGCCAGACUCCUUCAUUUGUCAUGGUGGAGAUCAUGACUGUGUUCUAGUGCUCCUGCUCAUCCCCAGGCUCAUCUUUAAGGUAUAAAGCUGUGGUGUGAUUUUGAGUCAACAACAUUUUGAGUCAUGUAUACUGUCAUCUCAUUUUUAUCUCUUCAGCUAGUUUCUGUAGUAAGGCUAUUCGAAUUUGUGUCUAUGUUUCCAUUAAUUUCUAGGCUGACCUUAUCAGUAAACAGACCCAAGUCAAGUUUGGCUUGGAUGGGAACAUUGCCUAUGGGCCUGGGCUCAGAGGGCCUCCUGGAGAACAACUUAGUUUUGCCUCAGGAUUGGUGUACUCCUUAAGCUUGUUGCAGGUUACUCUCCACAUAUACGAACAGUAAGCACUGCAGAUGAUCUUGUGUUUUUUAAAUUUUAUUUUAACAUGAUUUGUUGUCAGAAAAGAUAAAGACAGAGGCCCAAGCUUCUGACAAUAAAUCCAGAUUAAUUCCUCUUUACAAAAGAAAAUUGUAAUAUUUUGUCUUCAAUUGAUUACUUUAGCUGUGAUACUGUAAACUUAAUUUGGUGACAUAGUGAUUACUUUAUCUUUUUCUCUGAUGUGGUUCUAGGGCACUGAAUAAUUGCAGCGUGGAGAUUUUUAAAUGCAUGGGAACACUCUACACGGAAAUGAGCUUCCAUGAACGCUCUUUGGAUUAUUUCAUUGACCUGCUACAUAAAGAUCAGCUGGAUGAGACUGUGCAGGUUGAACCUUUGAAGAAGGCAAUGAAGUACUAUCAGGUAAUAGAUACAGGUUGUGUAUAGCAGUGGCGAUUGCUCUAAGACUGCAAGGGAAGCUCGGCUUCCCUUAAAAUGUCACCCCUCAAAAAAAAGAAAAAGUGGUGAAAUACGUACUGUUGUGUGUACAUUUCAUUAACUAAAUACGCACUAGAAAGCCUUCAUCUUUUGUUCAGACACUGUGAUAAGAAGCUGAUAAUCACAGGUAACCGGCAUAACUUCGUUCUCAUUCAUCCUCGCAGCGCCUCAGCGCUUUAAACAGCCGGACGCUGGGCUUCUGCUGACUUCAAUGUGGAAGCUUAAAGUGGGUUGUUCCAGCAGCGAAACUAGACGCUCAUUGGAUAAAUGCUGGGCUUUGUCCCGCCCAUCGGAAGCCCAGCUUCACUGGAGUUCUAUGGCGAGAGGGCGGUCCCGACUUUCUCCCGGACUCCAAGCUUCUGCAUCCAUGAUUGGAUGAGCUGUCUGAGGCGAAAUCCUUUUUUGAUUGACAGCUAAACAAGCGAAUCAGCGAUCUUGAAGAAUAAAACAUCUACCAGAGCAUUUUCCAAGUUAUUCAUUCCGUUGUUCUUAACUGCUCCGGAGACCUUACCGAUCCUCAGCGACUCUUGUCUUUGUUAAAAAUGACUGCCGUUGUGUUUGGCGACUCUGUUCUGUUACAUACUAAUAAACAAAUACAAUUAUGAUGUAGGCCAGAAAAAUGAGCUUCCCCUCCUUGAAAGACCAGCAGCCACCAUUGGUGUAUAGAUAUGUGAAACUGUUGAGUACAUCCUUGCAACAUCCCUUCAGAUGGAAUUGAACCCUGAACAAAGAUAGUCCAGUUUUACAACUAUUGUUCUGGGAAAAAAAUCUAUGUAUCUGUGGCUGUUAGGGAAAAGGUGUUAUUGCAGGCUUGAGGAAAGGCUGAAAUCUUUUUGGAUACUUUUAAAAUCUUAUUAAGUCCUCCUGGUUCCUACCCCAGCAUUAACAUCCAGAUUUGUACAGACGUCAGACUUGCAUUUUCGACAACCAUUUAAUUGCGUAAGCCAUUUUUUUUUUUUUUUGGUCAUUCUUCAGUUUUUCUUUCUUUUGUCCUUCAGCAACUACAGGUCAUCCACCUGUCGGAUCACACAGAAGACUGCACAGUGCAACUGGCUGAUCACAUAAAAGUAUUUAAUUUACUUCAUAGUUACUGUAUUACAUUGCAGAGAUUUAUUACUUUUUCUCUUCUUGCAGAGUGAAUAGAAUUUUUUCCACUUUGUGCCUCCAAGCAAGUAGCAUAUCCCUUUUCUAAGACUGUUGAGCAAACCUAAAACCUUUCAGAAGACACACAUUUUAAUUAAAUGAACUGUGGAAAGCAAAAUGUAAAUCAGAAUAUACCAGAGAUUUUUUUUAAAUUUCCAACACGCACAAUCUUCCUCUAGUUCACCCAGAGUGCCCUAGACUGCAUUGGAGUGGAGGUAGCUCGUCUACGAUCAUUCCAGGCAGCAGGUCAGGAGAGCACUGGCUUCAGCAUUUUUCUAAAAGAUCUCAACACUUCCUGCUCUGACAUCAAACAGUUCUGCAAAAAGAUCCACCGUCGCAUGCCUGGAACAGAUGUAGUGGGGGUACCUGCAGCCAUAAAUUUUGGACCACAGGUAUUUAAUUAAGUCACAAAUACAUAUGAGUAAUUCAACAUAAACUAAAUGACUGCUGAUACAGCUCGAAGAUGGUUUGAUAAAAGCAAGUUCUAAGAAAUUCCUCUUCAUCUCUUUAAUGUCUACCACACUUUGUGCUACUUGUAUUCUGCUGACACAAUGACCACAAAAAUGAUAUGGUGUAAAAAUUUGAUAUCUUGUGUGUUGUCUGGGAGGUGUCAGAGGCUCUGACAGAGAGCAGGCGCCAGCUGACCCAAGUGGUGGCUGUGCUGCAGAAGGUGGUAGUAGCAGGAGCUCAGAUGGUUGCUCCACUGGCAGAACAGGAGGGGAUUAACUCUCUGAAUUUGGAAGAUAUAGCCUGCAAUGCUGUUGAACAGGUAAUUCAAAUGUGAAUUAGUGUGUAUCUAUCAAAUUUAAACUGUCUGGGAAAGUAUACCAUCAAGUAUGAAGCACAAAGUGUACCUUUAAAAAGAUUAAAAUUGAAAUAGAUUCUUAAAGAUGCUAUUUUUGUUUUCUAAUUAUUUUUAGAAUUUUCUGUUUAAGAAAACUUGACAAGAGGUGGGUUAGGGAAUUACUACAUCUAUUCUUUUUAUCCAAGGUGUAUGGCUCUCUUGGUGUUAAUUGUCUAGACCAGGGGUCGGCAACCUUAAACACUCAAAGAGCCACUUGGACCAGUUUCCCACAGAAAAGAAAACACAGGGAGCCGCAAAACCUCUUUGACAUCUAAAAUGAAGAUAACAUUGCAUAUAUCUUUUUUUUUUACCUUUAUACAAAGUAUAUAAAAAACUGUAGCGAGUUGCAUUUAUGAAAUAAAUGAACUAUUUCGGCGAGUGUCUGUCUUCUUCUGUAGUUAAACCGCAAGAUAUCAAAAUCUACCCGGAUACAGCAAUGCUGCUUUUUGAUUGGCUGUUCAGUAGAUAUACUUUAUUUGAUUGGCUUGUGCGUGGCACGCAGCUUCUGAACUCUCGGAGGAACUCAGUUGAUUUCUCCCAGUUCAAUAGUUGAAGAAGUGCAACUUGGUGGACAUCACUGUGUUCAUUUAAAUGCGUGAGAAAUACAAUGUGUGGUGUGUGAGCGUGUGAACGAGUGGGAAUGCGUGUGUCAUACGCUGAAUGCGUGAGACUUGAGAGCCCUGUGCUCACGCAUCAUCGAUGUACUCCCGAGCCAUGCAAAACGGUCUUUGCAAAUGUUGCACUGAACGCCUUCCUUUUCAGUCUUGGUGAAGUUUUCCCACACCACUGAUGUUUUAGGUCGGGAUUUGGGUUGGGUUGUGUCCAUGUUUUUCUCAGCCGCUGCCUCGGCCAUGGCUGUUUCUUUUCUGUGCGUCCUGCUGAUUGUUUACACGCCGGUGUCCAUGGACAUAUAUAAAGACCCGACGAAUCGAUCACAGAAUUUGUUGGCAACGGAUUUUUUCGUCACGACGAAUCUACUUAAUCGAUUCGUUGUUGCAGCCUUAAUAGUUUAUUUAAUGUUACAAGAGCAUUAUAAUCUUUGAAUUUAGAAUUACAAAAAAAAAAAAUAAUAAUGAUAAAAUAAAAUAAAAUGCAAUUAAGUAUUUAUUAUUUAUUUUCCAAAUCCAUUGGGAGCCGCAGCUUAGGGAAGAAAGAGCCGCAUGCGGCUCCAGAGCCGCGGGUUGCCGACCCCUGGUCUAGACUGGCUGCGACAGUCAUGCAGCUCUGUCAUUACAACCAUGAACAAGAUGGCCAUAGCUAUGCAGGAAGGAGAGUUUGAUGCUGACAAACCCCAGGGAAAGGUAUUUGUAUGCCUUUCCAAUUUGGUGUUGUAAUAAUUAAGGCAUAUGGUCACGAAUGGUCAUUUCUUCCCUGCUUUAAUUUGGUCAUAUUUCCUAACAUUUCCCCAGACUCCUCCAGUGGAGAUCAGAGCAUCCACAGUCAGAGGAGAGAUGACUGAUGCUGAAGGUGUAGGAGUGAAACUAGAAGACAAAGAGACUGUUAUCAUUGAGCUCAAGAAGUCUCUCAAAAUUAAGGUGACACCCCCCAGUUGAAUACAUUUUAUCAAAACCUCUCUAAUUUUUGUGCCAGGGGAAGUGUUCUGAUUAAGCCUGCUGUUUCGACAUGACAUGAGUAAUGGUAACUUUUACUGAUUCUUUCUGUUCUCUUUGCCACAGGGUGAGGAACUCAGUGAAGCCAACGUGUGA
This is a messenger RNA of Xyrichtys novacula (pearly razorfish), 91570 nucleotides long. The record is from the annotation of a GenBank genome assembly. NCBI's taxonomy places the organism in Eukaryota, Metazoa, Chordata, Actinopteri, Labriformes, Labridae.